UGUGGGAGACCGUCUAGCCUCUACUCUAUGGUAACGCUGGAGGUAGAGCGACUGGUGAGGGCUAAGGCCGCUCGUUGCUGGAGGACCCGAGCUUCACCCCGGGGGAGUGAGAAGAGAUAAAAUGGCCGCCGUGAGGCCGCCCCGGCCUGUCUGCCGUGUCCCAGUUCUGUUACGGACGGGGAGGUGAAGAAGGCGGCGGCCCGGAGGGGGGGAGGGUGGUGGACGGAGGACCAUGGGCUCUCAGACUCUGCAGAUCCUCCGGCAGGGAGUGUGGGCUUCCAUCACCGGGGGCUGGUACUACGACCCUCACCAGAGCACCUUCGUCAACACCCUGCACCUCUACAUCUGGCUCUUCCUGCUCUGCUUCCCCUUCACCCUGUACAUGGUGAGUCCAGCCUCACUCACUGCCUGCCUGCCUGGCUCCAUCAUGGCUGCGCCUGGGCCUAGACACCCCCAGACAGUCCUGGGGGGAUAAUACUCAGGGUGAUGCCCACCUACCUACAUGGGGCAGGGGCACCAGCCAGGCACCUGCACCCCCAGACAGCCAGGCAAGUCCCCACCCCCUCCAUGAUCACCAUUUUAAUCCUGGGUUUUUAUAUUUUGUUAUUCCCUGCCCCCCCCUUUCCUCCUGUGAUUGUUCUUUGACAGGGUGGACCACUUUCUCCCUCAUUUCAAUGUCUAAAGCAGAGGAGGAAGGGGAGAGGGAUGGAUGAGCGUUAUGGGAGUUAUCCUGUCAGCCUUCAAUAUCUGGUUUUACUACUUCUUAGGUGUGUAGACUGAGAGAGAGACUGUGUCAGGAAGUAAGGAUGACCAAAAUUGUAUCACCAUGAUGUUAUAAAAAUAUAACCCCCCCUCUCAUUUCAAUGUCUAGAGUAGAGCUGGCAAACUUUUGGCAAUGAAGCUGUUAAAGGGUUUGGGGGAGGGUUGUUGUAGCUGGCUGAGUGUGUAAUUCUUCUGUUAGCCAGCCGUCGGUUUUUUUUUUUUUUUAAUUUUUUUUAUACAAGACCCCUAAGUAAUACCCACCUACCUGCAUAUGGCAGUGACUGAGAGGCAGGAUGUCCCACCCCACCGUGAUCACCAUUUUAAUCCAGUUUUUUUUUUUGUUUGUUUUAUACUCUGAUUGUUCUUUGACAGGUUUUACUACUUUCUCUCUCAUUAGUGUCUAAAGAGAUGGUUACGUUUUGGCACUGUGGCUGUUAAGAGUUGACUGAGUGUUAUGGGAGUCCUCCUGUCAGGCAGCCAUCUCUGUUUUUACCACCUCCCAGGUAUAGACUGAGAGACUGUCAAAGAGGUUGAAAAUUGUCUAAUCCUUAUGUUGUAAAAAUAUAACCCUUCAUUUCAAUGUCUAAAACAAGGCUGGCCAAGUUUUGGCACCGUAAAAUGGUUGGGGUGGUUGUUACACUAGCUGAGCGUUAUGGGAGUUCCUGUCAGACAGCCAUCUUUUUAUUUAGAACCAUUUCCCUCAGUAUAGACUGAGACCGAUUGUCUCCAGAGCUAAGGAUGAACAAAAUUGUAUAAUCCUGAUGUUAUAAAAAAUAUAAUUCCACUCUUUUUCCUUUAUAGUGGCAUUGUGCAUCAUGGGAGUUGUUGCACAUCAGUUUGAGAUCUACCUGUUUGUCAUCACUUGUUUAAGGCUUAAUUUAGAACUUCUUUAAGAAUGAUUGUAUUUGUGUUCACUUAACUAGCAAAUUGAAUUCCGAAUAAUGUUUACACUAAGAGCUACUUUGGAAACAUUGCCUCAGCUUAGCGAACAUGUUACCAGAAAAACAUUGUUUGAUUUCAAUUUGCUGCACGUUCAUAACAAGUUCAUAGUUUCUUGAAUAAAUGCCCUGUUUGCUUGAUAUCUGCCAAUAGUGACAUUCCGAAUUCUUGCAUUAAAAGGCUUUGGGCUAUGUUAGUGUAAUGAUAUGUAUAGAAGAUGUGUGCUGUUAUAAUGGCAAAGGAACUGGUGGCUUGUUGUAUUGAAGAGGCAGUAUAAUCCAUGCAGUGGUUAUGUUGCCAGGAGUCAAUAUGAACAAAACCAGUAUAUGUAUAUUUCUCUUGCCCAUCUAUGUAGAGGGGCCAGCAAUGGGCACCCACGAAUCAUGUGUAAGUGUCAAGCUGAUCUGAAACAAUGCACGGUGCCAGGAGACUCCUUAGACCAUAAAUCAUUGCACCACACUGUAGUGGUUAUGGUGCUUAGAGUACCCGUUUAACAAAAGCUAAUACAGUCAUUACUUGCCAGGAAUGGUAUUGACUUAAUCAUUUGGUAACUUUAGCUAGUAGUUUUUGUGUUCACUGCCUACUGGUGACACAUACAAAUUGUCAUAUUUAUGUUUACUUUUAUGACUUGUCUGUUUCUUGAUAUAGAUCCAUUUCUCAUCAAGAUAAUUCUACAUUUUAAAGGCUACUUGUGUAUAUAUAACAGUGAUGACUAGACUGAAACAUAAAUCUUUACUGGUAAUUUCCUGCAUUUAAAGGCAACUGUGUUGGGACUACUGGGCUUGAUAUCCCAUAAACCUAAACUUUACCUGAGUUUAUGGAAUAUUUUCAGUGCUCCCUUAAACCAGUGUGUCCAUUAAGAAAACUCAGUUGGUUACUAGUCAAGGUAAAAGCUGCAGUUUUGCAGCAAACAAGUAACAAACACAGGUGUCAUUUUGCAUGCGUUUGCAUUGUUCUGAAUGGAUUAAAACCGCAUUGGGGCCUCAAUUUGUUCCUUGAGUAUCUUUCAUAUGUUUCUAGGAAUUGUAGGUAUUUUUUUUCCCCUCCUGUUUUAUUUGUAUUCUGUUGUACUUGUCCCUGGAUAGUUUGCUGUAUUUUGUAUCACUUUCUCGAUAUUUUCUUUUCCUACACUUCCUACGUUUAGAGGGACUUCAUUUUAAUGAAUUAGUUUUGGUGCAUAGACCAUGUCCCUACAGCCUUUCAAUGUGAAACAUGACAAAUUUUCCCCAUGAAGCUCUUUGGUUUUUAAAGGUCUGUACAUUCAGUGUCAUCACAAAAAUGUACGCUGGGAAUGUUAAUCAUAGAGAAGCAUUGGAUUCAGUGCUUCUCAUUGAGACAUGUCUGGCAGAUUAGGAUUUGAACUGAGAUCAGAAGAGGCAGAACCUGUCCUUGGACAUUCUUGUAUUGUUUCUAUUUAUAUAUUUUUUUUUCAAUUACUUUUUUUAUUGCGGCAACUGCACGUCAAACAAAGACAAUACAUUAAAUGUCAAGGAUAACAAUUGUAUUUAGGAAAAGUUCACAAAGCUAGUUGAUGACUUAUUUUAUUAUAAUAAAAAUUAAAACAAGAAUGUGAAAAAAAAAAAGAUAGCCAUGAAACAUGUUUAGGCUGGUGGGGCUACACGAGUCUGAAUAUUGGAGAGAACCAAAUAGUGCACUUAUAAUUAUGAUUUAAGGCUCGAUUUCUGUGACUGGCUAUGUCUUACCAAGGGUGCAUCACGGAAAUUUUGGGGUGUGUAAGUUGAGGCAGAUAACGGAGGACAUGGUAUAUUCCAACCUUCAGCAAGAGUAAUGAUGGCGAGCGAAGUUUGGAUAAAAAGAUCGUAGCAUAUGAUACAUUGAUUUUCCAUGCAUCACAUAUCUUUAAAAAAAAUAAACAAAAAAACAGUUGAGCAAUAAAGAGUAAUGUAAUAAAAACAAGAGGCCAUGUUUGAAGAUAGUCCCUGAGAGUAGAUUAUCUUUUUCUUGAGGGAGGAAGAGAACCACUUUAGAUUCCACAUGCCCAUUGAAGGAAAACCCAUAAGCUCAUGAGGCACUUUAAAAAUGCCCACCAUCUUAAAGUAACACUAUAGUCACCAGAAUAACUACAGCUUAAUGUAGUUGUUCUGGUCAGUAUAGCCAGUCCCUGCAGGUUUUUUAAUGUAAACACUGCCUUUUCAGUGGCAUCCACUCACUCAGUCGCUCUGCAUGGCAACACUGAGCAUUCCCCAUAGGGGAGUGUAUUUAUUUAAUGCAUAUCUAUGAGGAGAUGCUGAUUGGUCAGUGCAGUGUUUUGCCACAAAGGCACAAUAGCCUCCUAAUGCUUUCCCGUGGGAAAACAUUGGUUUGGCUGAGAUUGUCAAUAUUGAUGAUCACAGCCAAGGAGUCUGAUUGGGAGGGGGGGAUCCAGUGCUGGUGGACCCACACAGCGCUGGAAUAAAGAUGAGAAAUCUCGACUUUUACACAGGUUAAUUAGAGUUUGGGGGCCUAAAUAGUGAUAUUCCAGCUAUAUUGACAGGAAUACAUGUUUGUAUUGCUGUCACCAUAGUGUUCCUGUAAGAAAGAUUUAUGCCUGUGUUGAUAAGGACAAUUGAAGAACAGAAUAGUCCUUAAUGAGUUGGUGAUCUUGGUGCAAUUAAGAGUGUUCCAUACCAACCUCAAUCAAUUACUGAGUGACCGAAUCCAAAGACCUCCUCAUUUGUAGAGUGGAUCUGUGUAACUCCUGGUAGAAAGUGAGGUGUGAAGAAUAUGGUGUCUUGCCCUAUAGUGCUACCAUAAAGCAACACUUGCCCAUCAGGGCUUAAGGAGAAGGCCUUUAGAUCCAAAUUGAGAGCCAUGUUAAGAAUGGCAAGAUGCUGAAACAUAGCGCCAAUAUCUCAAGUAUUGUUACAAGGAGUUGCCUGUUUUUUCUGGGAUCUGAUUCCGGGCCAGAGUUGGCUGUACAACCCCUGCUUUGUGGUCCGGUGAUGGAGCACGCUUGCCUACUAGCCUGUAAUGUAAGCUGAUUCUUUACAUGGCUCCUUGCUGGUCGAGGAUUAAAAGAAAGGCAUCUAUCGAUUACCCGUGGAGAGUUAAGUGGUUUUGGGGCAAAGAGACUGUCCCUGCAGAAUUGAUCUCACUGGGAAGGCAGUGUGGCUGUACUGAAACAGGCGUGCUGGGGGAAGAAAGUUGAGUAAAUACUAUUAAUUUCCCCCCAUUUAACAGGGGCGCGAACAUCUUAAGUUAUCAGAACCCCUAUAGCAUUAAUAAUGCCAGUUUGUAUAGUUAACAUUAUAGUGUUCGUUAAACAGUUUGCAUUAAAUUGACUAAUUACUGUUGGUGCAAUUUUCCAAUAUAAUGGUGGAAAUUAAACUGUGACUUGAUAUUCACUAUGCAAUCUGUUUAUUUACUGUGAAGACUAAUGUCUUAAGUUGGUAAACUAAUUAUCCUUCACUUCAUUUAAAGAAAUUGCUAAAUCUAAAUGUCAGUGUUUGACAGAGUUUAGCAAAUAUGCUGUAUUACGCAAAUGUCAUGGGGAUUAAAGACGAUUCAUUUCAGUUUACUGUUGCAAUAACGAACCUUUAGUAUUUAGUAAUUCCUGGUUAAUGGUUCAAGCUAAUAUACAUAGAGUUGGAUCCUUAAUUUUUAAAGGAACAUGCUAAUGUAAUGAAUAUAUUUAUUCAUAAAGUUAAUGCUCCUUUUAGCACAUUUAGCCCCUCUUCCCCUUUUUUGAAAUCUAAAGAAAUAUAGCUCACCUUUAAUCGACCUGUCUAGUUCUUGUCAAGGCAGCCACCUCACCCAUCAUUAUAUCAUCACCCUUCGGGGGUGCAGAGGGACACUAAAGUGUUUGGCAUAAAGUUUUGUAUUCCUAACAUAUUUCUAUAGUAUUUCUUUAAGAUGUAUCUUUAAAGGAGAUAAAACAAAACCGUGCUACAAUCUUUAUAGUGUACACCUUGAUAAUUCUCUACAGAAUAUAGCCAGUUUUAUUUAUAGUUAUUUGUUAUGGUGCUAGGAGGCAAUGGGCGCAGUCUGUCUAGUCAUGAUUUCCCAGCAUUUAUGUCCCAUUGAACGCUUUUAGGGUGCAGUGAGGGCCCUUACAGCAUAAUUCAGCUGUUUUGCAACUCUGCUGUCAAAUUGACACAGGCACUCUGUCUUUUGCUUGGCCUGCUAACUGAUACAAUAGGCAGUUGUAAUGCUUGGAGUGUUCAUUUGUAAUAAGCUUAUAUAUUAUGGUGUUUUUAAGUAAGCCGUGUUCUAAGUCUAUAUUUUCAUCUUGAGUGCCUGUAGGUGUACAACAUGUAUCUAUCAGUCCCUAAUGCAUUCUAUAAGGAAGGAAUUAAACAUUUGCAAAUGUUUCUAGACCGUUUGAUGGAAAUGAGAUAAAAGGAUCGAGAACACAUACUAAGCUAGCUGGUUUGAAACAAUAGUGUUAUGGCAUUAAAUGGCAACUGUCCGUUCCCAAGAUUGUUAUUGUGUUCCUAGCUCAAAUAUUUAGCAAAUGUAAAAUUAAAUGUAGAAAUCCAAACUUCUGUCCUGGAACUGGGCGGCUCCAUCUUGUGUCUCUGUGAACAUAGGUAGAAGAGUAACAGAAUGUUUAUCCUCAUUUGCAUUGUGUGCCCUGGUUGUACCUGAGCUGAACUGGAUUGUGAUUUCCUUUGCUAAAUCUUUAAUCCAAGUUUAAAAGGAAACCUUGCACCACAUGAAAAGUUGGUUAACAGAGGUUGACUAAUUUCAAUGCUUUUUAAUUCAACUUUGUAAUUUCCAGAGUUAUGACAGUUAUCCUUUAAUCGUGCCUAAAAGGGACUUUCCAGACACCUAUAGGACUUCUGCUUGCUGAAGUGCUUAGUGUAGUGUUUCCGUUUAAAUUUUUUUUUUUUUUUUUUUUUUAAAUGUAGAUUUCAAUUUAAAAAAAAUUGGCACUUUUUUUAAGACACCCGGUCCUGUUACUUCCUGGUUGUUUAGCUCAGUGAAACAAAAUUCAAGAGGCAGCAACUGCAUGGAGUACCUGUCUUGCUUCUCAUUGAGCUGAAUUGGGAAAUCUGUGAUUGGACAGCCACAGAUGGUCUGGGCUGGGUUCGGAGAGGGCUUGCUGAGACUUCAGGCAAGAAAACUGCAACUUUUAAUUAAAUACAUGCAAGUUUUCAUUGUGGGUGCAUUCUCUAAAUCUAAACAAUGAUUUAUUUUAUUUUGUAUUUCAGCACUAUAGUGUCCCAAUGCUGUCUGGGAUGAAAAUGUUACUUCUGGUUUAUUUAUUUUUGAUGUAAUGAUAAAGAUCAGUCAUAGUUAAACUUAGCACCCCAAAUAUUUGUGAGCAUUGCUUAUCCAGCCUAACAAGAAUUUACCGUACUCCCUGCAGUGGGAUUUUAUUUUUUUUUUAAUUAGAAUUAGACUUUUUACUUUUCUUGGUUUAGUGCAAUAUUGUGAAUGACACAAUGCUAUUAACAAAACUGCUUCUCUAAUGCAGCCUGUUCAAUUGUGCUCCUUUCUUUUUUACAAUAAAAGGCACUCAAAUGCUAUUUUAACCUGUUACAACAGCUGGAAGGCAUUAUCUGGGUGUCUGUAUGUGAUGCAGAUAUUUUUUUUUUUUUCUUUCCAUGAAAGAUAAUGCAUUGUUUGUUGCCUAGGUUCUGCUAGCACACCUGACCAUUAGUGCCAUCUUUCACCACUGUGAUAAGAUAAUGAAAUAAAUGUCUCUCAGCAAAAGGCAUAUGGUCUGUGCACAACCUAUUUUAUGAGACGCUGAGUCUAGGCUGUUGCAGAAUGGUUCUAAAAAAAAAAAAAGAUAAAGGUUAAUAAUAGCUAAACAUGUCUAGUAACUGGUUUACACCUUCAUUUGAAGAGGAAACCCCCUGCCAAAUGUGAGUAAACCAUGUGCAAUAUAUUUUUAAAGGUAAAGUCUCAUGGAAAAUGACUGUAUAAAGAAAUCCAUUAGUAAUAGAAUGCAAUAUAAGCUGCACUUUUCAUCUCAUGCUAAUCUGGAGCUUGCCGUUUAGAAUUCUCUGCCAUAUAUUUAGAAGGAAUGUUUUAUCAGGUUUAGAGAGGUGCCUGGCAUUGGGUAGACUUAUUGUCAUGAAAAUGUAGUUGAAGUAGCAGUUUCAAUGAAUAAUGGCCACCAUUUCUGGGUAUUGCACCUCAGCGUUUGUCAAAAUGCGUGGCUUCCUCACAAUCAAAGAAUUGGUUCUUCUGCUGUAUUACUAUCUGUACUAAUGUUUCCAAUAUUGACAGCACUACCUUUCCUCGUUAAACACUUUAUUAAUGGGCUGCUAUGGCUGCCAAUAUAAAUACUGGAAAUUGUAUAAAAGAUUGUAGUUUUUUUUUUAAGUCAGCCAUUUUGUAGUUUUGGCAAUAUACAUGGAACACUCUGGGUGGUGGAGCUAACAGACACACUAACUUUGUGCCUUACUAUUAAGUGGAAUCUAUUUCUUGGUGGAAUUUGAGCACAGAGCUCGCCAGAAUACCCUACUUAUAUACUAAAGGGUACAAUGGGCCAGAAAACUGGAAGAUUAAAGCGUGAUAAAGGGCAUACCAGCCAAGAAUAUUGGGGUGCUUCUCCAGAGCUCCUAUUGGAGCGCAUGGGACAAUAUGGUGCUGCAUGAUGAAGGUUCUUCCUUCUCUUCAGAUGAUAACUCCUUUUGACAUGGGAAAGGGGGCCUCAUUUGGCUUGAUGCCAGGGACUAAACCCAAUGCAUCAAAUAGAACAAGUAACCAAUCCCCGAGGCCCUGAUGGAAUAUAUAGUGGCUGAGCUCCACACAAGUAUCUCAGCGCACAUAGCCCACUUUAUGGAUGCCAUAGAGGGAGUCACCUCGAGGAUAAUGCUGAUAGAGGCCUUUACUAGCACUCAUGACUCCAGGUUGUCUUCAGUGGAAUCGAAACUUGAAGAACUCCAGCAACACAAACUUGGUGCCUCUCUGAGGUUGGGUUUUUUGGAGGAUUAGAGGAGACACUACAAUUUAAAGAUCAGUUAUACUGGAGACUCUGAGCCUUAUGGGCCUACCAAACUUAAUUAGGUGACUUUUUUGGCUUUAUUAUUUCCCAAACAAGCCAAACUUAUAAACCUGGAAGGCAUGUUUCGCUUACCAAAAGCAGCUUACUGCAACUUUAGACCUCAUUGUCCCAUCAAAUUGCUUCAGAAUAUGAUAGACAGAAAUUGGUAUAAUAAGGAAGGAAUUCAGAAUAAGGCCCACCUCCUUGCAGUGGCGAGGGAGAAAACGCCAAUCCACAUCAAAGGCUCUACACUGCUUAUAUUCCUGGGCCUAACAAAGAACUCUUUCUUGGCGUAGAUCCCAGAGACCACCUUUGCAGGACCUAUGAACCAGUGUAAUUUAUUACAGAUUGGGGAUAGAGUGCUCUUAAUUACUCACCAAGGACAUACCUACAGAGUGCGGAGGUAUCAACCGUUGCAUACACAUUGGGCUUCCAUGAGUCAUCGGAAAUGGCAGGCGUGUCCCACUUGAAUCCUUCUAAAAUCUCAGUGUUCACAUCCUGCUCAUCCAACACCACCUUAUCUGCCCAAACUGUUUCUACUUCUCAAUGAAGAGGAAGAAGCCCGGGGAAGCGGGUGAAAUGCGUCACAGAGGACGUCAUUGAGAGGCAGACCAGGAUUGUCACGUGACUGGAGAAGUGCCAAUACCAGGAAGUGACUGCAGGCUGUUGGCGUCUUGUGUAUUGUCUUAUGCUUUGCUGAGUUGUGGGUUCAUUGCUGGCAAACCCACCACCAAAGUUUUUAACCUUUUUAUGUUCAAUAAAUUGUUUUCGAUACUAAUCAAUUGGGGGUCCUUGCCUCUCUAUUCCUCUUAUACUGCACAGAUAUACUAGAUAUAUAUCUGAUUGAAGGAAUCUGAUACCUGACCUUAAGCUGUGGGAAAUAUGGCUCACAAGUGGAGCUAUUCAAACUAAGAGCCAGGGGUGAUGGGGCUCUGGUACAUGCAAGUUCUCUCCCAGACAUGCUAUUGUAUCUCUAUCUCCGUGUUAUCAGAUAGUCUGCACUAUAUAUCUUAUUAUUACAGAUUUUACAUUAGACACUGUAUUUACUGUACUUUUUAGUAGUAGUAUUCACUAAAGUCACCUGUACAGCUACAUUAAGAUGUAGUUGUUCUGGUGUGUAUAGCCUGUCCCUGCAGGCUUUUUAAUGUAAACACUGCCUUUUCAGAGUGUUUACUUUCUGCCUAGUGACACCUCCAAUGAGUUACUCAGACGGCCACUAGAAGUGCUUCCUGGGGCAGUGCUGCACAGUGCACAGCACUGACGUUCAGUGUCUCCACGCUCUGCAUAGAGGUGCUGAACUUUCCUCAUAGAGAUGCAUUGAAUAAAUGCAUCUCUAUGAGCAGAUGCUAAUUGACACAGCAUUUAAGAGAGGGGCUGUUGGCCACCUAAAUGGCACUUUUAAAACUAUACUGUCAGGAAUACAUGUUUGUAAUUCAAGCACUGUCACCACUAUAGUGAUUUAGUUGUUAUGGUGCCAUACGGUGGUGCAAUCUUUAGUUCUUUGCUAGUGGCAAAACUUUACAAGUACUGUGUUUUUGUUUUUUUGUCUUGUCAAUUACAGUACUGACAUGUCUGGUUUUACAAGGUAAACAAUUGCAAGACUGCAACUGCUUGUCCUAACUUGUAAUUCUGAGCUUAGCCAGAGUGGCUAUAAUAUAUUCUAUAAUUAAAACUGGGUAUGCAAGUAGAAAACCUUUCUCAUUGUUGCCAUCCGCUGGUCUGGUAGUCAGGAUGUGUAUACAACACCGUGAGUUGCAAUCCUUUCCCUAGAUCACAUCUUGUUUACGAGAAACAAAAUGACCAGUCAUUUAAUCUAAAUACUUCUAAACCGUUUUGUUAAAGAGGAUCUCUCCGCUAAACAUAUGCAGGGAUGAGAAAGGGACAGAUAAUUUAUUCUACUCUAUUGCCCUGUGAAGGGGGACCUAAUGCGCAUGUGCGUCAAGCACAUUAUACCCUCCCCAUAGGAAAGCAGUGAAUCAUUGUUUCCUAUGGGUAUUUCACUAAUGCUGGAUGUCUUCAUGCAGAACGUGAGGACUUCCAGUGUCCUUUAAGGGACACAGUCUGGUAAACUCUAAGCUAGAGUAUAGUACUGCAAUGUAAAAGUUUCUCUGGAACUGCAAUGUUUAAAUUACGGGACGAAGAUGGACAGUGCACCCAGACCACUUUAAUGAGCUGAAAUGGUCUGGGUGACUAGUGUCCCUAUAAAAAAAAAAAUGGUGGAGAGGGAACUGGGUUCCAGGCUACCGAAGUCACAUGUGCCAGGUUUGCAACUAGCCCUUGGCAGAAAAGGCAAAUAUCUCUGUGCAGUGUUUCAAGCUGCACAAACACUCAUAUCAUAUUGUCGACUUCUAAAAGCAGAAAUGGUCAUGUUGCUUGGAGUAACCCUUUAAAGCAGGGGUGGGGAACCUUUGGCCCUCCAGAUGUUUUGGACUACAUCUCCCAUAAUGCUCUUACAGAAAUAAUGCUAGUAAAGCAUCAAGUGAAAAUAGUAAAAUACAGCACGACUGUUUAAGAAAUGUAUGUUAACCACUUAACUUAUCACACAUGUGUCUAAGCAUGAAUUGUUUUAUUUGCCUCCCCCCUCUCCAGUUUAAGGGCAAAAAUCUUGUAUCCUGUAGCCGAGCCGUUGCUGAAGCACAGUAACUCUGGUAUUACAAAUACAGGAAUUUAAAUCCAUUUUUAAUCCUAUGAACUUUAUUUGGCUGAUACUUCUCUGAUUAGAGUAAUGCCUCAUUUUCCUUUUAUAUUUCUCAGAUUAUAUGUUCUAAAAUGUUGUUUCUAAUUCAGAUCACUUUGCAAUUUAUCUAAACAGAUGUUGCAAUUCUGUUUGUGACAAGGAGUAACAGUUAUGUUUUUGUUUUUUAACACUAGGUCUCAAAAAAUCUUAAGGAAGCUUAACACUUAAAGUAGCACUGCCGACUGUUAGACCGCCUCUCGGGGUCCGAUUGAGGGGGAGUGGGCAGAUAAAGGUGUGAUAUACUUACUUGAAUCUGUCACUCGUGGGCGAGGCCAUCUUUUUCCAGUGGGUCCUUUUCAGCAGCGCCAGGAGCUAAAGCGGCACUGUCAUGCCGAACUUCCCCCAAUCGAUUCCUCUUCUCUUCCUCUCUCAGGUUCUGUUCUUCAUUUCUUCCUGUCUGCUCUAGUUUUCUUUAAAACUUGAGAAAAAGUAGGGAGGUUUCCUACGCAGAUACCAGUGGAGGAGCAAAGUGUGCUUUGUUACUGGUGGUCACAGCAAUUUUCCCACAAUCCUUACCUUUCCUCCCUGUUCCCGCAAUGCUACCUGUCACUUAAAAAUGGACGCCGGCAACACUGCCGAAUUGUGUUCUAACGGUUUCUCCAUUUGUGUUUGAACGCAAUUCGGGACUUUGUUCGUGUCGAAACUCCGAUCCUAUUCAUUGCUGUGGCUGCAUUUUGCAGCCACUUAGUAGAUAACUACCUAAUUCCCAUGGUAUUAGCGAGCUAUCUACUGAGAGACCUAAAUUGGCCAAUGGCUGCUCACUAAAAAAAAAGCCCUAGUACCCUAAAGGAUAAUGGGGGGGGGGGAAACCUAUUCCCCAGGCCCAAACCCCUAAAUUACAAUGGGGAACCUGUCCUCCCGGCACCCACCCCUUGAGCGGUGGGUGGGGCUAUAAAGAUAAUGGGAGAGACCUACUGUCCUCACACACCCCUGGGCGGCGGGUGGGGGCCCUAAGACAAAUUCCCACGCUGUGUAAAAUGACAGAGCACUCUGGCUUAAAUUGCCUGCAGGGCGGGGCGAGGCUUUAUAAGCUUUCCCCAGCCCUGCAGAGCGCAGUCUUUUUGCGCUCGGGUUUUUUAUUUUAUUUUAAGUUCGGGUAUGAUGGUUUUUUAUUUGGCAUUUUUUGAAGCUGAAAAAUUAAGAUUUUAGGAAAAACGUCAAAUGGUAAGUUUAAUUUUUUCUUUACAGGUUAGUUUUUUUUAUUCCCUUUUUUAGGGUGAGGGGAGUAGGUAGGGGUUAACUUUUUUAUUUAUUUUUUUUGGGGUGGGGGGGUGGGUGACUAGGGGCUUGGGGACCCCUAGUCACCUUUGAUGGGGGUGAGGGGGAAUUUGUCUUAGUGCCCCCAACCGCCGCCCAGCGGGGGACGACGACUGUAGGUGCCCCCCCACCCACCGCUCAGGGUUGGGGUGGCGGGGGGAGGACAGUAGGCCCUCCAUUGUAAUUUAUGGCCCCUACCCACCGCGCAGGGCUGGGGGCUGGAUAGUAGGGUUUCAGUGAGCAGCCACAGGCAGAAAUACCCCUACUUGCGGUUAUAGUGUGUAGGGGCAUUCAGGAGAAUUUAAUCUCCCUUAUGCUAUUAUGGGGGUCAUAUUGACGGCGCCCUGAAUAUAGAUACAUGGCGGCGCCCUAAAUAUAGAUCAGGGCAGAAAAUAAAGAUUAAAAAUAGGUAAUAUUUGGGGGUCAGUUAGAUGUAGUGGAGUCUGGAGGGGGGUUUAAAAAACAAAAAACAAAACUGGAUUCGACCAUGACAGUGCCGCUUAUUGUCACUGUUGUACUCUCAUACGCACAACAGCAAAGACCCAAGAUAGUGACUUAGACACUUUAGGGACCCAUUAUCAGGGCGGCCCAUUGGAUGAGCGAAUUGUAUCAAACAGUGUUUACAUUGCUCUGAUGUAAAUGUAGAAGAGGAGUUAGCAUUUCUGGCUCUAAAAGUGAAAACUUUGUAAUUCUGGCUUUUGGGAGUUAAAGGGACACCAGUCACCAGAACUACUACAGAUCAUUGUAUUUGUUCUGGUGUGUAUAGUAAGGCCUUGCAGGCAUUUUGUAGUAAAUGCUAUUUUCUCAGAGAAAAUGCAGUGUUUACAUUACAGUCUAGGGAUACCUCCAGUGACCACUCCUCAGAUGGCUACUGGAGGUGCUUCCUGAGGCAAACUGGAGUAAAGGUAAGAUUUUGCAAUAUGUAGAGGGGCCAGGGGGGCUAGUUAGUGGUUUUAACACUAUACGGUCAGGAAUACAUGUUUGUUCUUUAAGGCAAGGAAGGUGCUCAGUGGAACUAAAGCAAGAAGUCAAACUGUUCAAAAUGUGUUGGCUUGUUACUAUGGGGGAGCACAAAUGUCAACAAACUGUGUGGGUUUGAUGCCUAUGGUAUUACGUAAAAAAAGUGUUUAGAUUUUAUUGCGUUAUCUUUAUAGUUUACUCCAGUCUUGAAGGACCACUAUAGUGCCAGGAAAACAAACUUGUUUUCCUGGCUCUAUAGGGUCUUUGGGUCCCCCCUUCCCUCAGGGUACCACUCCCGGGCUGGUAGGGGUUAAAUGCUUACCUUUCUCCAGCACCAGGCUCCCACCGACGCUGGGGACUCUCCUCCCUCUUCCGACGUCAUCCGCCGCAUGCGCGGCAAGAACCACGCACGCAUUCAAUCAGUCCAUAGGAAAGCAUUUCUCAAUGCUUUCCUAUGGACGUCAGCGUCUUCUCACUGUGAAAAUCAGUGAGAAGCGCGGAAACGCCUCUAGCAGCUGUCAAUGAGACAGCUACUAGAGACUGAAUUAACCCUAAUGUAACCAUAGCAGUUUAUCUGAAACUGCUUUUACAGGAGCAGGGUCAACCCUAGAUGGACCUGGCACCCAGACCCCUUCAUUGAGCUGAAGUGGUCUGGGUGCCUAUAGUGGUCCUUUAAGCACACCAUUAACAAUUCCUAGGUAAAAAUCACACUUUGAUCACCAUAUCCACUAUAGCUUAUUGUGGUGAUUAUGGUGCCAUGGUAUCGUCUGUGCAGUCUUUUAGUUGCUUUCGUCGAAUUGCAAAGUGACUGGAGUGUUUAUGAAGCAGACGAGUGCCUCUUUUAAGUUAUGACACUUUGUACCUGUACAAAUAAAAAAACUUCCAGGCCUUUUGUAAAUCGGUCUGUUGAAUUUGAAUGUUCUGGUCUUUUAGUCAAUCAUUCUAUAUCUUCUUUGUUACUGCAAAUAACCCUUGCCUGCUGCUAUAUGUACAAUUUCAGUUGGUCAAUGCUAAAUAAAUGACAUUUACUAACUGUAAUCUACAACAUUUUUUUGUUUUAUUGUUGCCUUGUAUGUAUCUGUUUCUUUAUGAUAUCAUAUUCCAUCUGAUCUGAGCUUCUUUUGCUAUGAUUUUAUCUAAUUUGUGUCAUCUGUAAAUACAUAUGACGUUCAGUGCUCUUUCCAAGAUCAUUAAUAAAUGGAUUAAGCAAAAAAUGGAUCCAGGACAUUUUCUUUGAAUAUAUUCUGAAAGGGACACUCCACAUCCCUAAAACAAUUAAUUUUGUUGAAGUGCUUUGUUUGAAUAGUACUUUUGAUUUUAUCUUUAUAAAAAAAGUGCAGAUUUCAAUAGAAAUUGGCACUUUUUAAAUAAAUGGACCUUGCUACACCCCACUUGUAUUACAUUCAGUCCUGUUACUUCGUUGGUGUUUAGCUCAGUGGAUCUAAAUUCAAAAAGAAGGCAGCUGCCUAGAGCACCUGCCUUGCAAAGACUUCUUAUUGAGCUGCAUUGUCAUGUCUGACGGGACAAACCACCUAAUGAAAUUGAGCUGUGUUUAUGCAACUACCAACAAUAUAUAUAAAUUUAAUCUGACACAUAAGGCUAGGUACAUGGAUGAAGUGGGUAGAAAUGAUUGCAACUGUGGAAACACGGUUUCAAAAUUGUAGCAGAAUCAACGAUUUUAUCAUUCAUUAUAGAUUAGAGAGACCAUUUAUUACACAAGCAACUACAGCUUAAAGGACCACUAUAGUCACCCAGACCACUUCAGCUCAAUAAAGUGGUCUGGGUGCCAGGUCCCUCAGGUUUUAACCCUUCAGAUGCAAACAUUGCAGUUUCAGAGAAACUGCUAUGUUUACAUUUGGGGUUAAUCCAGCCUCUAGUAGCUUCCGGACAGCCACUAGAGGCGCAUCUGCGACGCUGGAUGCGAAUAAUCAGUCCCUGCAGUGUUUACAUUACAGCCUAGAGAGGCCACUCAUCAAAUAGCCACUAGAGGUGCUUCUUGGGCCAGCAGUAACGUUCAGGUGCUUCUUGUGCAGCACUAACGUUCAGUGUCUCCGCUCUGCAAGGGGACUCUGAACUUUCCCAAUAGAAAAGCAUUGAUUCUAGAUGCUGAUGACCAACAUCCCUAUUGCCCCGCCUCCUUAGCGGGGAUCAUCAGAAUUUAGUCUUAGCCAGUCCAAUGCUUUCUUAUGGGAAAGCAUUGUGUUUGGCUGAGAAGUCUGUCAGCCAAGAAGGUGGAUCAGUGGUGGGGCCAGAUGUGCAGAGCACCGUGCAGUGCUGGAAAAAGAUGAGGAAAUCUCCUUUCUAACCUGAGGUAUGGGGGUCCGACCAUCAAAACGGUGGUUUUAUAACUAUAGUGUCAGGAAUACACGUUUGUGUUUCUGACACUAUAGUGCCCCUUUAAGAUUUAUUUAUAGUUACAUGCUUUGCCAGACAAAUAUGGUGAAAUAAUCACAUACAAUGAAGUUUAAAUUAUUACUCAAAAACAAAAAGCACAAUAAAGAUUGUGCAAAUAGCACAUCCGAGUCCGCUGCUUUUCUCUGUCUUCCAUUUUGGUUUAUUCUCAUUUAUAAGGUUUCCAGUUAGACAUGAUUCACUUUAUCUGUAGUGUGGCCAUGACAGCAUCCUAUCCAAGGCCAUAAGCAUCUAGAAGUGACUUCAUCAUUGCUGCACAUGCAAAUAUAUUCCAGGUGUAACAGAACUCCACUUAAAGUAAGCAGCACCCAGAAGUGGAGCCUCUGCGACAGUCCAUAUUCCCGCCAUCCAACAUCACUUAACAACAUGAACACUUUAUGCAAAUCUCGCAUAUUUUUAAUAUAUAAAUCUCUUAGCACGUUAACAACAUCCCAAUAAAAAAAAUCAGUCUCCAUGAAACAUGGCAAUCGGCCAAUUUGUCUUGUAUAAGAUGUGCUAAAUGAAAACUGGAGAUAUCGGGGCAGUUUUUUGUUAAUAUAUACAUACUUAAAAAUACAGUAUAAUAUUUAACAUUAUAUUUCUCAAUCUCUCUCUCCCCUCUGGUAUAUUUCCAUUGCCCUUCAAACAUGCAACUGUAACCCCAAUUCUAAAGAAGUCCAAUCUUGACCCUAACUCCCCAUCCAACUAUCGUCCGAUCUCGCUACUGCCUUUUGCAUCCAAGAUCCUUGAAAAAAAUUGUUUAUGCGAGAUUGACAGACUUCCUCGAGUCCAACUCUCUGCUAGACCCGCUUCAGUCUGGUUUCCGCGCUAAGCACUCUGUGGAAACGGCACUGACCAAAGUAUCCAAUGAUCUACUCGCUGCAAAAUCUCAUGGUCACUACUCUAUCCUAAUUCUCCUUGACCUGUCUGCGGCUUUUGACACUGUGGAUCAUCAACAGUUUCUCCUCCUCCGCAAUAUCGGUCUACAAGAUUACUCUCUCCUAUUGCUCCUCCUACCCCUCCCAGCGCUCUUUCAGUGUUUUUCUCUGGCUCUGCUUCUUCUCUCCAACUCCUCUCUGGUGUCCCCCAAGGUUCAGUCCUUGGUCCCCUACUGUUCUCCAUCUACACUGCCUUCCUUGGUAAACUCAUUAGCUCCUUUGGCUUCCAAUAUAAUUUCUAUGCAGAUGACACGCAAAUCUACCUGUCCUCUCCUGAUCUAUCCCCGUCCCUCUUGACUAGUGUCUCUGACUGCCUCUCUGCUGUUUCUAACUGGAUGGCUGCCCACUUCCUUAAACUAUACUUGACCAAAACUGAAAUUCUGGUCUUUCCUCCCUCAAGUGUUGUUACUCCUGUGUCUGUCUCCCUCCAAGUUAACGGUGCUACCAUUAGCUCCACCAUGCAGGUUUGCAGCCUAGGUGUUCUCUUUGACUCCGACCUCUCCUUCAAGCCUCAUGUUCAAUCUAUCGCCAAAUCCUGUCAUUUCCAUCUCAAAAACAUUGCUCGCAACCGCCCCUGCUUAACGCCAGAUGCGACUAAGGUGUUGGUCUAUUCCACUGUCCUUUCUCGCCUUGACUACUGUAAUCCGAUUCUCCGUGGUCUUACGUGCUCCCAACUUGCGCCGUUACAGUCCUUAAUGAAUGCGGCGGCGAGGCUCAUCUUCCUGUCCGCCCGCACCUCCCAUGCCUCACCCUUCUGUCAGUCCCUACAUUGGCUUCCUUUAAAAUAUAGAGCUCAAUUUAAAAUUCUGGUUCUUGCUUUCAAAUCUCUACAUAAUGCUGCUCCCACCUAUCUAUCCUCCCUUAUACACAAGUAUGUCCCGUCUAGGCCCUUACGAUCAGCUGAAGACUUACGUCUAUCUUCUGUCCGUACUCCCACCUCUGAUGCUCGCCUUCGAGAUUUCUCGAGGGCUGCACCGUUCCUGUGGAACUCUUCCCUCCUCCGUUAGAUGCUCACCCAGUCUCCACUCCUUCAAAAAAAUCGUUAAAAACCCACUUCAUAAAAGCGUAUCAAUUAAACUGUUAAUAGCUCCUGACUGAUUCCUCUUCUGCAACUGUCACUAGUCUUAUACUAUUCUUACCUUUUUGUGUCAUUUUACUUCCUCUAGUAUGUAAGCUCAUUGAGCAGUGCCCUCAACCCCUCUGUUCCUGUGUGUCCAACUUGUCUGGUUACAACUACAUGUCUGUUCGUCCACCCAUUGUAAAGCGCUGCGAAAUUUGACGCCGCUAUAUAAAUAUCAUAAUAACAUCCAGUGAUUGAGUAAAUACCCACUAUUAGGAAGCAAACCCCAACGGAGGAGUAGAGCAUGUUAAGGCGUUAUUCUGAUUUUAAUUGUAUAUAUUAAAUAGUAGUAACACGCACAAUUCAUUGCAUACAGAUUUAUUUUUAAAUACACUUCUAUUUAAAUAAACUUAAUGUCCACUAUUGGUAAAACUUCAUAAAUAAAGUAAUGUAUCAUUCUAAAACUGUAUUUAUAAUUUAAAUAUUGAAGAUAUAAAUGACACCAAUAAUUACUUGCAUUAAGAAAACAAAUUGCUUAAACAAAAAAUAAUUAUAUGAUGGAAAGAAGCUGUGAAUAAAAAAAGAUCUGUUUAAAUAUUAAUCAAAACAAAAAGGUUUUUGUUUGUAAGUGGCUAUACGCAUGUUUAAUUAUGUGGUUAUUAAAAAAUGCUACACUAUCAUUAUUAUUGGCAUUUAUAUAACGCUAAAUUAUUCCACAGUUCUUUUCAAUAUUAUAAAGGGGGGAAAAAAUCAACAAUAAAUAAGACCAUUACAAAUUGUUACAGGAACAGUAGGUGGAUGAGGACCCUGCUCAAAUGAGCUUACAAUCUAGAGGAUCAUUUUAAAUAUUCUCAUAUGCUUGUGGAAAUUUUCGAAACGACUGAGAACCAUAAAACUUGGUAUAUUAACCAUCUUUCACCUAUUCACCUUUUAUUUUCUUUUAAAUCCACUUAGCACUUUGAUAUUACAAUUGCUUCAAUAUCACUUUAUAUAGAAGUGUGCAUUUAAUAUUUUCACUUUGUAUCUUAGAAAUCAUUUAGUAUUUCACACGUUAUUGGGGAUGGUUAAAGGCAACCUAGUCUUAUCAGGCUGCAGUGCUGCUUGCAUUUUUAUCAAACUUAUAGGAAAACUUGUAUUCCUGACCCGAUAGUCUUUAAAAAAAAAAAUAAAAAAAAAAAAAUGAAAUAAUCUCCUCUCCCCCAUGCCCCUAAGUAUAGUAAAAGCUUACUUUUACUUUACUACAACUACUACAGCAUUGGAUUGGCUGAGAUUGUCAAGGAGGCAGAUCAGGAGCAGAGCCAGCACAAGCCAAACACAGAUGAAUUGAAAGUUCAGUAUCUCCAUGCAGAGGGUGGAGACCCUGAAUGUCAGUCACACUGUGCAGCACUGACUCAGGAAGCUCCUCUAGCAGCAAUCUAAGGAGUGGCCAGUGGAGUUAUCACUAAGUUGUAAUGUAAACACUGCAUUUUCGCUGUAAAAAAAAUGUUUAUUUCAAAAAGCCUGAAGGAAAUAAUUCUACUCAGAACAAAUACAAUUAUCUGUAGUCGUUCUGGUCACUAUAGUGUCCCUGGAGGGGCUUCCUUUAAUUGGCGGUUGAUAAAGUUUUAAGAUGUUGGAUUGCCGUACUCCACCCCAGAUUUGUACUUCUCCCUAUACAGUACGGAGAUAAGCAUUCAAUACAGAGACCUGAGCAUAAUACGCCUACUAAAACAAGCUCGGCACACCAUGAAGAUAUUUAGAAAAUAGCCAAGUGCAAUACAGAGAUAACCAUACUGCAAAGAGCUGAGGAAAAAUAGAGAUCUAAUACACAGAGCUAGGGACAAUGCAAAGAUUCCUAUACAAUACACAGGGCUUGAUAGCUUAGAGAAACCCAUACAACAGAGUAAAAUACAGAGAAAUAACAGAGCUGGGCACAAUAAGGAAAUACUCAUAACUAUCCCACACAGCUUGGAUCACUGUAACGGAUUGCACAGAGCUGCAAUACAGAGAUCGCCACUCUGUACAUGUCUUUGUAUAAUGCUUCAGCUAUCUUUCUCUAUCUUGCUCAUUCUCUUUUCCUCUCAUGAUCUCAUCUUCAGUAGUGCUCCUGCUAUAAUAUUAAUUAUUGCUGCUGUUAUGAAACAUGUUGGUUACACCAUUAUCUCUCCGCACACAGAGCACAUCUUUAAAACCAGGGUUAUCCAAAUCCCAGGUCGCCAUAGCGACUAGGAUUUUAGUCCUGGCGCCUGGGUUUUGUUAGCCCGUUCCCUUGGAUGUGGCCGGCUAGGUGAAAAUGGAGGCGAGCCGGCAGUCUCUGCUGUAAUGUUACGGAGUACUUAAAAGAAGGUGGUGUGUAUGUUUCGUAGGAGUUAUUAAAAUUUAUAGGGGAAAGAAAAAUAUAUUACACUCUGACCUUUGGCAGGGGCCAGGAGUUGCUGUUGUGCUCUCUCUGUGUUACUUCCAAAAUGGCUUCUUGCUUUUUUGUCCUGUAAUCACUGUAAACCCACCCCUGGUGCUAUGAGCCAAUUAUAGCCCUUUGAUUGAGAGGCCUAUAGCAGGCCUCCAAUUAUAGGCAGCUGGCCCUACUGCCUGAUUGGCAAUUCGUUGGAAAUUCCUGACAUUCAUCUUUAAGUGAGAUGAGUCAUGUGCAAAACCUGCUGAAACAGGGCAGGUUUCAAACCUGCCCCAUUUUGGCAUGCCUUGAUGCUCUCAAUGAGGGUGGAGGAACCCUGCAAAACUGAAACAUAUGAUUGAAUUAAAGCGACACUAAUUCUAAACCAUAUUUUUGGCUUGCCUCUCUCCCCUCCAGUAAACAAAUGUUAGUGUUUCUAAACUACCGCAAAUAAAUGUGUUCCCUGCCUAAAAACUGGUGGGGUGCAGCCUAAGUGCCCCUCUGGGCGAUCCUGCACUGCUCCUCUGUAAGUGAAGAUUGUUUUGUAGGUUUGUUUUUUUGUCGUCCCCCUUUUCUCUUUUCUUGUACAAUGUGAGACAUGGAACUAGUGCGGAUGCUUUGGUUUUUCAAAAUCCUGCAUUCACUGGCUUAUUCUGUUUGUGUAGCUAUUAAACUGAAAAUGCGGUUUCCUUCAGAUCAUGAGAUGUCUCAUUUCUAAUAAAAUCCAGACCACUCCAUGGAUUUAACAGUAGCCAUAGUUGCAGCUAUUGUUUCUUGGUCUGAUUCAAAACAGGUCAUUGUUCACGUAGUCGCCAGGAAGGACUUCUGAACUGGAAUGCUUGUGGUGAAAUGUGCCUUUUUUAGAACUGUUCAAAUUUCAGUUUGUCAGCAAGCUGUAAAGAUAUUCUCGAUGUAUAAACACAUACUCGUGGUCCUCAAAACUCCUUGCUAUUUAAAGGGCUAAUGUAGCAAAGCAGUGUAAACUACUCCAAACAGAGUGCAUAGCAUAUCAAACCAGAUGCUUAAAGUUGGGCAAGACAGAAGUUUACCAUUAGAGCUAUUGGGCCAGGAACAGCAGUGUGGAGUCCAGAUUCAGCAUUUUUAAGUUUUUUUUUUUUUUUUUUUUUUUAAAUCCGUUUUUGUUUACUUUGGUUGGGCUGCCAUUUCUAAAUGCAGACUUCUCAAUCAUUCAUAAGAAUGACCGUUCCUCUACCUCCUGGUGCCAACUUGCUAUCCGUUAUUUCAGCACAAAUACUAAUAAUGUUCUCGGUGUCAGCCAAGCCUCUUUACAUGUAAUCAGGUGCAGCUGUGCAUUCAGCUUUGUCCUUUUUAUACUUGAACAUUUUUCAUUCAUAGACAUUAUAUGCGAACUUGUGCCUGCACAUACUUUUCUCUCCAAUUCUGUCAGUAUGGGGUCACCCGAACACCCAGAGAAUUAGGAAACCCUAGUAAGCAGCAUGGAAGAGAGAUUAUGUAUACCCGACCUUAGAGUGGCCAGACGUAUAGUGUGCCAAAUAUAAUAGUGUUGGAUAGUAAGCCAAGGUCAGGGAUUCCAGAAGUACUCAUAAACGAAACAACAAGCCGGGGAAGGGACACCAGAAACCCAGAAUAGUGAAAACUAAGCUGGCUAAGAAACUCAGAAAGCACUCUCUGGUAACAGAAACCACAACAUGGUAAUUACUCCGAGGAGUGAAAUAUAUAUAUACAGGGAAAACCAUGUUAUUGAGCUCCAUCUUUCCCCUGUGCCAAAUCCCACAGAUAUGACCCUAUAUAUAUAUUAUCCACAAAAAUACAGUUUUGUAGGGUCCUGUAACUUUCAGGACGCCUGAACUAUGCGCAGGGUUGCAAUAGACUAGUAUUCAGAGCCAGAGAAUGUCACGGUCUCAGUUGGAGGCAGUAGAUCAUUCUGCAUUCAGCAGGAGAGGAGCAGUAUGGGACCUCUGAACAUUCAAGUGGCUGCUGCGCCACUUGAACUGGAGUCUGCAAAUGAUGCGCAGCAUCCGGAGGUAUGACAAAUUCACAAAAUUAUUAAAGGUUCUCCUAAACUCGGGCCUAACAUACCUGCAUAGCUUAAAGGUUACUCUACCAUAAACAUAACCUUUGUGGGUUUUUUUUCCUUCCCUGCGUCCUGGAAUGUGUGUGAAAAGUUGUAUAAGUAUGUAGUGGAUACUGCAGAUGUUUUCAUCAUGUAUAGCUUACUUGUGGCUCUUGUUGUAGUAAAGCAAUUUAAGGUAUCACCCAUCUUUACAGUGAGUCCAUCUGACAAGCAGGUCUUGGCAAACCACAGCCCUUUGUGGCUUCACAUUGCUGGCUGCAACUCUGGUCUUGAGGCUUCCAGCUUCCCUGGGGGUAAAAUUAAACACAACUCUCCAGUAUUCACUUUACAUUUGUCUGUGAAAAGACAAUGUAAUAUUUUGAGUCCUACUAUGCUCCAUUACAGCUAUACAUAAAUGCAAGUUUGUACAUUUGAACUUCUCUUCCUCUUCUCCCCCCCCCCCCCCUUGGAAAGAGUCAGUACCACACCUGCUUGGAUGUGUUAGUAGCUUGGGAAACUCAUGUAUGCCACCUAGGUCACAAAACACCACUGCGAUGUGAAUAAAAUAAAACUAACAGCGGUGUUCAGUAAAGGGAGAAAUGUCAGGAAUUUGAAGCAAUUUCAAAGUGAAUUUCAAACUUUAAGACAAAGACUUCUAGUUUAGUUGUGUUGGCCUUAAAUUUGAAAUUCAUGUUAAAUUCGUGACAAUUCUGACUUUAGUAGAUAAUUGUAAGUCUAGUACAGCAGAGCACUAGAUUCUAACCAAGAAAGUCACCACAGCAAACUACUUAUAAAUAUUUAUGGUUGGCUUAUGGUGCCAUUUAUGAUUCUCAGAGAAUUGUACGCAAGAAAGAAAAAGCAAAACAACGUUUUAAUGGUACACAUGAGCUGUGUAAAGUAUAAGAACAAUUUUUGUUCAGAUAGUAAAUAUGUCAAGCAGUGGCGUACAUGCAGGGUCGCGGCUGCAACCGGGCCCUGCCCACCAGGGGGCCCGGCCGCCCUGCACUCUCCCCCGAGCGCUAAUAGGUCAUAUAUGCACAAAUACAACGAUACAAAGCAAUUACAGUAAAAAUAACACAAGCAGAAUACGGCAGCAUACACUCCUCAAUUUAAAAAAAAAAUAGGAUCGGGACAUCACUAUCCUAAAUGGACACAGUGCUACUAAAAGGUUGCCUACCCCUGCACUAGAGGCUGGAUUAACCCUCAGUGAAACAUAGCAGUUUUCGCACCGGGCCCCAUGUGUUGUGUGUACGCCACUGAUGUCAAGUGAUAUUGCCUACUAAUAUCACUUGACAUCACCUAUAAGUCACUUAGAUUCUCACUGUUCUAUUAUAGAACAGUGAGAAUCUAAGUGACUUAUAGGUAGCAACCUAUGUCAGUCAUCACUGCUUGUCAAGUGUGUUUUUUUAAAAUAGAUUUUCAAGCACAAUUUCCAUUUUAUUCUGGUAUGGCUUUGAAUAGGCCGACAGUAGCCGUGGUUACUUACUCAGCAAUUUCACUCACUUAUCCUAUGUGACAUAAGGCAUUUUGGCUGUGGGCUGAACUACAUAUAACUCUAGUAGAUUUAUGCUAGAACUAAAUGGAAAAAUGAUUUUAUUUCUCAGUUUGCCUAUCCACAGAAAACUCUAAAAACACGUAAAGCGGGUCAAGCAGGCCAACAUACUUUAUUAUUCCAUAAAUUUGGCACUGUUCCAAGUUGGAAAUCUUAGUUUGUUUGUUUUUCUCAGUAACCUCAAAAUAAUCUUUGUUGUGCAGAUUUUUUCUCUACUUAAUACAGCAUAUAUGGCUGUACAUUCCACAUUUGGAAGCAUGGUGUCAAAAAGUGAUCAGAAUGCCAUCACAGUGGAACAUGGUUCAUCUAGUAUAGUGGUUAUCUAUAAUUGUUUUGUGCAGUUUUAGUAAGUGUUGAAAGCUGGAAAGCCAUGCAAUCUUUUUAGGACCGGUCAACAGGCGUAGGCAUAACAUAGUAUCAAAUCAGAUUUUUGGGGCUACAAAUUAGGACCAGUUCCUGUUCUCUUGGGUACCCCCUUUCCUUGUUGGGCAGACUCUGAUAAAGGGAUUUAUCCAUGAGUUACUGACAUUGGAUAACUAUGUAUGGACCAUACAGACUAGUUAUCGAUCAGGGUGACAUUAUUAGGAAUUUGUCGUCUUUUCUUUUUCUAUACUAGGUGCUCUCGAAGGCACCUUUCCAACUAUUUUUUAUGUUUGUCUUUCAUAGACCGCUUUAUUCACUAAUUACUUUGGUUUCUUUACUGAGGUGACCCGCAAAUAAUUGCUGGUUACACUCAAUUGAUUAUCGGAGACCGGUGAACGGAUUGGAUGUGUAUAGACAGGUUCUGUAAUUGCUACUAUUUAUACUAGGCAUACUUUUUGGCAGCAGCACUCCCACAGGCUGCAGUUAUUUGUUCCGAGGUAGUUACUUCUUUGACAUAGUGAUACAAUACUGUAUCGGAUCUGUUUGAUACAUUUAUAGCAACUUAUCCUGACAUGUUUAACUUAGUGGGAAUCCUAUUCAUUUAGAUGAGUUUGUGGGAUUUUUCAUUUUUCCCUUGGAUCUUUACCUCGGCUUAGUCUUGCUUUUAAGUUUUUUUGAUAUAAUUUAUCACCUUUCAUUGUGUUUUUGACUGCUGCAAUAGACUACUUGAUUAAGUCAGGCAGUCAUAGCUAGGGUGCAUGUGUUUUUUGUUUAAUAAAGUAUCUUGAUAUUUGUUUUUCUAUUAUAUGUUAUACUCAAUAGUGUUGGAACAGAUUUCCGCCUCUUUUUUUAAUCUGUUUAGGGUUACCCCCUUAUCUGUUCCUAUUGAUACAGGGACAUUGAUCUCCUGGCCAUUUCUUCAAUUUAUCUACAAAUUAGGACCAUGUUGGACACUUCAUUUGCUGACAAAGCAAUGUGUUGAUGAAAUGUAAUGGGAAGGAGGAAAAACAGUGAGGUUAUAUUUGAAGACUGAUGAUAUUGAACUUGUUCCUGUGCUGCAUUUGCGCUUUGUUCAUAUUGUGUUUUUUUUUGUAAAAACAAAUUUUAUUUUUUUUCUAUUUAUUACUAUUGAGUGCAGCUUUUCUCUCUUGCUUCAUAUAUAUAUGUGUGUGUGUGUGUGUGUGUGUGUGUGUGUGUGUGUAUGUGUAUAUAUAUAUAUAUAUUAAUUAAUAUAUUCCUUUAAUCCAUUUGGGAUGUUGUGCAUGUGACAUAUGUCCUAUUGAUGCCGUUCAGUGAGCCGGUUAGUAUGGUGCUAAUUUACCUCUCAUGCUCCACCUCAGAUUUAUUAAACUUGAAAUCAAAUAUGUAAUCGAAUCCAUAAAAUUGCUGGACAGUAUUGGAUGGGGACAAAAAAACAAACAAACCCUUACACCAAAAUAAAAUGUGACGCUCCUAAUCGUUCUGAAAUAGGCUGUCUACUGCAUGCUGAGUGGAUUUCCUUUGCCUCAUGUUGAUAAUUUGGGUGUUUCCAGUAUAUUGGACUGGAGGGCCCACGGAGGUGAUUAAUGAAAGUGUUUUAGAGCGGCAUAUAGCAUUUAUGUGUGAUUUAAAUACCACAAGAGGAUGAUUUAUAUGUUCUGGCCGGAAUGCUGUCUUUAAAUUUCUAUUCAUUAUGGCAGCAUCACGAAGAAUAUUCCAGGAAGUAUGGGUAAGUCUCUUCACCCCCCCACUUUUUAUUUUUUUUUAUUUACACUAAAAAAACGAAAGUUUGAACGACCAGUGUGAUCCAAAUAUUGUGCUCACUUAUGGAUUGUCUACAAACUCUGCCAAUAUAGUCUGAAUAGAAGCAUAUUUUUUUCAAAGUGAAAAUCACAUGAUUCAGUCUACCAAAAAAACAAACUCUGAAAGUCCCUACUUACUGCAGAUCACUGAACUGUUCUCCUCCUCCACAGUGUAAUUCGGAUUAUGGAUGUAAACUCAUUCAUCACACUUCCAUAGUUUAAGGGCUUAAGUUGCCUUGAUGUGUUUGUAUGUAAGAGCACUUUUUGCUCGGCAAUCUCAACAAACGUCUGUCGCUCUGAUGUGGGGGUGGUGCUGCUACCUGUCCAUGGAAAAACUUGUAAGGCCCCCUUUUUCAAAGUAGUCAGAACUGAAUUUCUUCUAUAAUUUGCCUAUUUUGUCUGUAUAAUAAGGUUUAAAGCUGGCUGUUUGAUUUCUCAGUGGAUUUACAGCGCUAUGGAAUUUGCUGGCGCUAUUAAAAUAAUACAGCACCCGCUGCAGUAUUCCUGAGUCACACAUUAGAUUCCUGACAAGGUCAUCUCCACUUUUCAUCCUACUGUGGUCAAUCAAAUGUCAUUUCUUGGAAAGUAGUGAAAAAGAAAUGUUAAAAUUCCUGGAUAUAUAAUUUUAAAGGAAAACUUUAGUAUUGGAAAUGUAAAGAUAUAUUCCUUACAUUAAAGGGUCCCUCAGCCUCCUCCCUCCCAAAAAAAAAUGGCAAAGUAAUGACUUACCUGACUUCAGCGUUGAAGUCCCUCUUUGCUGUGUCGGUCUAUGCCAGCAGCCAAUAGGGCGGGGGUUCUAAAGCACAAGCCACGUGCAUCUGGCCUUCACCAUAGAGAAAGUAUUGACUCAAUGCUUUCCUAUGGGGGCUUAGACGCUGGAGCCAAACUCUGUGAAAGGCCAGGAAGCACCUCUAGUGGCUUUCUGAGCGAGACCUAGGAGGCUGCCUUAACCCUACAAACCCUACGCCCGGCUGGAUGGAGAGGUAGGGGUUAAACUUAACUCUUUUUUUCCAGCGCCGGGCAGGGAGCUCUCCUCCCCCUCUCCUCCUCUUCGGCCGAAUGCGCAUGCAUGGCAGGAGACGUGCGCGCAUUCAGCCAGUCCAUAGGAAAACAUUCACAAUGCUUUCCUGUGGAGGCUGGUGUCUGCUCACUGUGAUUUUCACAGUGAGAAACGCGGAAGCCCACUAGAGGCUGGAUUAACCCGAACAUAAACAUAGCAGUUUCUCUGAAACUGCUAUGUUUAUAGAAAAAAGGGUUAACCCUAGAUGGACCAGGCACCCAGACAACCUCAUUAAGCUGAAGUGGUCUGGGUGCCUAUAGUGGUCCUUUAAUGUUACUUUAAUUUUUAGGAUAGCAAUAUUUUUAAGUUGUCAAUGUUCUUCAAAAAACACAAAGCAAUUUAGAUUUUUACUUUUUACGUAAAUAUGAAGCAUAAUGAAAUCUGUUUUUUCACUGGUCAUUCUUGCCUGGAAAGGAAAUGAGUCCGUUCUUAACCAAACGAUACACUUGAAUUAGCAGUUCUUAGAUACAGAUGGAAUGUGUGGUUUGCACAAUGCAUGUUGUGAAAUGAGCUUUUGUGUCCAUCACCCUAAGACAGUGUUUCUUUCUUUUAUUCAAAAGGAAGUGUGUUGGCGUGUUUAUCCACGACUAAUUGUGAUGUCAAACAGUGUAAGAGAAUGGGGGGAAACUGAUAGCUUGCGCUAUGGGAAGCUCCCACUAUCACUUGUCUCAUUUCUGCUCUCUUGAAUCCCUUUUCUCAGAGAGUAGUAGACUGGAAUUGGUUCUGAAUUGGCCUUUUAUGAUCUGACCAAAGUUGUAUUUGCUUUACACGUGCUUCUGACCGUUGUUUGUGGCUGAUAACACUAGUUACAAUGGCAAAUGGGUGCACUUUUUGGCUUACCCUCUGGAGAACCCCAGAAUUAUGUAAAUGAGCAUAGGAAAUGUUUGAGGUCAUGUAAAGACCAAAAGUUACAUUGAUUUCCUUAGGGAUAAUUCCUACUCUGGAACAUCUCACAUUGUAAUGGGCUUGCAGUCACAUAAUCUACCCUCGUUGCUACCUCUCUGCACUUUUAUAGAAACGGUUUGUGAAGUUUGUUGUAAGCGGUUUCUAAAAAAAUUAAAAAAAAAAAAAAAAAAAUUUUUUAUUAGAAAUAACAAGAACUGAUGGAAUAGAAAGGGAAAAAUUUGACCUUUAGUGGUAUGUGUGCUCUUUGUCACUGUGUAUAACCUCUACUUCCUCAUUCCAGGUUGCUAUUACCAAACGUGUAGUUAAUUUUUUUUUUUUUUUCUUUUUUAUUUUUUUUUUUAUAUUAAGAAAAAUACAUACCCAAGCCAAUUGUGCAAUCUCAUGUGGAAAUUGAAAAAAUUGCCAGUUACUCCAUUACUUCUGCAAUUAAAUCUGUCGUUUGUUGCACUGUGAUCUGGAAACCUUUUAUUUAUUUUUUUUUAAACUAAAACCUCUAUGUUGCUGGAAGUUUUGAGAGUUAAAGGGGUAUCACCACAUAUUAUUUUUGCUGCAUCAUAUGCAGUAACACAGCCGAGCAUGUUUUCAGUAAAUCAGUCCGAACUCAGUCCAGGUAAUGACUGGAAUGCUCCCCCUCUAUAUAAGGUGCAGCUGCCGCUGCCAUCCCCAUGAAACUCAGAUGGACUUAGAACAUAGGUUGUUGUUUCAGAGUUCAGCCAUGCGGUGUCCUACUCGAUCAGUAAGGUCCUGCUCCACAAUCUGACUAGUUUAACUUAAAGGAACACUAUAGAGUCAGGAAAACAAACCUGUAUUCUAAGGAUCGACCUAUUAUCGGCUGAUAUUCUGUAUUUUUAGCAAUAUCUGUAUCUGUUUAUAAAGAUACCCAUAAUGCAGACCAGGGCCGCCAUCAGAGUCCUGAGAUGCCCAGCACACUUACUUACCUUCCCAGCAGCUCCUUCAGCUCCCCAGUCUAAGUCUCGCAGCUGUCGCCAUGUGUUACCAUGACAACACUCCGCGCGGCAUGCAGGCCGCGAGAGUUAGACAGGGGAGCUGAAGGAGCUGCUGGGAAGGUAAGUAAGCGUGUGCUGAGCCCCCUCUGCAUAGUCCAUGCCUCCAGACCACCAGGGAAUGCCAUAUCCCCCCUCCCUGGCCAGGUAAGAAGGGAGGCGGGACUAAAACAUUUUCUAAAAUUAAAGUUACAAAAAUAAAAAUUCCCCCCUCGAAGACAAAAAUUAUGAGCAAUACUGAGGAAGAUGGAAGGAGCUGCUCAUUUUGUCAAUUUGCCGUAGACAUUUUAAAUGGCUGUGGGACAGACCGAGGUAAUGCUUUCUGCAUCAAAAAUCAAACUAAAAUUGUGUAAAUCAUUCCAAGCAAAUUCUGUUGGUGAAGUAAUAAUUUGGAAGCCAAACCUAUUCAUGGGCAAAAGUAUUAUUUUUUUUUAUUUUUUUUUUUAUUUUUUUUUACACAAACCAAAAUGAUUUCUACAUAGGCAAAUUUAAAAGUAAAGAAGACAAGACACAAUAAAUACAAGUUAGGAGCCAGUGUGUUUAAGUGCCAAGGCUCUCUGAAUUCCUGUGCCUGUCAUGGUUCUGAACAAAAUAUCCUCAGGCCCCCCCCAAAAAACAUCCAGCAUCAUGGAAGCGCCUCUAGCGGCCCAUCACGAACACAGCCACUAGGGGCUGGAUCAACCCUGCAAACCAUUUGAAGGGUUAAAACCUGGGGGCCUAGCACCCAGACCACUUCAUUGAGCUAAAGUGGUCUGGGUGACCAUAGUGUCCCUUUAAGGAGGUUUGCAACUCCUGCUAACUAAAAAGAAUGGCUAACUAUAAAUAUGAAGAACAAUUAAAAAAAAAAAAAUAAAUAAAAAAAAAAGUUAGAAAAGAAUUUCUUAGAAAAUAGUGUUUACAGCAAAAAGCCAGAAGGGAAUGAUUAUACUCACCAGAACAAAUGCAAUAAGCUGUAGUUAUUCUGGUGACUAUAGUGUCCCUUUAAAUUUUACUGUUUUGUCUUCAAACUUUGGCUGUAGUAAGCUUCAUUCUGUUACCAUGAACGUUAUCACUUUUAUAUUUUGCUUUACUUUUACAUUCACGGUAUUACCCUCUCUCUUCCCUUCAGGCACUGCCGUCUUCUCUAAUCAUUGUUGCCGUGUAUUGCCCCGUUGUAGCAGCUGUCUUCAUAGUAUUGAAGCUGGUGAACUACCGCUUACACAGGGCUCUGGACGAAGGAGAAAUUGUGGAGAGGAGCGCCAGUGAGUUGACGGAGAGAGUGGCGAAGGCAGAACGUAGUGAUAGCUCUGCUAGAAGAGAGGACAGCAACGGACCUGGGUAAGCACCCGGAGAGAGAUUUGGAAGUGGUACAUUUAGAAUAUCUAAACAGCAUAUUUUGUCCAAUGCCACGGUCCUUAUAAUUCCCAUUUGCUGAAUGGUGUAAGGUGAACUGCCGAAUUGCGUUCUAACUGAAUGAGAACAGUAUGUUCGUUUCUUUUAGAACGCAAUUCGGCAUUUUAUUCGGAUGGCAAUUUCAUUCGAAUUAAUGAAACUCCGAUCCUAUUCUUGCUGUGGCUGCAUCUUUAAGGCCGCUUAGUAGAUAACUCCCUAAUUCCCACGGUAUCAGGGAGUUAGCUACUAAAAGGCUGAAAGACCUAAACUGGUCUUUCAGCCAACUUUACGAAUACCAAGUAAAAAUGACUUAGUAUUAGUAAAUAAUAUGCCCCUACUCGCUAUAUCGCGAGUAGGGGCAUGUCUGGUAAGCUGUGGGCGGGUGGGGGCCAAAUGAUAAUGAGGGAGGUGGACCUACUGUCCACCCCCCCCUCUGGCCUCCACCCCUGAGCGGCGGGUGGGGGCCAUAAAGAUAAAGCGGGGGGGAGCCUACUGUCCUCCCUCCCCACUGGCCCCCACCCCUGGGCGGCGGGUGGGGGCCAUAAAGAUAAUGGGGGGGGGGCCUACUGUCCUCCACCCACCCCUGGGCGGCGGGUGGGGGCCCUAAGUCAAUUUCCCCCCCUCCCCCAAGCCCCUAGUCACCCACCCAAAUAAAAAGUCCCUACCUACCCCCCUCACCCUAAAAAAUAGUGAGGGGGGAAUAAAAUAACUAACCUGUAAAAUAAAAUUAAACUUACGAUUCAACGUCUUUUUUCUCAAAUCUUCAUUUUUCAGCCCCAAAAAAGGCCAAAUAAAAAACCAUCAUAACCGUCGAAUUGAAAAUAAAAUAAAAAUCCCGAGUGCAAAAAAAAAAAACAGACAAAAAAGAAAAAACCUGAGCGCAAAAAAAUAAUCAAUCUUCACCCAUGGAGGGCUCUGCGCAGAUUGAGCUCCGCAGGGUGGGGGAAAGCUUAUAAAACCUUGCCCUGCCCUGCACUUAGGCUAAGAACACUCUGAUUGGUGGGUUUAAGCCAAUCAGAGUGCUCUUUGUCAUUUUACACAGCGUGGGAAAAUUCAAAAGAACUUUCCCACGCUGUGUAAAAUGACAAAGAGCACUGUGAUUGGAUGGAUUUCAAGCCAUCCAAUCACAGUGCUCUGUCAUUUUACACAGCGUGGGAAAGUUCUUUUGAAUUUUCCCACGCUGUGUAAAAUGACAAAGAGCACUCUGAUUGGCUUAAACCCACCAAUCGGAGUGUUCUUAGCCUAAUUGCAGGGCGGGCAAGGCUUUAUAAACCUUGCCCCGCCCUGCGGAGCUCAGUCUGCGCGGAACCCUCCAUGGGUGAAGAUGGAUUAACUUUUUGCGCUCUGUUUUUUUUUUUGUUUUUUUUUUGCACUCGGGAUUAUUUUAUUUUCAAUUUGACGGUUAUGUUGGUUUUUUAUUUGGCCUUUUUUGGGGCUGAAAAAUGAAGAUUUGAGAAAAAAGACGACAUUGAAUGGUAAGUUUAAUUUUAAUUUACAGGUUAGUUAUUUUAUUCCCCCCUCACUAUUUUUUAGGGUGAGGGGGGUAGGUAGGAACUUUUUAUUUGGGUGGGGGGGUGGGUGACUAGGGGCUUGGGGACCCCUAGUCACCUUGGUGGGGGGGAGGGGGGGUAUAAUUGAAUUAGGGCCCCCGCCCAGGGGUGGGGGCUGGGGGGGAGGACAGUAGGUGUAUGUGUGUCACCCCAUUAUAAUUUGGCCCCCACCCGCCGCCCAGGGGUGGGGGGGCAGUAGGUUUUUUUUUUGGCUGCUCACUGUUUAGUGGACAUGCCCCUACUCGCGGUAUAGCGAGUAGGGGCAUUGGGGAGAUUUUAAUCUCCCUUGUGCUAUUAUGGGUGUCAUAUUGACCCCCAUAGAGUGAGGGGGGACCUGAGAGGGGGGGAGGGCUUAUGAAGUGGUGGGGAGCACUGCUCCCUGCUGCUACUAUCUUUACAUAUUACAAGGAGGGAUCUGUGCGCUGGUAGCUCCCUCCUUGUAAUAAACUGCACGAACAAACGAACACUGAUACAUAGUGUUUGUUUGUUCGGCUGAUAUUUCUAUUCACUCAUUCGUCUGUCUGAUGAAUGAAUGAAUAGAUGAAAUUCCCGUUUGCAUGUCCAGGUGUUUCACUGGGCAUGUGCGGGAAUCUCAGUCUAUCUAGUGUGGGUUGAUGACGUGUCCCACAGGGACUUCAUCUACCCACACAAAGAUGGCGGCGCCCUGAAUACAGAUCGGGGCAGAAAAUAGAGAUUAAAAAAUAGGUAAUGUGGGGGGCUUAGGGGCAUUUGGGGGUGACUAGGGUGUUAGUUAGAUGUAGUGGAGGCUGGAGGGGGGUUAAAAAAAUAAAACAGGAUUCGGCAUGACAGUGCCGCUUUAAGUGAAUCCUACAUCAGUGGAAACAGAUGCUCUGGCACACCACAGUUGCCUUGAUCUGGGGCCAGAACAGACCCUUUAAUGACUAUUAAAAGAUGAUACAGUUGAAAUAUGAUCUCUUAAAGAAUUCCUUAGGCUACACAGACUGUACCUCAAUGUUAAAUUUUAAUACAGUAAUUUUUCAGUGUGUACGCACUAAUUCCCUCUACAUCUAACCCAAGAUUCAAGUAACCCUCAUAGUAAUAUUUCACUAUGGCCUCCACUAGAUUCAUUUGAGACCACUCUGGGACAAAUUCUGUUCACAUACCCUACCUUUGCUGAGGUACGAAAAUGUGUGGACUGUUGAGCAGAAGGUUUACAUUUUUGCAAGUGUAAGGCUGUUGACUGACGUAAGGUUUAUACUUGGUAAUAUUGACAUUUUAAUUACAUAAUUUAGCUAUGUCUAAGUAAAAUACAUGUAUAAGUUUCCCCACAGGAACAUUAUAUGCUGGCGAAAAUGUUAUUUGUGGUUUGAGCUUUACAUUUAACACAUUCAAUAAAAAAAAAAAAGAAAUGUGGAGAUAACUUUUGAAAAAACAGCUUAAUGAAAUUAUCAAAAUUAAUUGGGGAAAAAACUGUUGCCGCUAGUGCAGCCCCUUAACUCGACCUACUAGGAAGAACACUAGUGAUUUUAGUUAAGAGUGGAGUUUAAGCAACCUAAUAUUAAACCAAUAAAUAUGUUCACAAACAAAUAAGCAUAAGUCUUAGACCUAUAGAUCAGUUUCAUUAAACAUAUAUGCUAAGUUACCAUACAUAUAAUUGGUAAAUGUGCAAGCAUGCAUUGAAAAUACCUGACUCAAUGUUAAAUGAUUCAUUGCAAUGACUACAUUGAUAUACUCCUUCCUGUCCCACAUGAGCCAGUGCUGUUCUGAUUGGUUGUAAUUCAUAUUUGGAAUGCAUGUUAUAGAUGUGUACCCUACAGAAUUGUCUAGGUCAUCUUGCAUCUAUUUUGUUUUACAUCCAAUCACUGCUGGGAUUCACAUCCACAAGGCACCAACGUAAGGUAUAUGGAAGAUAUUAUCUAUACCGUGGUUCAUCAAUGAAUGGGUAGCUUGGGAAUUUAGGGCUUCUAAGCCCAAGUGACAAGCAAUCUUGUUUCUACAUAACACACACAUCCCAAUGGUAAAUAGGAAGGUCACUCCUUACAUAUCCUAUCAAUAACACCAUUAGGGCAAAUCGGCAAAGAAGUGAAAGUAUAAAACCCACCUCUGUAAGGAUAUGGGGGGGGGGCGUAAGUGGUGGUGAUUGGACUUUAAAGAUAAAUUAUACUGGGAAGUUAUUCCAGUCUAAUUUACUUUUUAACUAUUUAUAAUCUGUCUUCCACAUUCUGUGUAUAACUUAUGUGAAUCGUAUUAUAUCACAGCCAUGUUAUGGAAUUGUCCCUUGUAUUGCAGCAUUUAAUAAUUUUUCAGAAUUAUGUUAAACUUGAGGGAUAAGUAAACAAAAUAACAACCUGUGAUGUGACAAUUCCUUUAUAAAAACAUUGUAGGCAUUAUAAACCAUUUCAUCUCUUUGAGAUGAUUACCGUGCCUGGAGUCCCCUGAAUCUGUGCCUACAUUCAGUAUUAAAACAUUUUCGAGCAAUUUACUGAAUGAGGGUCUCUGACUUGUCAUCUGACACUCUCAUCCAAUCACAAUCACCCAUUGAUGCUCAAGCUAAUGCUUCCUCUUUGGCCUAAAGAGCUCGUUAGCUGCUAGGGACUUUAAUUUAGCAUUAAACCAUUAAAAUAUUUUGUCUUUAUGAAAACCGUUGUUAGUGAAAAUGCUGUUCAAUUGGUGCCUGUCCGUGUGCUAAAUCGCAAUCAUCCCUGUGAUUUCUUAGGCUCUUCUGUCUGUCUGUGUUUCUCAGGGAUAUUUACUAGCCAUGGCAUGUAUCCAUCUGUUUUAUGUCUUUCACCUGUAUUUUCUCUCUCAUGCCCCACUGUCAUGUUAUUUCUUUCUUUAUUUCAAACCAAAUGUGUAGUGCUGUGAAAUCGAAUGCCAUUCAACUGUUAAUCUUUGUUAAACGAAUAGCUUGCACUACCUAUUGUGGCAUUGCAAGCCUGUCUACCAUCUAUACACAACUAAAAUAGAGAAUAUAUAUUUUUUUAAAUUGUUAAACCUGGCCUGGUAGGCAAGAGCACUUUAUUUAUUUUUUUCAGUAAUAAUAGCAUUAAUUUUGAAACUUUUUCUUCCAUUUAUGUGAUUUACUGAUUGCGAUGAAUUCUCUCUGGCAGUGACCCUGGUGGAGGGAUUGAGAUGUCUGAGUUUGUAAGAGAAGCAACUCCUCCAGUUGGAUGCAGUUCACGUAAUUCUUACUCUGGGUUGGACCCAAAUCAGGUAUAGUGAAGGGAUAGUGUUCAACUGAUAAACUAUGCUCUUUUAGAUAAACCGAAUCAAACCCCAUCAAAUAAUAUUGUUUCCAUUUUCUAAUAGGUUGGAAUGUCUAGAUAUGGAGCUGCAUCAGCAAGCAAAGGUAUGGACCAAAAUUUCAAUGUUGCAUAUUUUAACAUAUUGUGUAAAUUUUUAUAAAAAAAUUUUUGUUCGUGUUAACUUGUGUAAUGGGCUCCUUGCCAUUCUAUGGUAGACGUUUGUGGUAUUUGCACGCUUUCAGCUGUUCUGAACACUGAAUGGAGGUAGCAGGAUACCAUAGUCUGUUCUGUUCAGAGUUACACCUGUUUACUAUUUUAAGUACAUGCAUUACGGCCUCUAUGUAUAGCAUUGUGAAAAGCAUGUAUAUUUGCAAAUACACAUUUUUACUUCUUAUCCUGGCUUACCCAUGCUUUAUAGGGGCAGCCAUCGUUAAACACUCCAACUAUGACCCUUUUAUCUCAAUUAAAUGGUUAUAAUGCCCGGAGUCCCUUUGUGCUACGCCUCCUUUUAGAGAUAAGCCAUUUUAAAACCGUUUAGCAUUGAGAUUUCAUAAUUGCCCAUAGCCCAGCCUCCACUGGAGGUAUGGCUAGAGCAGAGAUUUCGCUAUUCCGAAGACAGACAUACCAUUUCAUGCUAGCAGGGAGACGUUGACGCUGUCAGCCAGUCAUUGCUGUUUAGUUGGUGCUUCCUUAAUAGCCCGAGCAUAAUGGUGGAGCCGGGUUGCUGUGGACUCUCUCUUUUAGAAUUAAACCAUGAAAGCCUUGUUUAACAUAUAGAGAGCUGAAUCGAAGGACUCCAGGGGUGAUAAACAUUUUAUUGAAGUGGUUAGUGUCUAGAGUUUCCCUUUAUGUUCUCUUUGGUUGGAAAGCACCGUUAAUCUACCCAAAGACCAUGUAAGUAAUCAAGAGCUAGUAAAGUUGCAAAAUUUGAGAUCACAUGCAUGCAAUAGGCAUUUCUAAAUAAACAUUUAAUGAAUGUCAAAACAGAGUAACAGUUGGAUAAUCCUUCGGAAGUGCCUCCAGAACAUUACCCUUAGAGAGGAAAUAGUGUAACAAGAACUUUAAGAAAAACAUAAUGGUACAAUGCAAAAUAACUUUCAGCCUUUUGGUUCAUCAAAACAGUGCUUCUAGUUAGUACAAAAAAAACUGCAUUCAUUAAAUCCCAGUUAUGUGUUAUAGAGUGCGUCCUUCAGGAGAAAUGCAAAAAGGAUGUAGCAUUAGACUCCUUAUUCCCAUACCUCUGACCUUGAUGCACUUUUUGUAACUUUAAUAUUCCUGGUCUGCCAUUUUCUGUGCACUUUGGAGCUGUGUUUUAGUACAAAGGAACGUCUGCUCUGCUCGCAGGUAUUGGGAGUCUAAUAUCCUGGCAUUAAUGCAGUCCACUAAAGUGUCGACUUCUUCUUUUCUGAUUAUUGAGAAGUUUGCCUGGAACAACUUCCUUGUCCUUCAGAAGAGAUUUGGAUAUCUUUGUGAUUUGGAAUGUCUCUUCUUAGAAUAUUUGUAAACUUUCCUCAAAUGGAUGCUCGUUACGUUGGUCCAAUAAAGACAAAUAAGCAUGGUGUGUUUCUAACAGUGAAGCCAGAGAUCUUAAAAGCAAUUACAACUCCCCUUAUUUCCAGCGGUGCUUGGGUCUGCCGGCGUUGGCCCCGCCCCCUUAGUAACAUCGAAUUGGCAAUUUGUUUGCCAAUUCAAUGCUUUCCCAUGGGAAAAUAUAUAUAGUGCAGAGGAUACCAGAGAGUUAAUUAUAUAGGAAGUAAUUAAAUCCACUCACAUGGACAUGAGCCGGACAAUGCUGGCUCAGUAGGUUGCACCUAUAGGCUCUUAUUAGCAGCAUCACACCUCCCCUUCAAUGAGAAUAUGGUUCUCCAGAUAUAUAAAGAAAGGGAAAAUAGUCACUUGUAUAGGACUUAUUCGCUAAACAAGAAAUUCCCCACUAUUUUUUUUUCUUUCUCUCCAUAUUUGGAGAACCAUGUUCUCAUCAAAGUUUCAGUGCUGACCUCUUGCUCAUUGAGGUCUACAGAGGCUCCAGCAACACCAUGGGAUCCUCUAAAGAAAGGAUGUAAAAAAAUUUUUUUGCCUACAGCCCGCCCUUUUGACAGCUGGGGGAAAUGGCAAGCUUGACUGACCAAAGGUAGCUCUGCCUUAAUGCCAAGUGGGCUCUAAUUUUGGUUCAGUUUCUUUUAAGUAGUUUGGAAUUUCAGUGAAAUUCCAGCGCACUCAAUCUUAGGAUUUCACAAAGAUUUGAUCUUUGACAUGUAUUUUUGAUAGGAGUGACAGAGCCCCUUUUAUUUAUUUUAUUUAAAAGCUAACCUUGUUUUGCAGCAAAAAAGUGUGUAAUACAGGAUUUGGUAUAUGGUAUUGUGUUUUUCAGAAUACAAACUUGCAUGUUAAAUGAGGUUUUUUAAUCUCUUGUGACCUGGAGAAGGAAUGUGAGAUUUGUAGAUUAUCUCAAUUACAGUAGAAAUUCAAUUUGCAGCUCUGACUAGGUCUAAUUAACCAGUUACCGAGAAUAUUAGGAUAAACACGCACAGCAGUAUAAUAACUUUUUUACACCUGUACUGCAUGGGUGGUUGCAUUAGAUCUACAGCUAAUUGCACACUGAAUGGCUUGUUUUAUACCAUGGGCUUAGAGUUCCUGCAUAAUGAAUACAGACCCGGUGCAGAAGAGCACAACUUUGUGAAUUUGAGCUGCACUCUUCAUAUCUUUUAGUCAUCUAGGAGACAAGCUUGGCAUUGAUCUACAAAGCAUCUUGAUAAUGCACAGAUGAUUAAGGGAAAAAGAAGAAUUCGAGCUGUACUGGAGGUGUAUCUACAUUGUAAGAAUGUACAGCCAAUUGCUGACUCUGCUCUCUGAUACCAGUGAGACCAUCAGCCAAGCCAUCCACAGUCUUCCUUUGCAUCAUUCUGUAGACUCAUUCCUUUUAUGUAGUGUAAUUCCUACUAUAGAGAUACUAUAGCUCAGUGGUUUAAUGGUUAACUUUUAAUUUUAGCCUACUGGUUUAACAUGAGUACCAGAUAUUGUGGGUUGCAUACUAUGACUUACUGUAAAACGCUAUAAUUCACCAUAGUGUGUGAAUUCUGUUACUUCUCACAGCUUCCUAGCGUGCAUCUGAAAUCCUCUAAUUUGGCCCACAGCUCACUUUAUUUCAGUUUUUUUUUUUUCAUGGAAAAUAUUGCAUCCAUUUAAUAUAUAGGAUGGUGGCAAAUGUAUGGAUUUUAAUCAGGCCUCAAACUAUACACUUGCCUUUAGCCAUUAGCAAGUGAAAAGGUUUACCCUAGCAAGUAGAAAUUUGGUGAAUGUAUGCACCCUCCAAUGCUUGCAUUGGCAAGUAACUUUAAAGGGACACUGUAGUCACUAUAACCACUUUGUCUCUUUGAAUUGGUUAUAGUGCCUGGAGUGCCCUGGCACUGUCCCUCCAUUCAGUGUUGCACCAUGUUUGUGCAGUAUGCCACAAAAUGAAGAGUCCCUGGCCUCCCACAGUCCGGCCCCUUCUGUAUGUGUAGCUAAGGCAGAGAUUACACACUUCCUUGUUGUCAUACCCAUUCAUACCGUCAGUUGGAGCUCUAACAGGUUAAAAGCAGUCAGCUGACACUCUCAGCCAAUCACAGCUGCCCAUUGCUGCUCAGGGUAAUACUUCCUUAGCCAAAGCAGCACAGAGGGGAUGGACUGCCGUGGUCUCUUGUUUAACAUUAAAACAUUACAACAUUAAAAACUGUUUAAUGCUGAAAGAAAUGAUGGCACCAGGGGACUCCAUACACUAUAACCAGUUUAAUGAGAUGAAGCAGAUACAGUGCCUACGGUGUCCCUUUAAGGUCUGGCUAGUAGCACAGUACUUGAAAGUUUAAGCCGUGGUUUUAAUUUUAUGAAUUGUUUUUGGUCUUCUCAGUCUUUGUGCUAUCAACUUUUUAAUCCUAAAUUUAGCUCGAAAUUUCACUUUGCUGCCUUCACUAGCAGCUGCCCUUUUCCCACAUGAUUCAGUGAUCUUCCACACUUUCUGUCGUUCAGCAACCUAAGAGAUAUUGAUGCUUCCGGUGUCAGGGCUAUGGCGGCUGCUACCCUGAGCACCUCUGGACCAAAUGGGAAGAGUCGGACUGUUAGUCUGUGUUAAUGUAACUUUGCUAUCCACAUUUUGAGAGAGAGACUGGUCCAGUUUAUAGCAGAAAUCAAAACAUGGAAAAAGAGUAUUCAUGUAUACAGUCUUAAUUUUCAUAAUGUCUACAUGAAUGUAAAAUUACUGUAUUUAGUUUGAAUCUCAGGGUGUAUGGUCAUAUUUUUUUUUAUGUCCUCUCUUAAAGAUCUUCCAGGCAUCGAAGAUUAUAAAUAAACAUCUAUGUGCUUAAGUUUUCUACAAAUCUCUGUAGACAUUUGUAUCCUAAGCAAGGAUAGCAGUGUGACCUGUUCUUGGUUUUUCAUGUCCUCCAAAUGUUCUAAAUGUAAAAGCAGCACUGUAGUGUCAGUGUAAGAAGAAUUGAUUUAGGCCUGCAGUUUCCUUUUUAAACAUUUUUAAUGUAACUUAAAUUCUGUAAGCGACUUCCUACAAAUGUGAUGUCAUGCACGUGUUCCAAGCUAUGGGAACAAUGGCAUAGAUCACAUAUGUAUGGUACUUCUUGUCUCUGCAGGGGAUACAGAUGCUGCAAAGACCUCAGAUGAUAUCAGUCUGAGCCUUGGCCAGAGCUAUAGUUUGUGCAAAGAAGGAAGUGAAGACCAAGGUAAAAUCAAACCUAUAAGCUGCAUUUAUUUUAAAGCAUGUUGCAUGACUAAAGUGGCUAUAAUAGAACAGUGCUUUUUUUAGUUUAACAUUUAGUGAACCUGCAGUCAAUUAUAUACAGUAGUUCUAUUUAAAUAAGCAAUACCAAUACAUCUCGGACAGAAGAUAUGCAAUACUGUCAUAUCAGUUGCCUUUGUAUGCAAUGGGGUUCCAAGAUAAAUUCAUGUGUGUAAAAGUAAUGGCACCGGCUUGUACUUUUUUUUGCUUAACUAAGAAUCCCUGCAUUUAAGGACAAGCAAAAAGUUAUACUUUGACAGAAAAAAAUCAGACUGCAUAGAAACCAAAAAUGUUUUUAGUCUACCAGAGUAGAGCUGGAAUUCAAAUUCUUGUCAGUGGAACAAAUGAGAAUAAAUAAAUUAAAGGGGCACUAUAGGCAUCAAAACAGUUGUGUAUAGAUAGAUCAUGCCCCUGCAGUCACACCUCACUGCAUGUGACUUGCACAGCCUUCCUAAACACUUCCUCUUAAGAGAUGGAAUGUCUAAACUUCCUUUAUUGCACAAUCUGUUUAAUUUAGAAUUCAUCUCCUGAUCUAUUGAUAGCCUUCUAGAUCCUACAUGAGCCUCUUGUGUGUGUGAUUUAAAGUUCAAUUUACAGAGCAGGAGAUAAAAACUUUUAAAGUAAGUUAACAUCUAAUUGAAAAUGAAACCAUUUUUAUUCAUGUAGGCUGUGUCAGCCAUGGCAGGUUUGGCUAGGGCUGCAUAAUCUGAAACAAAAAAGAUUUAACUCCUAUAUGGCAAAGAAUUGCGCAGUGAGAUUGCAGGGGCAUGAUUUUGCAUUGCUCAUUUCUUUUCACCUGUUAUGCAGAAGUUUAUUGGAUCAAUAAUUCAUCCUUAUCUGCAUUUCCACAUCAGAUUUGAGGAGUGGAAAUAUGAAAAAGCAGCCAUAUAGGGACUAUUCUUUUUACACCCCGUUCUAAAAACACUGUUCUCCGGAGUUUCUGACCAUGCAUGAGUGCAACUAUGUUGAACCCAGAAAUGCUAAUGAGUAACACUUUGUUCUAUGAUGUUUGUGGGAUAAGGAGCAGCCUUAUAGUUGAUAACCUCUGUGUACAGGGUCACGGUAACAGAGGACCUCCAUGCUCCAUAUUAUGUGCAUCGGGCAGAUGAUUAGUGUCCCUUCAGUAUAAACAAGAAGUACACCUGUCCUCAAUGGGUGCAAGGAUGUAACGUUUAUUCAGUCUUAAGAGAAAUCCAACUUUGAAACUUCAUGCUUGACUAAAGCCCAUUAAGAGUUGAAACUUUGCAAACAUCAUGUUUUGCAAACCAUAAAUAAGUAGCACCAUUAAAAAAAAAAAAUAACAGGUGUCACAAUACUUAAAUCAAAAGUGAUUCUUAAGGUACUCACAUUGAGGGCAUGGUGUGUAUAGUAAGCUUUGAAUUUAAUCACUUUUGUAAAAUACCGUAUAUACUCGAGUAUAAGCCGAGUUUUUCAGCACAUUUUUUGUGCUGAAAAACCCCAACUCGGCUUAUAUUCGAGUCAGUGUCUGUAUUAUGGCAAUUUACAUUGCCAUAAUACAGACUGGGGGCUGGCAGAGCUGUUACUUACCUCUCCUGCAGCUCCUGCCAGCUCCCUGCUCCUCCGCGUCCGGUCAGCACCUCGGUCAGCUCCCAGUGUAAGUCUCGCGAGAGCCGCGGGGUCAUAGUGCGGCUCUCGCGAGACUUACAGUGUGAGCUGAGAGAAGAGCUGCACGGACCGGCGCGGAGGAGGAGAGAGCUGACAGGAGCUGCAGGAGAGGUAAGUAACAGCUCUGCCAGCCCCCCUCCUCCCCCCACUGAACUGCCAAUGCCACUGGACCACCAGGGAAGGAGAGCCCCCCUCCCUGCCAUGUAUCAAGCAGGGAGGGGGGACAACAAAAUAAAUAAAUUGAUAAUAUAUAAAUAAUAAUAAUAAUAAAAAAUAAUAUAACAAAAAAUUAAAAUAAUAUUAAUUAAUAAUAUAUAAAUAAUAAUAAUAAAAAAAUAUAACAAUUAAAAUAUUAAUUAAUAUAUAAAUAAUAAUAAAAAAUAAAAAAAUAAUAUAACAAAAAAAUUAAAAUAAUAUUAAUUUUUUUUUUAAUAAAAAUGCCCACCCCCCCACCAAGACUCUGCCACACACUGCAUCACGCGCACACACGCGCACACGCACACUGCACUCACACACUGCGCACUCAUCAUACACACACACUGUAAAUAAAUAUUCAAUUAAUAUAAUUUUUUAAGGAUCUAAUUUUAUUUAGAAAUUUACCAGUAGCUGCUGCAUUUCCCACCCUAGUCUUAUACUCGAGUCAAUACGUUUUCCCAGUUUUUUGGGGUAAAAUUAGGGGCCUCGGCUUAUAUUCGGGUCGGCUUAUACUCGAGUAUAUACGGUACUUGUACACUUUAAUUAUUUUCAUGGUUUUACUUUCUAAAUCUGGGUAAACAACCUUUGGCACUCCAGAUAUAGAAAUCUCCCUGCAUGAAUUGCCAGCAUUAUAGCUAUGAGCAUUAUGGGAGAUUAGGCCUCAACAUCUGGAGUGUUGAAAGUUGCUUACCUCUGCUCUAAACAACAAAUGUGUAAAGAUUAAAGAGACACUAUAGUCUCCACAACCACUUCAGCUUAAUGUAGUGGUUCUGAUAUCUAUAGCCUGUCCCUUUAGGCUUUUACAUUGCUGCCUAGUAACACCUCUACUGUUAGUCACUCAGGUGGCCACUAAAGGGGUUUCGUAUUUCAGUGCUGCACUUAGUGCAACACCUAUGUUCAGUGUCUCAUAGGUUCAAUGCAUCUCUGAGGAAAAUCUAAUUAUCUCUGCACUGUGUUUUGCUGUGCAUUAGCAUCUUAAUGCUUUCCUAUGGGAAAGUAUUGGAUUGGCUGAGAUCAAGAGGUGGAGCCAGCUGUUGUAAGAUUGGUGCAUUGGUGGAGAAAGGUUAGUAAACCACCUUUUAAUUCCUUAGGGUGAGGUUAGGGACCAAAACAAUUGGUUUCACAAUAUAGUUUCAGGAAUACAUGUUUGUAUUCCUAGCAAAACUGCAAGUGCAUGUCCAAAUAAGUGAAACAAAAUAAUUUUUCAGAUCAGAAGCAGAAUUAGUGUAAUAGUGUAAAAUGUAAUGUUCUAGUUUGCAUGGAUAAAUUCCAUAAAUGUAAACAACCUGAUCCUGAAGAUUGUUUUUUCUCUCCAUUACUCUCUGUAAUCUAGUGUGUGUGUGUGUGUGUGUGUAUAUGUGUGUGUGUGUAUAUAUAUGUAUAUAUAUAUAUAUAUGUAUAUAUGUAUGUAUGUAUAUAUAUAUAUAUAUAAUUUUUUUUUUUUUUUCAUGUGAAUGUUUGAGGCAUAGAGUAACAAUUACACUUAUGGAGACUAUCAUGGUUGUGCACAGUUGGCUAUUCUCCCAUAAUGUGAAUAUGUGGAAUCCAGCCAUAGACUGAACAAAAUGGGAAAAUAAUUCAGACAAGUAUAAUUUAUCUGCAAAAAAGAAAAAAUGAACCACACUACAGUCACGUGAAGAACUGGGCAUGGUAAACUGGACCAAGGGCCAGCACCAGCCCAAUGGAGUAGAUAUCAGUUGUAGAAAGAGGAUCCAGGCACUGAGGAUCUUCAAAUGUGUUUAUUGGGACAAGUGAGACACCACAACAUUUCGACCCCUGAAAGGGGCUUUGUCAAUUUUGGAUCCUCUUUCUACCAAGUAUAAUUUAUUUGUCUUUAAGCUGGUGGUUUUGUUUGCAAUAAUUUCUAAAGCCUGCUAAAUCAGAAUCUUUAACAAGUGUAAGGACAAAUAACGUUUAAAGUGGCUCUGUCACCUCAAACUUACCUGUCUAUUAUUUCCUCUAACUUUUUUUCAGAAUCUGUCCCCUCACACCCCCAUUUUUUGUUUUUCUUUCUCCCUUAAUUUCUGAGCUCUUUAAAACCUAAAUCAAAAGUGGGGACUACUUUGUCUUACAUAUUUUACCUAUUCUUGACAAUUAUGAGCUCAAGGAAAGCUCUACUUUGACCAUAGAAGUGGAGUUUUCCUUAUGCCUUAAGCUCCACCAUCUUUUGUAGUGGUAAUUUAUGUGUGAGUGGUGUUUGCAGUGACAUUGUUGGGGGUCAUUGUAAUUAAAACUUUUUUUUUUAGAUGUAUAAUAUCCAUCUUGCCUUCAUUUUGCCGGGGAAGCGGGCAUAAAUAAUUUUACAUGUGUGCAGACCACUUGUGCUUCCCUCUUCUUGCUGGCGACAAAUAAUGAGGGAGAGUCUCUGUGGUACACCUGCUGAAGUUUAAGACUAGAAGCUCCCUUGAACCCCAGGCAUUCUGUGCCAGUUGGGUAGAUCCACCAAUAUUCUCUUCUGGUCCAUUUGGGUCCAGCAGCCUUGUGUGUAGUAGGUUGCUGACCCCUGAUCUAUAGAUUCCUGUAGUAGAAUUGCUAGCAAAUUGAUACAUUUUAUAUGAAAUCUAUAUAAAAAUGUGACCAUGUCCUCCAUGUCCCAGCAAACCAUCUGUAGACUGGAGAAACCUCCAGUUGGCUCUGUGGUUCUCCUUCCAGCAACAUCAGUGCGUGUCCUUUUGCUGUGAUUAUCCUUCUGGCUAAAGUGUCUGUCACUUGCUUGUAGAGUAAAGGAAUGGCAGAUGUCAUUUAAUUCUGAUGCCAGUGAAUCAACAGUGGAAGCAACAUGUAGGGCAGGGAGGUGGGAUGAGUAGUUUAAUGUUGUGGAACCCACAAACCCCUUAUCGUGGCAGCGACAAAGCACAUGAGAUACUUAAUGCUUUCAUUAUGUUGAAGCAAUUAAAUAUCUUAUAUUUGUUAGUCAAGUUAUUUUACUUUCAUGGAUAACACUUUCUUGCACAGACUAUGUAAUUUAUCAUAAACAGAAGUAUGAAAGAUUUGGGGAUUUUACAAAUAUUCAUGCCAGUGCUGCCAGUGUUAGAGGAUUGAUUUAUUCAAGUGGAAAACUAUCUUCUAGAACAAAGACAUUGAUCCAUGUCCAGUCUGUAUUAAGUUUCCAAAGUAUGGAUUUUGUGUACUCUUCUGUAGCAAGUUUGUGCGUGGGAGUGGGGUACCUUUGGCAUUGGAUCAUUAACCAGUCUCUAAGCUGACCAAUUCAUAUUGGCCUUCAUUGUAAGGACGAUAAGUGGUCUGACUAAUGGACUGAUUGAUCGGUAGACAAUGGUGUGAAUGAGCUUAUUGAGUGCUUAUAGUCAGCCUGGCAGACUACUCUGUGUCAUAACUGCAGAUAACAGAAAGAAAGCAAUUAUCGUACCAUAAUUAUCAGCUCAAUUUUGUCACAUGAAAAAAAAAUUCUUCAGACUAGUUGAUUUGAGACGGAUAUCUCCUCUCAUACAUUUUUAUUUUGAAUUUUUUUAUUUUUUUAUUUUUUUAAUGAUUUGCCCAAAAAAAUUUUUAUGGGUAACUCACAAGGGAGUUUUGAACUAAAGUAGAUGAAUUUGGAAAUUAACUUCUUUUUCCAAUUGAGCUAGUUUUUCCUAAAGUUUACAGUCCCUUGUCAAUUCUCCAGUUUGAGUCCUUCAUAAUAGGCUUCAGUUGUAUAAAAAUGAAAACAUAAUUAAAUAGCAGACAUUUUUUUAGAUCACACAGCAAAUUAAAUAUAUUAGUUUUCCUACAUGUGGUUAGAUGUAUGCAGUGAAGGGACCUCCCCAAUGUAUUGCAAACAUAUAUAGAAAUUGGUAUAAUAGCUCUAAUUGUCCAGUUUUAAGUCUCCGGUUGACUGUAAGACCAAGACGGUCCAUUGUGCUUCCUUGCACUGCAGCAAUUUUCACACCCACCAGCGUUCACAUGACUGAUUUAACAGCUAACCCUUGGGAUUUUGGCUUCUCUGCUAGGUUGCUAGUAGACUUGUGCACAAAUGUUUAUCAGCUGGUGCAAACGAUUAAAAUUCAUUUUACGCCAAACAAAGCAAUCCAUCCAACACCACAGGUGUAUCCAGGACGUAUCGAUAGGUUUUGUUUUUUUUGGCUUUAGAUUAAAAUGAUUUUGUUUCUCUCAAACCAGUUGAAAUGCAUUUGUACUCAAGUCUCUAUACCCAUAUAUUAGAUUUGCAUGUGUGUUUAUAUAUAAUCCAAAAUUUUACUUUCUAAAACACAUUCCAAUUUCUUCAACAGAUUUAACUGUGGAUCAAAAGCUUUUUCGCCUGGUGUCCAAUGACUCAUUUGUCUCCAUUCAGCCUUCGAUCUCCUCUGGAGGAAAAGACUUAAUUAGGGAGUACAGUGACAAAGGGUCAGUGGCAGCACACGGUCACCAUCAUCAUGUGGAUCUGUCUCUGUCCAAUGCAUGUGACACAGAACUGGCUUCACUUGUUCCUUUGCAUUCACAUUCAUACAGAAAAGACCAUAGACCAAGAGGCGUCCCAAGGACUUCAAGCUCAGCUGUUGCUUUCCCAGACACUUCCCUCACUGAUUUUACACUCUACCAACAAAGGCGCGGGCUGGAUCCUGUUAGUGAACUUGAAGCUUCCAAACCACAUUCUGGAUCCAAAGAUUCUCUAGUAGAUAAUGUUUGUGCUUCAGGGAUUUUUCCAUUAGACUAUCUAAAAAGCAAAGGAUCCCAGCAGCUUUCGCGGAAUGGCAGUGUGAAACACAUGAAGUCUGACAAAAGCAUGGAUAGUUUGCGAAGCCUCAGCACAAGGAGCAGUGGAUCCACUGAAAGUUAUUGUAGCGGGACAGAUCGGGACACAAACAGCACCGUUAGUAGCUAUAAAAGCGAACAGACAAGUUCAACUCAUGUGGAGAGCAUUUUAUCAGAACAUGAGGAAGCUUCUGCUGCAAAAAGAGGUCACUGUAGUGACCCAGAGGAGGAGCGCAGCUCAGCCACCGAUAAAAGGACUAGUAGUGUAAGGACUGCGGUCGAGAGAGGUACUGCUCAGGAAGCAAAAGAUGCAAAUACAUCUGAUGAUGUGCAGAGUCCUAGAGGUCUUAGCUCGUCUGCAUCGGAAGAAGCUAACAAAAACCCUCAUGCAAACGAACUAACUGCACAAGCUGACUGGUUACCAGGGAAACUUACAGUAAAUCUUGAUGACGCAAUUGAGAAACCAGUGAUUUUAGUAGAUUUAAGAUCCUUUAAAGAAACGGGUAUUAAGCAGCGAGAUAGUGAUGUGCGACCCAAAUCAUCUAGCUUAAUCCACCGGACAUCCUCGGUUCAUAAAUCUUGCAGGAGACGGACAGGUAAAAAACGAGCCAGCAGUUUUGAUGCAAGUAGGCACAAAGAAUAUGUCUCAUUUCAAGGCACAGCUGAAACCAAACCUCACAGCACUGGUUUUUGUCAUGACGAAGAUUCUAGUGACCAAAGCGACUUGAGCAGGACCUCAAGCGUGCAGUCGGCCCACCGUUUCAGCAGCGAUAGCUCUUCCAGCACUACAUCCCACUCAUGCCAGUCACCUGAGGCCAGAUACAGUGCCCUAAGGACAAAAUAUCACAUAAAAGAAAGAGGUGCAGAGUCCCAUCGGACCCACUUAAGUUGUGAAGGGGCUAGCAAAAAACGUUCUACCCGUAGGACUUCAAGUGCAAGUGGUACAAAAAGUCGUGCCAGAGUAUUAAGUCUGGACAGUGGCACUGUAGUUAGCUUGGGUGAUGCCAAUAGACUGGCAGCACCUGAAAAUAUCAAAACAUUAACCACUUCAAAAUCAGAUCUAGAAGCCAAAGAGGGGGAAGUGCUAGAUCAGCUUUCUUUAUUAGGACGCGCUUCACACUUAGAAUCUGUAACACGUUCGAGAAAUAGUUUGCCCAGCCAGGUUACGUUUCAGGAUGUGGAAGAGCGAGAAGUCGCAGUUGGAGGUAAGUGACUAUAAACUAAUGUAUUUUUUUCAGUGCUGUAAAUGCCUUGCAUUUUUGCAGAGUGAUUUGCUUGCAGUGUUCAGUAAAUGCAUAUAAAUCAUCAUGCCAUCAUUUUCAUUCUUCGACAUACUGGAAUUUUGCCCUGGAGUUUUUGUUGAGCUGCUAAGACAAUACCCUCUUCUGAAUGUGCGUCAUUUUGUAGCUCUGUUUCCUUCUUGCCUAGUUACACCUCUUUCCUUUUAACCUCAUUGUGCCUCUGUCUGCCUUUAAUGUUUCUCUCGCUCUCUGUCACAAAUAUGAAAUUUAGAGCACCAUUAUUUACUUGGUGAGGUUGUUUGUAUUAUCACAUUUAUUUUAGAUAUGUUUUAAUAUAUCCAGUAAUAGUGAAGAAUAUGCUAAUGCGUGCACAGAAUAAAAAAAUUAAUCAAUCUCCUUUCUGCAACUGGAAGCCAUGAAAGAUGAUUUUUAGAUGAACCUUAAAGGGACACUAUAGUCACCUGAACAACUUUAGCUUAAUGAAGCAGUUUUGGUGUAUAGAACAUGCCCCUGCAGCCUUACUGCUCAAUCCUCUGCCAUUUAGGAGUUGUAUCCCUUUGUUUAUGAACCCUAGUCACACCUCCCUGCAUGUGACUUGCACAGCCUUCCAUAAACACUUCCUGUAAAGAGAGCCCUAUUUAGGCUUUCUUUAUUGCAAGUUCUGUUUAAUUAAGAUUUUCUUAUCCCCUGCUAUGUUAAUAGCAUGCUAGACCCUGCAAGAGCCUCCUGUAUGUGAGUAAAGUUCAAUUUAGAGAUUGAGAUACAAUUAUUUAAGGUAAAUUACAUCUGUUUGAAAGUGAAACCAGUUUUUUUUUCAUGCAGGCUCUGUCAAUCAUAGGCAGGGGAGGUGUGGCUAGGGCUGCAUAAACAGAAACAAAGUGAUUUAACUCCUAAAUGACAGUGAAUUGAGCAGUGAAAUUGCAGGAGAAUGAUCUAUACACUACAACUGCUUUAUUUAGCUAAAGUAAUUUAGGUGACCAUAGUUUUCCUUUAAUUACCAUUACCAUAAACCGGCUCCAGAAAAAUGUACAAGCUCCUGUGUAAUGAGGAUCGAGGGUUUCCUAAUCCUUGACUGAGCCUUAAGUCAGUUGAAAAUGUACUUGUCUAGAGGCUUUAUUACAAAAUGUUUUUCUGAAUCAUUUCAUCCACCCUAAAGAACUCUCCAAGCAUCAUAAACAGUACAGCCUAAUGUAGUAUAAAUGGUGCUAGGAGUGCAUGGUAAGCUACUGUUUGGAGCUGUACCGUCCCACUCGUUGGCUGAGAGUGUCACCUGAACGUUUUCGAAGUCCUGCACCGCUGAACCAGCUCAUUGCUUCUAGCUCCACAGGAUAUGUUGAUGACACUUGGCCAUCCCCAGUUAAGUUGUCAAACUCUUCACACAUUUUGACUACUUACCAUGGGAGGGUGCAAGGACACCACUGGGCAGUAGUGGCUUUGGUGCUUGGAGUGUUCCUUUUUUUUUUUUACACUUGUGUGGAAUCUAAUGUUUAACCCCUUAAGGACCAAACUUCUGGAAUAAAAAGGAAUCAUGACAUGUCACACAUGUCAUGUGUCCUUAAGGGGUUAAAAAAAUAAAAUCUAAAUUAAAAUUUUUUUUAUUUUGUCCCUAUUUGAUUUUCUUUUUCUUGGUUAUGGUAUUUUGGUUUCAAACCUAAUUCUGACAAUUUGCAAUGCGUUGAAAAGGGAAGUUAUUACCAAAAUGUGCAACUUUAUUUUAAUAUUUAUAUGGCACCAACACAAAGUAGUUUUUUGUUGUCUGCUGUUACAGCAUUAGCUGUCUCAAAUAUUUAAUUCUGCAUGAUCUUUCAUUUUGAUUUACAAGCGUUUUUGUUUUAACUUUGAGAUGAUGUAGAAACUGAACAUGGUGGGAGUGGGAAGGAGUUAUAAAAUCGUAUAUAUAAACCAUGUUUAUUUGGGCCGAGAAAAUCAAAUCAUUAUGCAUAUGGUAAAACAGAAAGCAACAUUUCUAAUCCUGGUAGUAAAAAGAUAAACCCCUGUAAUAACUGCUAGUCAAGUCAGUGUAUUUUCAAGCCAUGCUGUAAUAGGUACACUGCUUAUGACCUGGUCCAUGUUCAGUGAUCUUUCAUGUCAGGGUAAAUCAUAGGAGUAGUUCUGGUCUGUGAAAUUCUUGGUAUUUUUAAAUUUAUUUUUCUUUAUAUAUUUAUAUUCUUAAAAAUGUGCAAUGUGUAAAAGUACAAAUUCUAUUUUAAGAAAUAACUUGGGAGCUAAUUGUAAAAUCUAGUUCUCACCUUGGUUUUGCACUUUUCUAAAUUGUAUUCAUAUUUGUCACUUUCUGCAUCAAACUGAGAUUUCGAAUAUAGCUCAUGUAUGUGCUAAGAAAACCAAAUUCAUUAUUCCAAAUGUUUCAUAUUUUAGCAGCAAAUAAAAUGUCAAAAUUAAAUUAACUGUUAUUCCUAAAUAUACUGCUGUACCUUUCUUUGGACAGUUUAUGAACUUAGUAGCAGGUGGCUGACAGUGUUCAGUCGUCUGUGGAGCACAACAACGCUUUAUUUACUGAAAUGAUCCUAGCAUUGAUGUCACUUGGAUUAGGCACUCCCCAUAAAAAAGUAAUAAAUCAAUGCCUUCUUAUGGGGAAAUAGCUGACUCUGGAUGUCCUCAUGUAGAGCACGAGGACGUCCAGGGUCGGUUACCAGACCAAAAGUCCGGUAACAUUCCCACAAGGCUGUCUUAGUGCUGCAAUGUAAACAUAAAGACAUGUUUUAUUUGUUGUAUUUAAUGGUGUCAAGAACACAACUGUUAAAGAUUUGACUGUUUUGGAGAAUGACAGAAAUGUCACGUUUUAAGGCGACUGUCAUUCCCCUUAGAUCUGUUCCAAUCCACCCUCUGCUGCUCAAUUUAUUUAUAUUUUUUUAUAAAUAUUUUUUUUAAACAAAGGUUUUUACAGUUAUACUUGAGAAAACAUAGGGUCUAGUUUUCCUUAUGUAUAACUUUAGAUUGACAAAGCUCCAUUGGAGGCCUUGGGUGUGCGAGUCAUUUGACGCACACACCCAAGGAAGGGCACAAUAUGGUCUUCCUGGCUGCUGCCAUCUUAGGAACACAGAUGGAGGAAGUGUUUGAGAAGACUCUGCAGGACCGACACAUCAUUGGAAAAGGUAAGUUGCAUUGGUCCUGGGACUUACAUUGUUUUUGGAGAGUGGAGCAGACUAUAGGGACCACUUCCCUAGGCUAAGGGUCUGAAAAAAAAUAACAUUGUGACAAACGUUUUAAACCAAAAUAUCCUGUGUUGGAUCAUUUGGCCUCUAAUAUUCUUUUCUCGUGUCCGUUCUUCAGAAUCCCUUGCUUUGUGAACUAGCGCUUUGUUUAGAUGUGAAACAAUACCCAAUAAGUACUUUUUAUUAACACAGUCGCUUUUGCGAUGGAUAUGUGUGGGUUUUAUUUUCUGAAAAUUUAUUCUGAGGCCCCCCCCCACUUACAGCUGAUUUUGUAAUGUCAUAGUUCCGGGAAAUGUAGAUUCAACUGUUUGUUUCCAGCAGCUGAACUGCAUCUCCCAGAAAUCCAUCAUGUAUCCAUAAUUUCCUAUAUGUAGAGGUUAAUGGGGAAAAGCUCAGCAGUCCUACAGAAAAAUUUAAAACAUGGGGAUUUGCAACAUAUACCAGCAAUUCUACUAAAUGUAUAUUUUCCUGCCUCUAAUCAUUUAUAAUGCACGGUUUAUAAAAUCUAUUAAAAGGGUGCCUAAAAUGUCCUGUCACAAGCUGCCUAAUUAUACUAUUAUUAGCAUUACUUAUUCUAGAGCCGUUUGUGGUCUUAUAUUGCUUUUCAUAUCCAUGUUUCAUUCCUUUUAACCUAAUGUAUCCACACACCCUUAACAACCCAGGUCAACCACUCAUUGUUUCCCCUUACUUUAACCUGGCAUGUACUGUUAACUUCAGUAUAAUGUCUCCAAAGUAUCUCUUAAAUGUGAUCUUUUGCGAGUCUGUACAGUAACUUCAUUACAAAAUGCAGACACGCGUCUUUUAUUGAAUCAAAGACUUUUGUCUGGGGAAAUAAGCCAGCAUAGUCUCCUCCAAACAAAAUAAUGCCUUGAUGUUUUUAAGAUCGUCUGGCUGCUUUUGUAUAAAUGUUUCUUUUUGUUCAAUUUUUAAGAAUUUCCCCCAAAAAAAAACAUGAACGAACAAGAGUUCUUUGAUACAAUUUUUUCUAACUGACGGCAAGCUCUGUCACUUUUCAAAUUUUGGUUUCCAGUUGUAUGAAUCGUGUGUCGCUGGACCGGUUUGUUACAUACUGUUUUUGUAGAAUUUAUUAUUUUUUUUCCACCGUACUCGGUCUAUUUAAUGGGAAUGAUCAUCAAAAUAUUUCUUUACCUUUGUGGCAGUAAUAAUUACAAAUGGUUGGUGUAAGUUAGUCAUAUGUAACUGGUGUUUCUCCACCUUCUGUGGAAGUACAAUGCCCAAGUUUCACUGUUAGUCUUAACGUUUUUCCUGCAGUUGAUGGAUGUUUUAAUCAACCCAACAGAGAGCUGCUUUUUGUCAUUGUGGUGUUUGGAGUGAUUGUAAUAAUUUUAGACAAUGUAAAUAUAGCCUUUUGUGAGCUUUUGUGACAUGUUUGCCUUUGGUUAUUGAAUGUGUUACUAUAACCUCUAUUCCACAAUUUGUUGGACUACAACUUCGAUAUCCUCCUUUCCAAGGCUCGCAGAGAAAUAUGGGUGUUGUAGUUCAAUAGCAAGGUGCAGAAUGCUUUUUUAAAGCUUGAGAUGUUUUUUAAAUUUGUUGAAUACGUUUGUGUGGGUUGUUUUUUCCUUUGUGUAUUAGAUAUUUAUGGCUAUAUAAUAUUUGCAGCUUAGGUGAUAGCUUCCCUUUUCUAUUUUGCAAAUAAAUUUACUUUUGCGGGAAGAAAGCACAUAUAAAGGGAAGGCAUUAAAAAAAGUUAUAUGAUAAUAAAAAUAAAUUGACACAAACCUCUGACGUUUGUGGCUGUUACCUGUUGCAAGCCAGUUGUUACCUUCUGACCCAAAGUCUCUGUCUUGCUGCCGCAGCACACGCCAGUGAGGAAACUGUAACAUUUCGACGUGAACGCAGCACAUUUAGGCGCCAGGCUGUAAGGCGCCGGCACAAUGCAGGGAGUAACCCCACUCCUCCCGCAUCGCUCAUCGGAUCACCCCUCAGGUACGGUAUUUCAGUAUCAAUUACUGCAUGUAGCACAAUUCUAAUCACUCGCCUUUGCUAGCUUCAUUCCGCCUCACCCUGCAAGUGCUUCCUAAUCUGGACACCAUGUCUUUCAUCGCACCUCUUUCCUCGCUCCUAUACUUGCUGUUUCUGCAUGAUUCUCUGGGAACGCACAACGCAUGUGUGUUUAUUUUUUAUUCACCUAUAAAACUUUGUAUUUUUUCUUCUUUUUGUCAACCCUGUCCUCCCCUCAGUAAAAUUCUUUGUCUUUUUUGUUUUAAUUUUUAUUCAUUUUCAACUUAUUGAGAAAAUAUAACAUUUUGAUUUCUCUCAUGAGCUUUUCUUUCUGGGAGCAUUACGAUAUGUUACUUGAUUUCUGUAGUAUUAUGACUUAAUGGCUAAACUUGGCAUAUAAUUAUACAUUACAUGCAAUGAGAUUGGAAGGGGGUGUUUGGAAGGAGAGCGGGUAUAAGUUGUGGAAAUUAGUCAACAUUCUAAUUUUUGCAUUUUAUAGGAAGGAAAAGCAAACCAGGUUAAAUAAUUCCUAAUUAGCCACAGCCUGAAACUACAAAAAAUUACGUAACUAGAAGCAAUUUUUCACACACAGUGUCCUGUAGUAAAGGGCCUGCUCAUUGGCUGAGCUCUUAGCCAAUGGGUCCCACAGCACCAGGCUAGCGAAGUGCAGAGGGCUGCUAGCUACCCAAGAGGACGUCAGUGGCACUCGUUGGACCCCAGGUAAGUUAUCAAACCAUUUGGACACUGCUUUGCCUGCAAGAGCACCAAGGCAGUCUGGCAUAAGAGCCACAGCAUCACACUGGUUAUGGUGAUUAGAGUGUUCCUUUAAAGGGACAGUGAAGCACUUUAGCAGAAUAAAGUUCUAGUGCCUAGCCCAUUGCAUUGAUUUUUGCUAGUACUAAUAUACAUUCAGUAACAAUGUGUAUAACUCACCUCUUUAUGAACAUAUGGGCAACAACCUGCCCUAUAGGAGGCUUAAGAGUUCCAAAUCUUUUCAUAUGGUGUAUGUGGAAGUAUGCUUGUCUGGGCUGCACAAGCUAAACUUUAGUAUUUCAUAAACUGUUAGCCUUUUAAAUUGGCAUAUUGGCUGCCUUCAAGAUCAGAUAUGUGAUAUAACCAUACUUUUCAGGACGUAAACAGGCUUUGCUGUUAAUUUAGCAAAUCUGGAAUUAUUUUGUUAAUACUAAUAGCUAUAUUAUUUUUACCCCUGUAUAAUAAUAAUCUGAAUAAGAAUAGUUCACGGUUUUUCCCUUUCCAUUGUACCCGAAAUCUUAACGAAUACUGCUGAUUUUAUCUGAUGGAUUGAAGUUGCAAUGCCAACAAUGCAGACUUGUACAUUGGUUUGAGUAAGCAUGAUUGCAUAAUAAUUGUAUUGUUGAUUUUGUCAGGCCGCCAUCAUUUUAAACAUUUAAAUAGAUAUAAUUAGGCUGCCUGUUACUGAUUGACUGCCUGCACCAAUCCUUAUUUGAAGUCCAAGCAUUAAUAAUUAGUUCUAUUUAGAGUAUUCUGUAACCUGUGUGAAAACCUAUCCUUAAUUGGUUGUACAAUUGCCAUGUUUUCUCCAGCAAAGAGAAUAUAUAACAGAAGCAAAUGUAAGCACCCAGUAUGGCAACUUUCUACUACAUGCCAUCAGAAAUCCAGAGCAAUAACCGCACAUUUUACAUUUGUUUGUAGUUUUUUGUUUUUUUAAUCAAUUUGAAGAUUUUACUGUUAUUUAGUUAAAUAGGCAUGGUUCAUGCCAUCUAAAAUUUGGUUUGAUCCUCUACUGAUAAAAACAAUACAUGCGCUCAGUAAUUUAGUCUAUAUUUAAAACCAUAGGGCUGUGCUGUUAGGAGCCGUGUUGUUUGUGGACAAAGUGACAGUAUGCCACUGACAACUUUGGGGUAUAUUUAGGGUAUAACCUUGUUUACAGACCGCAUCAUUAAGAUUUUUGCACAAAUAGAUCACUACGAGCAAUUACCUCUUCAGCACUGCACACCUGUCACAUUGGUGCAUAUAGCACUACUUAAGGUGUGUUUGUGUAGACACGUUUAUAGGGUAUUUUCUGAGGAUGACAGAUGCAUUAUGGGGAACCCACAAUGCUCAAUUGUUUUUCUUUUACCUCUCCUUUAUUCACCCUGAUUAGUGCUACAGUAGUGCCUCCGUGGGAGUGAUAGUUGAGCUUUAAGGUGAACCUGUCACGACAGAUAUAGGUUUUUCUAUCCAUCUGGCUAAGCUCCUGUUAGAAAAUGUUUCUUCCCUUAGUACUGUUAAAAGCUUAUAUUUUAAUUUAUUCCCAUUACCCACUUCUCCUGCUGAGAGCAUCAAUCAGCUUUUCAGUGGGUGUUACACUUGCUGUAAGACACAUAUGAUAUACGUACCCCUGUUUGGGAAGCACAGACUUGCUACCAAUAAGAGAUUAAAAGUUUCCAACACUUUGUUGACUUAGUGUAAGUAAAAUUUCUCUGAUUUCUGUUCUCGCUCUGUUUUCAGAGUGGCUGUCCAAACUGGCUGCAAUAAAUCAUUCUGGAUGUUUCUCUCCUUUCUCCAUGACCCUCUCACACAGAACCCGCCCCUACUCCCUACUCCCUACUUGCAGACAUUGCUUUCCCUUAAUUUAAAAGGCCCCCUUGAGGAGAAAGCGUAACACAUCACUCUAACGGUGACUCUCAGCAUGUCCGUGAUUAAGUGCUUAAAAUAGUUUUAAAUUAACCGCUCUCCCACAUGUCUGGGAAUACCCCCUUACUCACACUUAAAAAAUAAACUACAUACAAAAGUGGAGCGCUAAAGUGACAGACUUGCAUUUGUCACCCAUGUUACAAGGGUAAGUGGGACAAAUUGCAUGUCGAUGUCACUUUAGUGCUCCACUUUUGUUUAUAGGUAUUUCACUUAUAGUAAGUUUGUAUUGCUUCCAUUUAGACUAAAUUCAAGCAGGAGACACGUCCGGAGGAGGUUUUCUCUGAUAAGGCUUGCAGAGCACAGCUGCCCUCUCACUAGGCUCAUCGGCACAGACUGAACUGAUUUAGCAGAGUGGGAAAGAUAUUCGAAAAAUCUAGACAUUUGCUAGCAAUUCUGAUAGCACAAUGUACAGAUGAAAUUUGAUUCUCUAUCACUUAAGAUUAAUUUGCAUUUGUUAUGACAGGAGCCCUUUAAAGAAUCUUGUUGAAAAUCUCCUCUAGCAACGAGAAUGCAGGCUAGAAAUAGGGUGUGAGUGUAAAAAAAAAAAGACAAAAAAAACAACAAAUGCACUAAUACUACCCACCACGGCAGAGCUAGAAAAACUGCUCACUAUUGUUGGGUGAUAUAAAUUCCACAUCCCUGUAUGGAAAUACUUUAGUGUUGUUCAAUUGCGGUCUGCCCUUAUAGGAUUAAAAUAUACAGUAUGCUUACCUUAUCUCUGCUCUUGGUGUCCUUGUAUAUAUUAAUUUUGUUUAACUUAAAAAGAGGCUAUUGAGCUUAGUUUGGGGGGGAAAAAAUUGAUUUCUAGCUUUUUUCAGUGUAUGUAUUGUCCCAAGAAAAGAGGAUUAAAGGGGCACUAUAAGCACCAAAACAACUUUAGCUUACUGGAAUUGUUUUGGUAUAUAGAUCAUUCCCCUGCAGUCCAACUACUCCGUUCUUUCAGUUAGGAGUUAAAUGACUUUGUAUUUACAGCCAUAGUGACACCUCCUGUGCAUGUGACCUACAGUCUCCCUACACACCUUCUUUUAAAGAGAGAUCUAAUUUAAACUUUCAGUCUCUUUAAUUUUGAAUGUCUUAUCUCCUGCUCUUUUGGCCUCCAGGACCCUCCUGUAUGUGAUUAAAACUCAAUUAACAGCGGGAGAUACACAUUUCUAAAGUAAACACACUAUGCUGUUACAACUGAUUGAAAAUUAAACAAUUUUUUUUCCAUGUAGGCUGUGAGAGUCACAGCCAGGGGAGGUGUGGCUAAAGCUGCAUAAACAAAAAUACUGAUUUAAUUCCAGUGAACGUGGCAAUAAGACUGCAGGGGCAUAAUCUACACACUAAAACUGUGUAAUUAAGCUAAAGUUGUUUUGGUGCUUAUAUUAACCCUUUAAAGUCUACUGAAAUGCAGGACAUUAAUAUUAGCCCGAAAUUGGGUAAACAGUGCAAUCAGACGCUCACCCUUGGCAUUUGACAUUGCCGUCAAUGAAAGGGCACUCUGUGCCGGCCCCUCAAUUUGUUUUUCAUAGCAUGUAAUGUAGAAUAUUCUAUUUCAAGUUGGAUUUUUUUCUUGGAUGUUUUAUGUGUACAUUUUUAUUUAUUUUCUUGCUUUCCUGUAAUGUCUCCCCAAUGACUGUUUCUUUGUAGCCUUCAAGAUGGUCACCAAGGCCAGCAGUCAUCAUCCCAGGUCAAAGUCCAGUCCUGUCCCCCUUCCCAAGUUGCAGUUCUCAGCGCUAGCGCCUCCUUGCUGGUGAGAAAUGGGAGUGUCCACUUAGAAGCAUCACAUGACAAUGCAUCUGCCGUAGGCAAUAGCAGUUUGCACGAUGAACUUGGUAUGCAGGCCUUAUAUAACCUUGGUGACAUGGAAGUUUUAAUGCAGCACAUUUUGGGUAAUAAUGCCGUUCACUUAUUUCUUUCAUUGCAGAAUCGUUUAUGAAUGUGGAGAUUGUCUGCUUGUUAACCUACAAUUCUGCACAUUUUAUUUUAAUGCAAUUUACUUUGUGGAUAAAGAAUUUUGUUUUUCAACAGCUACAUCAAUACAAGCAAUGGAACAUCCUCUUUUCUAUUAAUAACGUUGACUUUAUGUGUAUAUCCUCUCUAGAUAUAUACAUUUUUUUUUUCUUCCUUUUGCUAGUUCUAACUUUUUUUUUCUUCCAUUUGUAGGCAUUUGUUUGCAAUGUUCAGUCAUUUUAUAAUGAUGUACUUCUAAAGUUUUACACUUUUGUCUGUCGAUGUUCAACCUUAUUUCCUUCGUAGAUUUACAGUUUUGAUAACCUGUUUUAUUUUUGUUCAUCCACAGGUAGUUAAAGUACUACUUUAGCAUUUUAUAUUCAAAUUAAUACACUACCUAUAGUAUCCUCAAAAAUAGUAAUUUAACUUUCCAAAUACUAACGUCAUCCUGCUGUAUUUGUUGGUGCCAUAUAAAUAAGCAUUUGUUUUUAUAUGUAUAGAUUUCGUUUAUUUUUAUGUUGGGCAGUGUUGGCAAAUGGUUGAAAUUUUGAUAUUGUCAUGUAAACUUUUCAAAAUAAUGUGUACGUUAACACUUUAAAGGGACACCGUAGGCACUGUAUCUGCUUCAUCUCAAUAAACUGGUUAUAGUGUCUGGAGUCAUCUGGUACCAUCAUUUCUUUCAGCAUUAAACAGUUUUUAAAGUUUUAAUGUUUUAAUGCUAAACAAGAGUCCCCAGCAAUCCAUCCCUUCUGUGCUGCUUUGGCUAAUAAGGAAGUAUUGGCCUGAGCAGCAAUAGGCAGCUGUGAUUGGCUGAGUGUGUCAGCUGACUGCUUUUAGCCUGUCAGAGUUCCAACUGACGGUAUGAAUGGGUAUGACAACAAGGAAGUGUGUACUCUCUGCCUUAGCUACACAUACUGAAGGGGCCGGACUGUGGGUGACCAGGGACUCUUAUUUUGUGGCAUACUGCACAAACAUGGUGCAACACUGAAUGGAGGGACAGUGCCAGGGCACUCCAGGCACUAUAACCAAUUCAAAGAGACAAAGUGGUUAUAGUGAGUACAGUGUCCCUUUAAGAUUCAGAAGGCAUUGUAUUGGUAAAUAUUUAUUCAAGUAAAUGUUUUCAAAAAAUUUAUGUACAAGAUAAUGCUACAGGGAUAUCAAGCACAAAAUGGGAGUCAUAAUUGAAGUUGUACAUUUAUGCAAUGGCUUAAAGGUCAGAUACCCCAUUGUUUUUAAUAAUGUUACAUUCUAUGUAUAUCCAUUCUAACUGUGGCAACGUAUCAGAAUCAAGUAGAUAUGUGUUCUGUGUGGAGUUUACACACAUGCUAUAUUUGAGUUUUUAUAAUUGGUGCAGAAUUCCAUUGCACAGAAGGGUUUAUAUCCGGAAACUCAUAUUUGCAUAAUGAAUACCAUUCUCCUGUGGACUCAAAUUUUAGCUUAUGUUAAUAGAUUACUUCUUCCAGCCUUUUAAUUCCUUCUAGUUGUUUUAUUUAUUUAUUUUCUUUAUGCAGACUUGUUUUUGUAAACCCCAAAAUAAAAUCAACUUAAUAUAUUGAUGUGUUCUACAGGCAUGUUAUUGUCCAAAAUGCACAAUGUAUUGUUUAAUAUGAAAGUAAAAUAUGCAGUUCCAGUCAUCUGUAACAAGUAUUUUGUACUUUUUGAUUUUCCUCCCUCUCCAGGUAAAUUCACCCCAUCUCUGUAUGAAACUGGUGGCUGUGACAUGUCACUGGUGAACUUCGAGCCUGCAGCAAGAAGGACAUCUAAUAAUCUCUGGUUGGUUUACAUUUUGAUUUCAUGCAUAUUUCAUGAUAUUGAGGAUUUAUAUUGCUUUGCACUUUUUGAUUGUCUUCCUAUGUGCCAAAAAAUUGUAUGGUUAGAUAGCACUGUGAGAAAUAAAGUUUAUGCACAAUAGCGGCUGUGGUGCAAAGCAUUAGACCACCAGCAAUUACUUGGUUCAUUCUGUUUCCCAUGGUGUACAACUUUACCUAAGAUUUGUUCUUUAUACAGCCCACAGUAUGGUUUCUACAAAAUGCGAAAGAUCAGCAUGUUGGAUGAUGAUAGGUCUAAAAUUGAGUAUGGGUGGUUGAGAAAAGGUUUUCAGGACGGGAAAAGGUCUGCACCAAGUUCCUUGAAUAAGCGUGUUCUAGUUGUGCAACCAGUGUACAGGUCCACAAUAUGUAGAAAUGAGAGCCUAGAGCUCUACAACCUCAAAAGUACAAGGUGAAUGAGAUGAAUGUGUGUGCUGUAACCUAUUAAGGGACAAAUAUCACCUGGCCAAAAGUUUAUAGUUUUCUCUCUGUAAAAUGCCUACUGUCACAUUGAAAUUGUUAAAAAUGGCAGCCCAGUCCUCCCUGUCCAUGGACCUAACUUGGUCUCCCAUUUAUUCCCAUAAGAAGGAUGGGCAGGGAAAAAGCCCUUCAAGUACUUUGGUAUAAAAGAUAUGAGGCCACAGUAUCUGGCUGUACGUCUGCAAACUACUUCAUUAGAUUAUGGGUAUCCGUAGGAAGCGUGUGGGAGAGAACAUAAUGGAAGAGUUGAUGGAAUCAAUGAUUUGUAAAUUCUCAUAAGUUUCCUUAAGAAACCAAACAAGGAAUUAACUUCUCUCCUAAGAGAAAAUCCAGAACCAAAAGGAGAAGCUUGUCUGCCCAGCAAUGAAACUGCUGAAGAGACUCUGCCGUCAAAGUCAGAGGAGUCCAAAACUGGUAACAUCCUACUACCAGAGUAGAACAUCUUAUCUCCGUAUUUACAGGAUAUCUAAAAUGCCAGAGAAUGGGAAAGUGUAGAAGCAAUUGCUUCAGAAAGAGUGAUUGUGGGGAAAGUGUGCCAAAUCCUGUCCAAGCACUUCCAAUAUGGAAAGUAUAAUGCAAGUGAGUGAACAUAGCCAGAUGAUCAGCUUUGUAGCAAGAAUAUGAAUGUGUGACUUGCAGAGCAAUGCAUGGUGUGAGAGCUCCAGAAGAGAAGAUUUUUUUUUUUUAUAAACCUAGCAGUUUCAGAGAAACUGCUAGGUUUAUAAAUGGGUUAAGCCUUCCCCCUAAUCCUCUAGUGGCUGUCUCAUUGACAGCCACUAGAGGCGCUUGCGUGCUUCUCACUGUGAUUUUCAGUGAGAGCACGCCAGCGUCCAUAGGAAAGCAUUGAGAAAGCUUUCCUAUGCGACCGGCUGAAUGCGUGCGCAGCUCUUGCCGCGCAUGUGCAUUCAGCCGACGGGGCGGAACGGAGGAGGAGAGAAGGAGAGCUCUCUGCCCAGCGCUGGAAAAAGGUAAGUUUUACCCCUUUCCCUCUUCCAGAGCUGGGCGGGAGGGGGACCCUGAGGGUGGGGGCACCCUCAGGGCACUAUAGUGCCAGGAAAACGAGUGUUUUCCUGGCACUAUAGUGGUCCUUUAAAGUAAACCUAAUUAAAAAAAAAAAAAGUGGUCUAUAAACGUAAAAAAAAAAAAAAGCUCUUUACAACUAAAUCUCCAGCCUAAUGUGUGGAAAGGUUUGUUAGGAAUGUUUUCUUUGCCUGAAAACCUCAUUGGUGAUCUCUCUAACAAGCCAUACUUUUCUAGAAGAGCAGCAAUGCUGUGCACUUAACACCUCAAUUAAAUAUGUGCAAAUUGAUUAACUUCAAAAUAUUUUUGAGGAUCCUCCCCACAAGAUAAAGUAUUGGCAGAGGUGCACAAGUACCAAUUUGCAAAAGUGGAGGGUGUGAUACAAUGGCUUUGUUCAAAAAUACAUUGUAGUCCCCAUUACAAAGACGCGGCUCAGACCAUUAUUCUUUUUGAAACCAACCUUUUUUUUUUUUUUUUUAUUGUGCUGGUUGUGUACAGGCGGCCCGCAUUGCCACGACAGCGGAUGCAAGCGUUCCAUUGUACAUAAUAUUACAUUCGUAUGGCAAACAAUUUUCAUGCACAUUUUGGUAUUAUUGCAAGCAUAAAUUAGUUAAGCUGCGUGCUGAUUGAAGAAAACAGGUUAUCUUAAACACGGCUAAAAGUGGUAUACAGACCAGUUUGUGUGUACUGGAGGCAGUGUGCCAUUAAGAUAAGAUGCAAGGCGUGCGGAGGAGCAUGCAGAACUACAAUAUAUAACAACCCUGCCUAUUCUCACAUAAGUAACCAUGUGGAGCACCUUAGGUUUGAAGGUUUUAAAAGCUAUAGAAAACAGUGGCUAAUCAACUCAGCUAAACUAUGCCGCCUGCCCGUCUUUGGAAGGUCAUCGGUAAAAUCAUGGGUUGUCACAGGGCAGUAAUCACUAUGAGCCUCUAGGGAUCAGCGAGUAUAGGACAUUAACAUUUGUGGUUAAAGCAAAGAGGUGAAACACCCCUAUUAAACUAUAACUUAGUGCUGGGAUCGAUGAUCAGGGUGGGGGGGAGAGAGAAAGGGGUACUUAUACCCCAGAGCCAGCAGGUGAGGAGGGUUUGGUGAGACAUGUCUUGAAGGACAUCUAUCUGCCUGCACAUUAUUAUUAUUAUUUUAUUUAUAUAGCGCCGUGCAUGCUUGUGUACAUAUUUAUCGAAGAAACAGUGCAACACAUUAAACAAUAACUUGGAUAAAGGCAAUUCUGCAGGCAUUGCGUGGUAGUGUAGGACAGUCAAGUUGUCUCGGUGGUGGCGUUGUUCCGUUGAGUAGCCGCGACAAAAGGGCGGGUAGUGGCCAGGUCCCAUGUCUGCGACUUUGACUUCGGCACUGGUGGUUGCGUCCCCGUCUCCACGGGGUGGGGGAGACCAAGUUGUUGAAGAAUGGAGCCCAUUUCGGAUAUGUCGGCAACUCUAAGAGUCUCAGUCUCAUUAGGUAUCAAAAGGCUUUGUGGUGGUCCCCAUCUGUAGGGUCUCCUAUGUUGCAUCAGCAUUGUGGUAAGUGGUCUCAUGGAUCUCCGCCAUGUCAUUGUGGCCCUGGAGAUGUCCGGGUAGAAUAAGGAAUGUCCCUCAAAUUGGUAAGCAGUGGUGUUGCGGCCCGCUGACCGGAAGGCCUGCCUGUCUGGUCCGUGCUGAAAGCGCACUAUUACAUCCCUGCUGGUUUGCUGGGAGUUCGCCUGCAGUUGUGGCAGCCUGUAGCACCCCUACAGCAGCAUGGCUUUGGCUUGUUUUGGCGCAAAUAAGCCGGAUAGCAGUCUUCGGAUGAGGUGGGGGAUUUCUGCGGUUGUAACACUCUCAGCCAAGCCCCUACGAUCUUCCAUUGCUGCUACUUGGUGCUGGGUUUGGAUCAGGUCAUUUUUGGUCUUAGUCAGCUCGCUCUCAAGGCUAUUAAGGCGGUCCUCGUGUGCUGCUGUGUUGAUUUCUGUGUCAUGUAGUCUCACUGACACCCUAUGAAUUUCCUCUUUGAAUGGAUGUCUUCCGCGAUAUGUCGGCAGAGAUCAUCCAAGAGGGCUUUCAGUCGGUCUUCAGUGACUGGAGGGUUGCUUUGUACCUGGGUUUUGCCUGCUCUCUGUCUCCACCAUCAGUUCCAGGUUGGAGAGUGAGUCUUCGCUGGAUGAUCUGGACGGUGCGUCAGAGAGCAGCACCAUGACAGGUCUCAGGGAUGCUUGCGGCCUCCACAAAAGUGCGCCGAUAUCGGCGGUGUUGGGGUGUUUUUCCGUCCGGUAUUUUUUGCUUUUGCGCCCCCUCGUCUUACGAAGUUGGUAGGGCUGGUGUGGUAGGGGAAAUUGGGCAGGAACAACUUGUUUUUCCCCGGUGUGAACGGAGCUCCCGAGAGACACGUCCGUUCUGUGCGGCUGCUGGCUCCGCCCCCCCGAAACCAACCUUUUAACCCCUUAAGGACCAAACUUCUGGAAUAAAAGGGAAUCAUGACAUGUCACACAUGUCAUGUGUCCUUAAGGGGUUAAACACAAUAGCUUUAACUUAUUGCACCUUUCUUGCACCCUUUUGCUUAGUUUUUCUAACUGAUAAACUUGGAAAGCCCAUAGGUCUGUUUUAAAGCCCACUCAAACAUUUAGAAAUUACUCUUUCUAGCUGCCAAUCAUGGUGGAAUGAGAAGGACUUGGAUGUGCAAUCUCCAGUUAUGAGGGCUUUCAAGUCCCAGACCGGGUUCUUGGUAAUUGGCGCAGGGUGUGCAUGGAGAGCGGAAACUACAAGUCUCAUGUUAAUAUACCUAGCAAUUCAUUGGUAUGCAAGUGGACAAUUUUAACUCUGUCCGGGCUUGUGGCAGGUUAUCAGAUUAAUUUACAGCUACCAAGAGUCUCCAGUUUUAAUUUUUAUUAUUUUAUCGUUUACAGCCAAAAGACCAAUGCACUGGACAGACAUGUCACACAACACAUUUAACAAAUGUCUCCUAUAUGGAAUAGAAUGUAAGAUAAUUUUGAAAUGAUGAAGUUAAUAUUUUACUUUUUUUUUUUUCUUUCUGCAGUGACACAGAUUCCCACGUAUCAAGUUCUACCUCAGUUCGAUUCUACCCACAUGAUCUAGUAAGACUUAUUUUUCUAGUUUUUCUAAGUUAACCAUCCUUGUCUCCCAUCAGUGAAUGGAAACUUUUUAUUUUAAAUAAGAGAACGCAGUGUUUACAUUGGAGGGUUAAGUCCACCUUCAGUGGCUGUCAUACCGACUAAGUAAAACUCUCUUGUGACUCUGAAGUCUGCUUCAAUGCGUUCCUAUUGAGAAGUUUAAAUGUGCAGCUAAAUAGAGCAAGUCUCUAAGCACCUGCUAAAUGCUGCAAAGAUUGUGAUCCCUGUCUACCAAAGGCAAGAAACUGCUCCCACUAUGCAGCAACGGAGGAAAUACAUUGCAUACGGGGGGGGGAGGUUGUUGGUGCCUCCGGAGAGUGUGAGCUGCUACGCUAUCCCCUUGCUCCCUCUUCUUGCUUUUAUUCCCACGUCUCUUCCUUCACCCAUUCCCAACAUUGUCAGACAGGCUAGCCGCCUUUGCAUUGCUACAUGCUGUCCCCCAAUCCUUAUGGCUUGCCAUAGGUUCAAUACCAACUGUAUAAUUUGAAAGUGGAUAUGACACUUGGAUGGAUAUCUUUAAAGUUUUAGACACUUUUGUUUUUACAUGUCAACUAUUCUUUUUACCUGAAAAACAAUGGUGUUCUCGUUGCUGGCUAAAAAUUCAACAGCCUCACAGUUUAAGGUUAUGUUAAACUGUAUAAUUACCUGUUAUGGCCACUUGGUCAGGCACCUGUCAGUUGAUUCUCUUAGUGGAGUUAGCAGCUAAAUGUAUCUUUUUAUUCCAAGUUAGAUGAGAAGUGUUGUCGACUACUUUUUAUUCUUGAAGAUAAGAUUUCAUGAUUGUGUUUGUGUUCUGUAGUGCAUACAUAUCAGUUAAUGGCUCUGUUAAUCUCCUUACUUGCUCUUUCUCCAUGGAAUUAAUCACCUUUGAAGUUGUCUUUGGCCAGAAGCACAGCUUGUGUAGGUAAAGAUCAUGUGUACUUUGGUGAAUCUGCAUCAGAGGGCAUGACUUCAGCACAUUACCUUACUUAUGGUUUACUUAUGUUGUGUGGUAAAUUGUAGCAAAGCACUUGCUCCAUGCAGGAGGUAUUUUUAAGACUGAUGUUCUGAAAAGAGAUAUUUACUUUUUACACGUGUGUGUGUGUUAAACUGGGAUUUACUUGUUAAUCAAGUGGCUUUUAUUUUUAGUGAACAUUUUUCUUUCAGUUGAUUUUUGCUUUGAGAACCAGAAGUGUAUCCUAGAAUGUAUCCUUUUGUGUGAAAAAUUAGAUGAUUUUGAAAUGUACCGCAUGAAAUGUCUUCUCACCCUCUGAUAGCUCUCUCUUCCCCAGAUCCGAUUAAAUAGGCUGCUGACCAUUGACACCGACCUUUUAGAGCAGCAGGAUAUUGACUUGAGCCCUGACUUCCAGGACCAGAUGCAGCCACAGGAGCAGGCUGCUCACAAAGUAAAACACUACUAUCGUUUCUGGAUUCUGCCCCAACUCUGGGUCGGCAUCAACUUCGACAGGCUUACACUAUUGGCCUUGUUUGAUAGGUAAGGACCACGAAAACUAUGCAGGAUUUCCUGUCUUUGUCGACCAUUUUAUUAGUAUUGGGUUGCCAGCUGUGAGAAUAUCCACAUAUGUCUUGAAGGCAGGAGUUGUGUUCUCAGAUGAGUAAGCCUGUUUCUGCAGGGCCUGAUUCACCUCUCUUCUCUUUAAAUACGGUUUGAAUGUCAAUAACUUGUUGGCAAAUGUGCCCAUUCUGUAAUUGUAAAGUGCUGAGGAAAAUGUUGGCGUUGUAUAGAAUAAGUGUAGUUUUGCCCUCAGCUAAUGUCUCAUCGUUGCCCAUGUCAAAUUAAACUUUUACUGCAUAGAUUUAACUCUCUCCCUACCUUGUCUUGAGAUAGAGAAAGAAUUGCUGAGAGUUGAAUCAUUAAAGAGACACUUAAGUUUUUUGAAACUAAAGACCUAUAAGAAUAGUAUUCCACUACGCUUACCAGAAGACAUUGCAGACCAAAAUUUCCCCUGAAAGAGCUAUCAGUUUGGCCGUAGUUAUCUGGGUCAUAAGAAAGAUUCUUCGUGUCUGUUACAAUGGCUAUUUUUUUCAAUUAUUUCCAUAUUUAGUGAUGUAUUGUCCUUUCAUGCAUUUGGUGUGUCACAUUGUUGCUUUGCUAUUCAUUUUAAGUAUAUUUUGUUAUUCCUUAAAAACCUUAUUCAAAUUCCUUAUUCCUUAUUCAAAUGUAUGUAUAAAUACUUAAUGUUUAUCCUUGGAAUUACAGGAUCUGUGGAUGUAUUUUAUUUCUCCUAGACUGUUUACUGUGAUAAAUGUACACGUUUAUUACACAAUCUGUACUUGGGUUAAUUUUCACAAUAACUGGAAAGCUACUGCCAUUUAUAGAUUGCCUAUCAUUGUCUAAACGUUUAUGUCCUAGUGCAUGCAUUUCUGAGUAUAGAAACCAGCAGCUUAUAUGAUAAGGCUUGCACAACCAUGUAUCCAGCAUAGGAAUUCUUCAUAAUCACGAUCAUUUUAUUUAAUCAAAUUAUGCUCUCUAGCAUUUUGAUGUCCGACUAUAUUUUUGUGUAAUACGUAAUGUUCUCUUUUGUAAAAUCCAUUGACAAGCAUUCGUUUAGGUUGCAAGCCUAGAUAAAUACUAGCCACAUGAUGUAUCUCUGCAUUGAAAUGUUGCAUUGAUUUGGCUGCCAGUGAGCCUUGAUUACAUAUCAUCCAGUUUUAACAACUCUUUCACCCUUCUACAGGAACAGAGAAGUCCUUGAAAAUGUACUGUCUGUCAUCCUUGCUAUCUUGGUUGCCUUUCUGGGCUCUGUUCUUCUCAUAGAAGGCUUUUUCAAAGAUAUCUGGGUCUUCCAGUUUUGUCUUGUUAUUGCCAGCUGUCAAUACUCUCUCCUUAAGGUAAGCUUUGGUGUCCUGAAUAAUGUUAGUGGUCAUUUGUUUGCAAAGUAGUGAAUACCUGCCAACAGUUUUUAAUUUAACCAAACCGUCUCAAUCUGCCAUGUUCUGUUGCCCCCUCUCCCUCCCCUCCCCCCAAAACAAGAGAAAAAUAUUGGGAUGCUAGGACAUGUAUGUUGAAAAGUUCUCACAGCUGCUCAUGGCAAUACCAGAAUGUUUCUGGGCAAAUGUGAAUGUUUCACUGCUGGUCUUCAUAUUGACAGCACUGGUUGACCACCGUGCUUGGAACUUUUUUUUUUUUAUAAAGCAAAAUUAUGUGGAUAGGGAGGGUGGCUCAGAGAAAAAUGCUUCCCCUUGCCAUCUCUGCCUGCCAUUGAGAUGCUCAAUACCUACGUUGCCAAAGUGCAGUGUGCGCUAACUGAGGUAUUUUAAUGACAGGGUUCCGGGCUCUCAAAAUUGUUGAGUAUAACAAAAGUGACGGUUUCUCUCUUUAUUUUUUAAUCAAUGUGUUUCUUAACUGUUAAAUAUCAAAUUCUUAUGAGACCUAUUUGUAACAUUCUUUCAGCGAUGGUUUUACAGCAAACAUUUACAAAUUUGUUAACUUUACUUUUCAGAGUGUUCAACCAGAUUCUUCUUCCCCUAGACAUGUAAGUGAUUGGUAUCUUCUUGUGUGGUACAUAGCCAAUUGUCUAAAAAGAUUGUUCGCCAUUAUUUUAAUGUUGCUUAACUAUUCAGCUAAAACUUCCAGGUGUCUCCAAGGAAAUUUAACUUUUCUUUCAUUUUUUGUGCAGUAAAAUGUGUAUUUUACCUAUUUGUUUUAAACCUUUAUUUUCUAGUUGACAAAACUUGUGUUCUAUCUGUCAAAGCAUACAAUAUUUAAUGACUGCAAUAACGCCAUAUUUAUGAUUAUUUUUGACUCUUCCAAAGAAUCAGGUACAUAGUCCAGUAUAUUAAAGUAUACCUUACAUUGUGAUGUGAUGUCUAUCUGUAUAUUUCUUGUGUUCUAAUCCAAAUCUACCUUAUUUGCUUCUAUCCACGCACACUUGUGAGCUGAGAAAAAAUAAUGAAUUUUUAAAAAAAAGUAUAUCGUGCGUCUAUCCACUUAAACUAUGAAUUGUUGAUCUGACUGUGGGUUCCACAUUUAUAAACCUUUACGGUUCUAAAAUCUGGAAAAGCAGAUUUGGAAAAUGUGUCCAGUUUGCCCUUAAAUUUCUAAAUUUAGUGUCCAUUCUGCCCAAUCCCAUGUUUAAUGAAUAUAUUGAAAAUGUGUGUUUUAUUAUUUUAGCCUGUUGAAUAAUUGCUGGAACUUUAGUCUGUUCUAUCCAGAAGUAAAUAGUACAUACUUUGACAUAUUUAAGUGCUGAUUUCUGUGUAGUGGCAUGGGCGUACUAAUGUUUUGUGAAGUCUUCUAGUGACAUCAGAUCUAUUUUAUUUUUAAUUUCAACCAUUUCCUUCUACUCAGGGCCAUAAUCGCAUCAUAGCCUAUAGUAGGCCUGUUUACUUCUGUGCCUGUUGUGGCCUUAUUUGGUUACUGGAUUAUGGAAGCAAAAACCUGUCUACCACCAAAUACAAAUUAUACGGAAUGGCCUUUACCAAUCCUCUGCUCCUCAUCUCAGCCAGGGAUUUAGUCAUUGGUGAGUGUCCCUGUCUUAAAUGCAUUUAAUCUGUAAAGAAAGUAACUUAAAAUGUGCUAGUUGCUUAUGUAGUUCUGUCUCUACCUGGAAGUAGUAGUCAUUAAGUUAGUUCAUUUUGGACAGGAAAGGCUAAUUAUGGGUGUCCUUUUUGGGUGGUGAGGGGGGGGUUUGGAAGGCUGAGUGGAUUAAAAAGUUUGUAGAAAAAUUUCACUAAAGAAGCAGCCUUAUCAGGAAGAGAAAUUACAAUCUAUAGAUCAGGUGGAAAAUUGUUACACAUAAUGUUGAUCAUUUUGAGUGAAUGUUGGAGGGAUAGGUAUCUUAACCCCUUAGAACCAAGAACUCUUUUCCUGUUAAAUACAAUCUUGUAACAUACAGAUGCAUUGUUGGUAGGAUUACAGUGAAAGCUAACUAAUACCAGUGUUUUCUUUGUGCUUCCUUUACCCAGUGUUCACACUCUGUUUCCCAGUCGUGUUUUUUAUUGGUCUUCUGCCUCAGGUGAACACGUUUGUCAUGUACCUGUGCGAACAAGUGGACAUACAUGUGUUUGGUGGGAAUGGUGAGUACAGAGCUUCAUGCUAUGUGGCCUUUCAGUACUGUCACGUUACAGAGGAAGUGAAAAUGUUAGCAAGAACUUAAGUGGGUUUGUUUUGUUUUGAUUUUUGACACUGUUGAGCAUGUAAUAAAGACAAUCUUUAUGAAAUACUCAUUUUGAAUGUGUGCAAUCAAGAUAUGACCGUCGGAAAACUUUUUUUUUGUCCUUUAUAUAUUUGAGUUAAUUUACUAAUUAAAUGUAAAUUAGUUAAUACACAUUAAAUGGACACUCCAAUGACCAAAUAAGUUGUACUCAGCAUUUAGUAGAUAUACCCCCAAUGAAAAUGUGCAUGCAUUUAUACAGAUUAAAUUGGGUGUAUAUCUCAAAGCAGUUUGAAAAGGCUGCUGAUCUUCUGUCUGCAGCCUUUGCAAGCACUCUUCUUUCACAUCAGACUUUCUGUGGUUGUCCUACACUGAAGUGUUUAUGGUCCUGGAAAUGCCCUGGAGCUUUUCCUGUGUAACUUACAAAAUCUUAUUGAUUUAAAACCUUAUCUGGCUUCCACAGGGCAAUGCUUACUGAAUUCUACUGCAAGAGAGCUAAGCAAGGCCCAGAAGGGCAGUGCUCAUUGGCUGGGAGUAUUAAGGGAGUUCUCUCAGCCUAAGAGCAGGACAAGGUAUCAGCAGUAUAAAACCACGUGACCUCUCCUGCAGUAAAGGCUAGAUGUGACCAGAGCAGCUAGGAGACCCAGGUAAUUUGUCAAACUGUUUUUAAAUGGUAUGACAAAUGACACAGACCGCACCAGGGCAAUCCUAAUUUAAAGCUUUUAUCCCUACAGUGACAUAAUGCCUUCAAAAUAUAUACUAUUGCUGCACAACCAGCCACUUGCCCAGAAAAAUAUAUUGUCUAUAUCUAUAGACCAUAAUGUUUCCAAAAUCUUAAGAAAACUAUUUUUUCUUUUUCUCUUUUCAGCCACCACCAGCUUGCUUGCUGCACUUUUCAGCUUUAUUCGUAGCAUCGUGGCUGUAGCUUUACUCUACGGACUGUGUUAUGGUGCGCUUAAGGUGAGUUGCCAACUAGAACAUGUGAUUAUAUGGGUAAUGGUGAUUCACAUAAGGAAAGGUUUUGUAACCACUCUAAUAUUUUUUUUUUUUUAAACAAUGUACAUUUUCUAUAAUGGUUUAUUCCUAAUCACUAUGACCACUUCAGUAAUUUAGGGUGGUCAUGGUGGUACUAGUCUAGAUCUGCAAUACUUCUGCUUAAAACGCUGCACGUUCCAUUAUAGUUGCAUCACCGCACACGAUUUUAUCAGCCCCCAAAUGUAAAUUCUAUUCAAAAUGUAUGUCCGUCAGAGAGUCCUGCACACUGGCAACAGACUUAACAAUUAUCUCUCUUGUUGGAAUCAUGUCAUUUACUAUACACAUUUUUAAAAUUGAUGUCAACAUGGUCCGUUUUUAGAUUUAUCGUCAUUACGUCAUAAAUCUGAUUUUUCAUAAAAUACACGACUACAAUAAAUUUAUCAAGAGAAAGCUUACACUUGUAAAACAAUAAGCUAGCAGAAAUCUGUUUUUUGAAAUGGUUUAUAUUUUUUCUGAUUUCAGUAAAGUAUAAAUGGUUGUCUUCUCUAAAAUCACAAUUAUUCAGCAUACCAGAGAAAUGUGUAUUGUUUUGCAGGAUCCUUGGGAUGCUCAACACAUACCUGUAUUAUUCUCAAUUUUCUGUGGUGUAUUAGUGGCACUGUCCUACCAUCUCAGCAGACAGAGCAGUGAUCCCUCUGUCCUCAUGUAAGUAAAAUAACAUGGACAACUAGAGGAAGUAUAUUGGAUUUUUGUGGGUUUUUUUUUUUUAAAGGGAAACUGAUUCAAUCUAUAUCUUACCUUCAAUUUCAGCUCACUGAUACAAUCAAAGAUUUUUCCUAACAAUGAAGAUAAAAAUCCAGAGGACCCGCUGUCAGAAGUGAAGGACCCUCUUCCCGAAAAACUCAAGAGUUCUGUUGUAAGUUUGAAAAUUCUCCUUGCAUUUUUCAACUGCUCUUCAAACUCUUCCUGUAAACACCCCCUCUUGCCACUUCUGGUGUCCUAUGUACUAGUUUUAAGGUGGAUUUGUUUUAAACACGUUUAAAACCUUUUGACCAUUUAUCUGCGGUUAUUUUGUGCAUGCCAUUAUCAUUGGAUUUAAAAUGUCUACCUUAGUGUUUUUCAUGAUUGUAUAUUAUUGUUACAGUACAACUUAGUUCAUAGUUGGGAAAACAAUGCAGGCUCAUUUUCCAAAGUAAUAAUAAUGUCUUCCCUAUCGGAGUUUUAAAGGGAAACUCCAAGAUCGUUUUGUACUGUGGUGACUACUGCAGAAUUUCUUGGAAAACGUUCUCAUGGAGUACUUGAAAUAAACUUAUGGUUUAUUUGCUGGUAAAUAAGGAAAAGUAGGAAAGGGGAAAAUGGUUUCUCAAUCUUCAGUUUCCUCUACCUCUGUAAACAUACCUUUUUGUGAAAGAAAGAUGCGUUUACUUGCUAAUUCCUUUCUGUAAAUUAUCAUUUGUUUAUAAUUUUUAAGCUCAGUGGCAAAUUAACAUCCAAUAAUUAUGCAUUUCUUUCCCACAGAAUGAACGCCUACAGUCAGACAUUGUGGUCUGCAUUGUUAUUGCAGUGUUGUAUUUUGCGAUCCAUGUGAGCACUGUGUUUACAGCAUUACAGGUAACUUUUUUUGUCUUUCUUCUGCACUUAUGGUUUUCAUUUAUCUUUUAAGAUCUACCCCAAGCACCAAAACCACUACAGCAUGCUUGGACUUCUUGCCUGGGGUUCAUCUGGUGCCACGUCCUGCCUCCACUACCUCAGCCAGAGAGAUUGAAGUUCCUGCUUACUAGUUUCUGUUAAAUCUCCUGAGCAGUGCAUAUCUAGCUCACUGGCAGAGUGCCGUGCAUAUCUAGCUCACUGGCAGAGUGCCGUGCAUAUCUAGCUCACUGGCAGAGUGCCGUGCAUAUCUAGCUCACUGGCCAAGUGCCGGUUGAACACUCAACCGGUGAACGUAGCUCAGCACCACCGGGCUUAGCUCACACAGAGAGCUCACACUUUUGGCAGUCUGUCUGAGGUAGUGGAGACAGGGGAAAGUUAUAACAGUUUGACUCCUUUCAGUGGACACUUCUGGCAGUAUAACCUCCACAGUGCACUGUAGUGGUUAUGGUGCUUUGUACUAGUGUUCCUUUUACUAGUUGGUACUUUUGUGUAGGCAGAUUUGUAGUAUUCUAGAACUACGUAUAUACUCAUGUAUUAAACAUUGCUUGUGUUUUUCAGCCUGUCCUGAGUUACGUACUAUAUGCACUAGUUGGUUCUGUUGGAUUUUUAACUCAUUAUGUUCUACCACAAGUACGUAAGCAGCUUCCGUGGCACUGCUUCUCUCAUCCGCUGCUAAAAACCAAGGAAUAUUACCAAUUUGAAGUCCGAAGUAAGUGGCCUGUUUACAGUGGAGCAAUGGUUUCCUAGUUCCAGUUGUUGGCAUUUAAAACUUUAUGCUGAUUUUAAUCUUUUAGGCCACCAUUGAUUGACAGAAUUAACCUUUUAUUAAUUCUAUUUAGAAUAUAUGUAUGUGUAAUACACACACAUUUUGACCUUUAUAUGUAGAUCUGCUGGAAUAUGCUGUAGAAUGUGAAAACAUCAAUUGCCAAAUAAGCUGGUGCUAUAUAAAUGCCACUAAUUAACCGAUGUUUAGACAGGCAGUUUGGCCUUCAUGAAGUCUUAUCGCCUUCACAGAGACUGUUCAGACUGUUAAAUCAUUAUAAGUGCACUUUUAUUGGUUUGUAGAUAUGAGCGGUUGUCUUUAGAUUCCAGGCUCUUGCAUCUUUGCUUGAAAUUAUGGUCCAUUAUCUGCUGCAAUUUCUUCAAUCCUAUAACAGUCUCCAUGUACACUGACAGUUUAGUAUUUGGACUACUCUUCCGUGGGUUACUUGCUCACUUUGACUUUUCUGGAAUGAUCCCGUUUAUGACAAACUCCAUUAUUUUGCCACUAUGGAUUCUGCUACAGCAUCUGCAAUGGCUUAGUUUAUUAUUACUGGUAUUUAUAUAGCGCCAGCAUAUUCCGUAGCGCUUUACAAUAUUAUCAAAGUGGGAGAUUUAAUAAGACAAUUACAAAAACUUACAGGAACAAUAGGUUGAAGAGGGCACUGCUCAAACGAGCUUACAGCCUAUCCUAUCUAAACCUUCUGUACAGAUAUUGACAUAUGUUAGUUUUUGUACACUGCACAGUGUAAAUACUUUUUUGAAAGGCUGAUGUAACUGCUGAUCUAUUUUAUUAAUGUGUGCUUUUAACAAAUGCAGCCACUUAAAAAAAAUCAAUAACUUUGUUUUAUUUUAUUCACAAGAUGCUGCUCACAUGAUGUGGUUUGAGAAGGCUCACGUCUGGCUGCUUUUUGUGGAAAAGAAUGUUAUUUAUCCAUUGAUAGUUCUCAACGAGCUUAGCAACGGUGCUAAAGAUAUAGCCAGUCCCAAAAAGCUGGACGUAGAGUAAGUCAUAUUAUCUAUUCGUUACGUUUUAGCAGUUUUACAAUUAAGAAAUGCUUAAUGUAGUAAUUGUCUAAGUACAUUUUGAUCAGUUCAGUUAUAUGUAAAAUGUUAUGAACCGUACUUAUUAACACUUUUAAUAAUUUCAAAACAUUCUAAAAUGUCACUUUCCAAAGUUACUGAAGUUAGUGUGAAUUUGAUUUUGUGUAAAACUAAAUUAGUCAACAUGUUUUUUUAUUUUAUUUUUUUAUAUAAAUGUAAUUGAAAUUAUGCGUAUGUUCAAGAUUUCUGAAAAUGUGAAUAAUUUCAAAAUGGGUUUUGUUAAAUCAAAAUUUUGUGUUGUGGAUAAGGAUCAACGUUUCGACCCGUAGGUCUUUAUUACAAUAUACAUUCCGGUAAAUAGUGUUUAUUAUAAGAAAUAAAAUAAUCACUUACCAAGUGCAAGUGUUACUACGGUGCUCAAACGCCGUGGUGGGAGUGGUUACACGAGCAGUAGGAUGUGACAGCAAUUACGUGGUGAUUCUAUGAGGAUCGCGUCCCGUUUCUAUGACGCUCGGAUGAUAAAAUAUGCAUUGAGUGCACAACAGUGCCUGUAUUAGGGACUAAUAAAAAUAGGAGGAGGUGUACAGUAAAGAUAAUAAAAAUGAACAUGUAGAUGAUAUAGGUCCGGUUUCAGUAUGGUAAAAAAAAUGUAAGACCAAAAUAGUAGAGCCCAAAUAAGAUUGAGAGGUGAAACAGUGACAGAGCAAAAUAACUAGAAAAAAAGUACCAUGAAUAGCCAUGAACUUCAAUGUAGGGAGCCGGUGUUGUGCUUCGAGGAAGUGCUUAGCCACCGGUUUAUCAGUUCUCCCGUCUCUGAAAGCAGUCAUGAUCCCUGAUCUGUGACCAUGUAUUCUGUCACGAAGGGUAAGAUCUGUAACAGUAUUAGUGUCUUUUAUAUUGGCCUGAUUGUUUCAUGUGCCUGAAAGUUCCUGGUGUUUUAUGCUUUUACUUUCUGCCAUCAACCAGAAUAAUAGAAAAUCACAAAUCCAAGGUGUAUAUAUAUGAAAUGUUCUCAUUUGACCAAUUCUCAUUUCCUAUUUAUAGGAUUGGUGCGUUAUUGAUCACUAUUGCUGGUAUGAAGCUGCUGAGAUCUUCUUACAGUAGCCCCACCUGCCAAUAUGCCACCGUCAUCUUCACAGUCUUGUUCUUCACAUUUGAUUACAAAGAGAGCUCCGAAAAACUGCUGCUAGAUCUCUUCGUUAUGUCUAUUCUCUUCAGCAAGGUAAUUGGUGUAAUAGCUCCUGGCAAAUAUCAAGUUCAUGGGAUUCCACUUCUCUCUCAAUGCACAGCAGUUGGGAUUGUUUUCGUCUAUGUUGUAUUUGAGGACACUGUUAAAGAAAACAAACACUCCAGUGACCAUAACAACUAAAGUUCAUAGAUGGAGAAAGACACAUGGUUAGCACACAUUGUGUAUGUAAUAUGAAACUGAAUGCAUGUAGGGACACUAGACUAUUUAAUAAUCAAACCAUUAUAAGGUUGCUAUAGUGCCAGGAAUACAAAACUGUUUUCUUGGCACUCUCUCUCCCCCUUUCCUCGUGCCCUCCCUCCCCAGUAAAUAGUGUAAUAAACUUUAUUUCCCUUAUCCCAGCGCUGACUUCCUGCGAUGAGCGGGCUUUAAUGGGUCUGGGUGGCAAAUGUCUCAUGCGCAUUAGAUCGCCCCAUAGGAAAGCAUUGAAUCUAUUCUGGUGCUGGAUGUCCCCAUGCCAAAGGUUUGUUGACCAGACCCUUUAGUAGCUGUCUGGUCAACAGCCACUGGAGGCAGACUUAGAGAUGCAAUGUAAACAUUGCAGUUUCUCUGGAACGCAAUGUUUAACAUUGCAGUACUAAGUGCAAAAGGGACACAGGACCCAGAUCACUUCAAUUAACUGAAGUGGUCUGGGUGCUUAUAGUGUCUCUUUAAAUAGCUCAGUGUGUUUUGUUCACAUAUCAGUAAUUGCCAGAAGCGGUAUUUCCUCACCGUGACUCAUUACAGAGGUGUGGAGUUCAAUGUUCCUUAUAUUUCAUAAUCCAUUUGGUAAAAUUAGUGGAGUGAAAAUGUGGGAAACCGAUGCACCAGACAAGAAGUACCAUAAUAUUCAAUGGAACAAUUUGUGCUGUUCGCUUUUACCUACGGUUAUCUAAUAAAUUCAUAUUAUAUUGUGGCAAUAUUGCGGGACUCAACCGAUUUACCUGCUAGCAUUAAUAAACAUAUCCAGGGUUAUUUAUUAAACUGACAAUUGCAGGAAAUGCGAAGUGACAUUCAAAUUGACGGCAAAAUGAGUUGAACUAAUACUUUUAAACAAUGUUCAAGCCGUUUAACAAGCAUCAAAAAAACUAAAUAUUUCAUAUAUAAUAAAAAAAUAUAUAUUUUCUCUACAUCCUGCUGUACUAAUUAUACAGGUUGGGAAAUGAAUGAUACUGCCUUGCUUCUUUGUAAUACUAGGCAAAUCAAUACAGAAACAUUGUAUAAUUAAUAAGCAUUUUUAUUUGUUUGUAAAGUAUUUACUAUUACUUAAUCUUGACCACAUAGUAUCACUUACAAUUUUUCUUUCCCAGCAUGAGACUGUAGUGUUAGCAAAACACUUAUUUGUUGUUUCUAUAACUGCCUAAAAUGAGUGAUUUGUUGUUUUCCCUCUGUUUAAUUUCAGCUUUGGGAAUUAUUUUACAAGCUACGGUUCGUCUACACCUAUAUAGCUCCUUGGCAGAUUACGUGGGGAUCAGCGUUCCAUGCCUUUGCCCAGCCUUUUGCUGUACCUCGUAUCCAUUACUACAAAGUGAAUGCUGAUUAUUUAAUGUAUGCUUGUUUACUGUCAUUGUACAUAUAAUACUGCUUCCUGGACAUAUUUAGUAAUUCUUUACCUAUUUUUGUCAAGUAGUUGGAUUUUUAAAGCUGAUUUGUCAAUACUUUGUUCCCUUACUUAAGUAAACACCGUUGUAGCAUUUACAGGGGUGAAUAAUGCAGCAAAGCUAAAUAAGAGCGUGCUUGACUUUGUGACUGCAUUUCUAUGUUCAAGGUUGCUUUGCUGCUUCAUGAAGGUUCAGGUGCGCUCUGGCAUGUGCAGAGAAAUGUUUUACAUAGAUAAACUUGCAGUUAUUAUUUAGCUCCAUAAAUGGCUUUAUUCUGUUAUCAAAGCUGCACAAACAUCACAACUACUGGGGGGAGAAGAGGGGAUUUGCAGACAAAUAAUUUCAUGCCGUUUUAUUUAAAUUUUUCCAUGGUACUCAAUGUCUGUGCAUAUUUUUAUUUUUUUGGUUCAUUGACAUAUUACAAUACAUAUGUGUGCAAUAAGUGGGUGAAAUUAUUUCAAGGAAAAAACACAUCUCCUUAAAUACAAUUAAGUAGAAAAAGGAAAAUUGUAUGGAGACCGAUCUAAAUUAAAUUAAAAAUAGAAUAGUGAUGUAGAGGUAUAAGUAAAAAGGAAUAUGAUAAAAUAACAAUAGGUAAGGCUUAACAAGGGGGUAGGAUAACUUCCUGAUAAUAUAAUUAGCAUGGGGUGGAGAGGACAGGAUCUGUGAGGCGUAAUUUCUCUAAACACUAGUUGUGAAGGGGUUUGGUGGAUUGGAAAAGCAUUAAGCACAUGUUGACUAUUCAAAUCAGAUAGCUGUUCUUAUAUGAUGUGCGUGUGAUUAAUUUUUUUUUUUUUUCUUAUUUGUGCAACAAUUUCCAUUGAUGUAGCCAUGAGACUCGCGGGUGUAACCUCACCCAAAGAGAUUAAACUCCAUCCAUGAAUAUUAUAGUGAAGGGGACAUCUGUAACUUGUUUCGGAAUGUUAUAAAACAGCUAGGGUAUCAGAAACAAUGCUCUUCAUGUCACUAAAUAGAUCACAUUGUGUACAGAUUAUUUUUGGAAUAUUUGCUCCCUUAACUCAUGCCUCUUAGAUUCUGCAAUGUUAUUUGUCCAGGCGAUCGUGUCUGCUUUAUUUUCCACUCCUUUAAACCCCUUUCUUGGAAGUGCAAUAUUCAUCACAUCAUACGUGCGGCCUGUCAAGUUCUGGGAGAGAGAUUACAAGUAAGUGCUGCAGAAUCUUUAGGCUGUUUAUUUGGUACUUUCCAUGGACAAGGUAAAACAAGAAGGUACUUUGUAUGUCAAAUCUUAUUUCUCUUAUUGGUUUAGCCGAUUUAUCACAGAAUGCAAAUUUAUUUGAGACAGGUGCUGUCACGUGCGUGGGCUAUAGGCCCAGCCGAGACAGUGGGGAGAGUGUGGAAGUGACAGGGUUAAUGACACCAGACGCCUGGUUACCUGUUGCUAGUCCCAGCAACCACUCAAUUAACCCCUGCAAUCCCUUCUACACUAACCCCCUUAAUACACUUUCUACUGCCACCACCAAGACUUUUAAACCCGGGCGUCUUAGGUUACCCCACACACAGGAGAAUUAUAGUAUCACAGUUCUACUUUUACUGAUAAAACAUAUAUAGUUAACCCUUUUUGGUAACGUGUUUACCUGAGCUUUCCUCUGGAGAGUGAAGCUCAUAGAGAACAGAGACACAAGCUGAUUAAGUAAACAUUUAAUCUGACAAAAAGGAUUCACAGUGCUGAGUACAAAAUACAGAAAUAAAUGACAUACAGAUAACAAACUGCAAAACAGUACAUAAAAUAGGAGAAAACACAAGAAAUUCCUUACAUAUAUUUACCCCAUAUAGAAUUCUUGUGGGAGUCUUAGAUGGUAUAGGUCUCCUAGAAGUUACUGACAAAAGAAAAAUGAAUAACUGACUUCCCUGGAUAGUCCAACUCCCUCAUAUAUCUAAACUAGUUGUUUCUCAGUGGGCAGACCCCUGGGGGGGAUCAGAGGGGGUUGGUCUGGCAGUCUAUUGCCCACUCUAUGCAAUUCCUUGUGUCCAGCUCUGGUGAUGGCUAUCUAGAUGUUUUAUGGUCUAGGCCUGGUGCAAGAUCAAAGACCACAAUAAAUGUCAUCCCAAGGUUUACAAAAAAACUCUUAACAUAUAUAAACACACAUCAAACACCAACUCAUGCUUUUGGCAUGACACCUCCCCCUUAAGAUGGUGGACAGAAAAAUGCAGCCACAGGCUGAUUUAUCUGUCUACCAUUAACCCUCUAGUUGCCGAGAUAGGCCAUCUGCAUUCCCAUGCAAGCUGCCCUUUUUGUGCCGGGCAGUGAAAUUAUACUGUUGGAGGAUAGGGCUCCAAUGGAGCAGUUUAUCAGUGUUACCUGUCACCUGCAGCAGGUUGUGAUCAGUCCAUACCACAGCUACAUCCUCAAACAUGCCUGAUUUGCCUGUUUCAAUUCCCCAUCGAUCUCUGGUAACAUCCCUUAAGCCACACCCACUGCGCUCAUGUAGUAGUUGUAAGGGGAAGAAACCAAUGGAUUUCUGCAGCACUCCCCAGUAAGCACACAAAAAAGCAGAGAACACUCCCAGGAUAGAUGUGCUGUAUCAACACCCAUCAUCUCUUUCAUUUUGCGGUCUGUCUGCUGGGCUUGUUGCACUAUCAGACUCUGAACCUUUGGUUCACAAUCAGAAAGUUGCUUAGGUGUAUGCGUGAGUUGUGAUAAACUGACAAGGUUCCUGGUUCCUCCAACAGUAUGUUUCCCUGCAGCCAUCCUUCCUGGACCCACAGGCUGAGUCUGUCCGUGCCCCUCGCUUUCACUCCAGGUCAUCACACAUACAGAACUUUGGAAACUGGCUAAGUCUGGCGCAGAGUAAAACUCACACACCCUCUGCCCUCCCUCAUAGCCUUGCUGUCCCUUCACAUUUUCACCCACCACAUCACAUACAUCUGCUUCAGGCACAUAUUGGCACAUAUAUUCAUUCAGCCCCCUCUCGCUGAAAGGCUUUUCCCAUACAUUUUCACAGGACACAUUUGACCCCCCUUCAUCAGAUACAGAAUUUUGCACACACUCACAUAAUUUCUUCUCCAAGGCAGGCCAUCCUCUCGCAAUCUCACAUAGCCCCUCAGACUCUGCAGCCGUGACCCACUGCUGACUUGUUACCACUGCUGACUUGUUACCCUGUCUCUCACCUUCCUCCUCUCCCUUACUCUCUGACAUCCCAGCCUCACAGUAUUUUGAUACAGGCACAUCACUACUCACCCCUAUCUCACAUUUGGUAGACAUCACUGGUUCAGUUACAGGUAGAUAUUUAUCCACACCCUGCUCUCCCUCCCAGCCAUCACACUUCACAACGUCUCCCAAAGUUUCACACAAUACCUUAGGUGGAGCAGUCAGCCCUUCUGGCUCACAAACUGUGUCCGCUGGAGCAUAGUGACAGAGCAUCCUGCCCAAAUCUUUCCCCAACAGAACAUUAACAGGGAUAUCCUCUGAAAUCCCCACUUCCCGCAAACCUUUGCCCGCACCCCAAUCAAGGUACACACGUGCCAAGGGCACAGCGGGGCAUACACCCCCAAUUCCUUUGAUGGACAUGGUUCUUCCAGGGAUUAUGUCCUCCGUUUUCACCACUUCAGGUCGCACCAGGGUGAAGGAAGCUCCUGAAUCUCUGUCCCAUGGUCACUCGGUCACCCACAAUUACACUCUGCAGGUUAUCCUCUCGUUUCCCCACGGACCCACCCACAAGCAAUACUGAUGGUGCCCCUUCACGGACCGGUGAGGGAAUAUUCCUAGUGGGGCAAGUCCUGCUCAGAUGACCAAUCUGGUUGCAUCGAAAACAACGGAGGGCAUCUGACUCACUUGACAUAGCCCCGGCUACGCUGGCAGUCGGCGGUGAAGUUCUCACUGCAGAUCUUACAGGUGGUGAUUGAACUGUAGCUUCUCUCCAGGUAGAAGUAGCAGCUGACACAAGUCCACGUCUGGAUGUUGGUGCAUGGAUGUCGGCAUAGUCAUCUGCCAGUUCUGCAGCAGCCCUAGCAUUUUUUGGCUUUCUUUCCAAAAUCCACUCUCGUACAUUAGGGCUCCGGGUCUGCAAGAACUGCUCCUGGACCAGUAAGUCAUUAAGGGCUUCAUAGGUAGUAGCUUGUACUCCUGUUACCCAUUGCCGGAACGUGGUUUCUAAUUGUGCAACAUAUAGAAUGCAGGUGGAUGAUGGACAUUGCUGCAUACUCCUAAACUUUUUCCUGUAAGACUCAGGAGUAAGGUUAAAAGUUUUUUGCAAUGCAGAUUUGAUUGCCUCAUAGUUAUCAGUCUCUGGGGGAAGGGACACAAACACAUCCAAGGCUUUCCCUUUCAAUUGUGGAGUUAAAUAUCUGCCCCACUGGUCUGAGGGUAGUUGAUGCUGCCUGCAUACUUUCUCAAAACUUUUUAAAUACAUCCAAAUCUGUCCCUUCUUCGAGGGAAGGAAAAUCAUCCUUACGGAGCCUACGUGUGCUGGACUCUGAUGCAUUGCUGUUAAGUGAGGACUGAAGGGUAAAUUGCAGUUUAGCAAGUUCCAGCUCAUGUCUCCUUUGUGCCUCCCUUUCUGCAGCAUGCCUUUGCGCUUCCCUUUCGGCUAGCCUCUCUGCAGAUUCCCUUUCUGCAGCCUGCUGUUGGAUCAUCACAUGCAAGGCCUCCUGAGGAUUUGCAGCCAUCAGUUGCCGAAAUAAAUCAGUUGAGCAAAUGUCCUUAAUGUUUUGAGGGGUACAACCACCAGGCAUUUCAGUAAGCAACACUCCUGCAGUAGUAGGGAGCUCGGUAACCCUUUCAGUAUCCGUCUCUGGCUGGAAAAUAUGGCUGUCAGCCUCCACAAGGUCAGCAAUAAGUUGUGCCUUAUUUUUGCCAAAAGUUGGUAAAUUCUUUUCUUGGCACAACAAUUCCAAGGCCUCUUUCGAUUGUUUGCGAUAGGCCUCCAUAUUCACAAAUAGGAUAGAGAAAGAAAAACAAAAGAUGGGAGGGGAGAACUGUUUUGCACUUUGUAUGUAUUUUAAAUCAGCACUGAGCUUGGCCUCUGGAAAUUACACAAAAACAAGUAUGCAAUUUCUUUUAGUGCUAAGACCUCCUUUACAGGUAAAAUCUAGCAAGCACUAAAAAUCUCUAAAUAUAUCCCACUAGCUUCCGCCAGUUUGUCACGUGCGUGGGCUAUAGGCCCAGCCGAGACAGUGGGGAGAGUGUGGAAGUGACAGGGUUAAUGACACCAGACCCCUGGUUACCUGUUGCUAGUCCCAGCAACCACGCAAUUAACCCCUGCAAUCCCUUCUACACUAACCCCCUUAAUACACUUUCUACUGCCACCACCAAGACUUUUAAACCCGGGCGUCUUAGGUUACCCCACACACAGGAGAAUUAUAGUAUCACAGUUCUACUUUUACUGAUAAAACAUAUAUAGUUAACCCUUUUUGGUAACGUGUUUACCUGAGCUUUCCUCUGGAGAGUGAAGCUCACAGAGAACAGAGACACAAGCUGAUUAAGUAAACAUUUAAUCUGACAAAAAGGAUUCACAGUGCUGAGUACAAAAUACAGAAAUAAAUGACAUACAGAUAACAAAUUGCAAAACAGUACAUAAAAUAGGAGAAAACACAAGAAAUUCCUUACAUAUAUUUACCCCAUAUAGAAUUCUUGUGGGAGUCUUAGAUGGUAUUGGUCUCCUAGAAGUUACUGACAAAAGAAAAAUGAAUAACUGACUUCCCUGGAUAGUCCAACACCCUCAUAUAUCUAAACUAGUUGUUUCUCAGUGGGCAGACCCCUGGGGGGGGGAAUCAGAGGGGGUUGGUCUGGCAGUCUAUUGUCCACUCUAUUCAAUUCCUUGUGUCCAGCUCUGGUGAUGGCUAUCUAGAUGUUUUAUGGUCUAGGCCUGGUGCAAGAUCAAAGACCACAAUAAAUGUCAUCCCAAGGUUUACAAAAAACAACUCAACUUAUAUAAACACACAUCAAACACCAACUCAUGCUUUUGGCAUGACAGGUGCAUUUUGAGAAAAUGUGGCAAAAACACAAUGAGUACAAUAUGGUCGAUCUGUGAAUAUCCGUAUGUGUAAUCUAUUGUAACACAAGCAACGUUUUGACUAUCAAAAGAGCCACUCCUGAGGCUUGAGAAAGGCUGUUGUGAGAGCCUGAAAUGCCACUUGUGUUAGAAUAAAUUCCAUAUACAGGAGCUUUAGUUGCUCUAGGCAUUGUUUCCCCAACAUAAUACUCUAAAAGAAAGGGGGGGGCCUAACUGUCAUGGAGGACUGAUGUUUCGCAGGAGCUCCUCCACAAUCUUUGCAUUGAAAGCGAUACACGGCCCCAUUCAGCCUGAUUUUGGGACUACCUGGAGCCCACUCCGGUGCCUGACAUUGCUGGGCCCGGUAGUGGGGGUCGGUGACCUGGAGAAAGUCGAGCAACCACACUUGCGACAGCAUGCGACCUUGUGUGCACCGGGCGGGGGAGCGGCCACUCUCCCGCUCCGAGGAGACACUGCUAUGGUGGGGCAGGCACCCUGUUAUCUCCCCACCUCCCUGGGACUAUUGGGGGUGAUCACUACACUCCGAUGGGGAGACGGAUGGGUGAAGGCUGGAAGGCAAGCAACUGACCCCACUACUGGCUCAUCCCUAAUCGCGGACACCUCGUGCCUCCCUCGCAGAUCUUAACGCAGAGACCACGCUUCUGACAAAGCUAGUGGCUAGCCUGGCGGCAUUCUGGAUAAAGCUGGAGACGCGGGUACUGCAACAGGCCUCAUCACAGGUAAGCAGUCCGUUACCCGAACGACACCCUGCACACGCACAGAACAUACCUGCAGCUCCCACAGGGAAGAGGAGCCCACACAGAAGGCAGCUCAGGCCCCACGUGUCACACCAGCACAAGCAGCGGCAAAAGCAAAGCCAGACACGCAGGAGACUUGAGCCUGCACCCAGCGGAGGGUCUCCGGUAAUCCUGGCAGCCAAUGCACAAGGGUCUGUCCGGCCCCACAUGAAAAGACCGAAACCCAGAGGCAUGAAGCACCUCAUUAAGCUGCCCACCCGUGGGUUACCCUUGACGGGAGUCGGCUGAAAAAAAUUAAGGCGCCAGAAGGACCAGGGCUUCAUUUUAAACGUAUGUGCCCCCCAAACACACAGCGUAUAAGGAUGACCCGAGUCUCAGCCUUGCCUCAUAACUCUGACAUUUUAACCUCCCUGCCUCAUGGACUUGAUCUGAGAUGGAAUCUCCUGGGACAUUCAAGUAAUUUGCUAGCCUGAGCUUACAGAUCUAAAUUGAACCCACUUUUUAAGCAUAUGACCGUAUCAUAUUUACAUGUCAGCAAAUAUAGCAUACUGAAGAUCAUACUGCAUGUUGUUAACCCUCUGACAUAACUUAAUAGGCCUGCUUAUAUUGCCUGCACAGUCAAUGACAGGGUACCGCCACUUUAGUGCUAUGCCAUCGGAUUACCAAGAUGACGCCACACUUACCCAAGAUGCUGAGGCGGGGCCAGUUGUUUCUUGACUACUUAGGCAAUGUUUACUAGCCUGUAAUUGUUGUUAAUGUUCGAACUACUGUAUGUCUAUCUCCAGCUUGACGAUCUUAUUGUGACUUAUUAUGAUAGACCUGCUCUCAUAUUCUGACUACUUAAAAAACUGCAUAACAUGCUCGCAUAUUACAGUUCCACUAGCUUAGUCAAUCAAGCACCGUUAAACUUUGAUUACUUAACUUGCUUAGACGACAUACCUGCUUAGAUAUGCCUGUUAUAUGUAGAGAGCAAUUUGUGUGAUUUUAAACAUACUUCAUUUUUUCAUAAUUAACUUAAAAAAAUGUACUCAUACUCUUGAACACCCCAAUGUUAGGUGUUGAAACUCAGCGUGGGGAAUGCCGUUGGGGUACCAAACGCAUGCUGUUAUAUUUCUCUGCACUGCAAAAAUAUUUUUUUACAUUUUUUUUUUUUUUUAAAUACCCUAAAAGAAGGGUGAGUGCAUUAAUGCACAGAGCGGAGUUUCAAGCUGCUAGAGACAGGCCACAAAAACCAUAAAACAAAAAAUAUUCUGCACAGCAAGCCCAGUAAUGAGUAACUCACAAGUAGGCAAAUGUUUUACUUUAGCUUUAUUUGUAAUUUAUCUCCCCCACCCCCACCCUCUCUCUCUUUCAGUACAAAACGCGUGGACCACUCAAACACAAGACUAGCCUCUCAGCUUGACCGAAACCCAGGUUUGUAUAUUUUACUUUUUUUGCCACCUUUGUAAGUCCUCUUUUGCAUUAAACGUAUGUUUGUAGUAUGGUUUGUAAUCUUUGUUUUGAGCUCAUACACAGCGUAAAGGACCACUAUAGUGCCAGGAAAACACACCCUCUUGGCCCCCCUCCCGCCGGGCUCUAGGGGGAGAAAAGGGUUAAAUCCUUACCUUUCUCCAGCACUGGGCUCCCUUGGCGCUGGGGACUCUCCUCCUCCUUUCAACGUCAUCGGCUGAGUGCGCAUGCGCGUAUUCAGUCAGUCCACAGGAAAGCAUUUCUCAAUGCUUUCCUAUGGACGCUGGCGUCUUAUCACAGUGAGAAGCGCGGAAGCGCCUCUAGUGGCUGUCAAUGAGACAGCCACUAGAGGCUGGAUUAAUCCAUUUGUAAACAUAGCAUAGUCUCUGAAACUGCUAUGUUUACAGCAGGCGGGGUUAACCCUAGAUGGACCUGGCACCCAGACCACUUCAUUAAGCUGGGUGCCAGGUCCAUCUAUAGUGGUCCUUUAAAGGGAAAUUAUAGUGCUAAGAAAAUGCUAGUUUAGCUAGCACCAUAACACCCCAGAACCUACUCCCCCAUUGUGCAGAAAUGGUUAUUAACCCCCUUAUGUCACUUAACAUAUACCAGCGCUGAUGUCCAUCUGCACUAUUUCAGGCUACACCUCUGCUCCUUCUCCGUAGAAGUCAGCCAGCAGGGGGAUCCUAAUGCGCAUUCACAGCAAACGACACGCUCGCAUUAGGACUUUCCCCAUGGAAAAGCAUUGUAUAAUGCUUUUCUAUAGUGUUUUGGGUAACUGUGGGUGUCCUUCUGCAGAGCUUGAGCAUGUCCAGUGUCCGUUAGGCAACCACUUGAAAGUCUCUUUAGCACUUUUAUCUGGCUGAUAACCAUACCAAGGGCUUGUUUAUUUAUAAACUACUUGUUCUGGGCAUAUUAAAAAUCUGCUGUUAGCCAUUUUAACAGCUCAAAAUUUUAAAGAUCGUGAAGUGCAGAUACUUCCAGUAGUGGAGGACUUAAACAAGAUGGCCACCCCAUUGAGCAAGAGUAAACAAGGAAAUAAAUUUGAGUUACAAACGAAUACUUAAUCUAAUAAGUGUCGUUCUAUUUUCAAUAAAAACAUAGCAAUUUUCCUGUUUGGCAAAUGAUUUAUUCUUGCCUAAUCUUUGAAAGUUAAGCUUGUUUCUAUAGAUGAGCUUUGUGACUGGAAGGUAAGUCAAAGAAUGAUAAACUAAAGAGCAACUAGACUUCCAGUAGUUGGUUUUGCUUUGCUCCUAUGGUGGCAUGUUGAAGUAAAGAUAUUUUUAAAAUUUGGAGAGAUAAAAUAACUAUGAGGACUAUGCAUCUGGUGUCUUUUAUCGGGAAGAAGUUAAGCAAGAAAGAAGAUUAAAUUAACUUUUUCACCUUAUUUCCUUUACUGCCACUGUACAUUAUGCUCACAAUUACCUUUUGCCAUUUAAACUUUGCUUAUCCAUUGAUAGUUUUUCAUUUUCAGUAGAUGAGAACCUACUGACGUGGUGAACCCAGUAAAAUUAUUUUUGUUUGAAGACAGGCAUUACAAUGUUAAUUGAAGUCUUCUGUAUAAUGUCCAAACAUUUAUGGGCAGUAAAAAUGUGUGUAAUAAAUCAUGCCUUAAAGACUUACUUCUUUUGUUUUUAAUCUUUCUCUGCUAAGGAUCAGAUGACAAUAAUCUCAAUUCCAUAUUUUAUGAGCACUUGACCCGCUCUCUGCAGCACAGCCUGUGUGGAGAUCUUCUGCUUGGUCGAUGGGGGAAUUACAAUACUGGAGAUUGCUUCAUCCUUGCCUCGGAUUACCUGAAUGCCCUGGUACACCUUAUCGAAAUAGGCAAUGGACUUGUCACAUUUCAGCUCAGAGGGCUUGAGUUUAGAGGUAAAAUAUAUGCCACACCAGAGUGGUAAUAAAAACUACACAAAGUUUUAGCCUGCCUUUACUUUAAACUAAAUCUUGGUGAUCUCCAGAAUUUGCCUGACUUUAAAAUGUGUUUUGUUUUUUGGGGGGUUUUUUUUUUUUUUGGUGUUACAUAGGAACCUAUUGCCAACAGCGUGAGGUUGAAGCCAUCACGGAAGGUGUAGAAGAGGAUGAAGGUUUCUGUUGCUGUGAGCCCGGCCAUAUUCCCCAUAUGCUGUCUUUUAAUGCAACCUUUGGUCAACGCUGGCUUGCGUGGGAAGUCCUGGUUACAAAGUACGUCUUGGAAGGCUAUAGCAUCACAGACAACAGCGCAGCUUCUAUGCUUCAAGUGUUUGAUCUGCGUAGAAUCCUUACCACUUACUAUGUCAAGGUAUUUAAAAAAAAAAAACUAUUUUGUAGUCACUGUAUGGGGAUAAUAAAACUGAAAGCUGUGUGUUCAAUAUUAGUGUUUUUCAACUCUGAAACAAAGGCAGUUAAAUUCACUGUUUUAAAGGAACAUUCCAGGGACCAUUAACCAUCGCAGUAGUUAAUUUGUUUGGCUAAAGUUGAAGGAUUUGCUCGAACACCUAAUGCUCUCAGCCGAUCACUUCUGCAUUUUCACUUCACGAGUGCUGAUGGUCCACAUUAGCUGAUCACCAGAGGAGAGGCAGUGUGACCGGUUAAUGAGGGGCACUGUUGGGAAAAGAGUUUAGCAGUGGAAUAUAGUCGACCGCACCAGAGGACUCAAAGUACCAUAACCACUUUAGUGAGAUGAAGUGGCUAUUGGACUGGGAGAGUUCCUUUUAAUACACAAGUGAAGGCAAAAACACCUUUCUCAUCCAAGAACUCCCAUGGAAGAAAAACUUCACAUCACAACACUAUAGGGAUGUAGCUAUAACAUCUAAGACUGUUAUAGAUUUUAAGCACUUGGUAAUACAAAUUGGUGUCUAUUUGUUUUUGUUUUUUUAUAGGUAUGCUUUGUUUAUACAAUUAAUUAGAAAGUUUAAGCUUCAUUCCUGCCAACAGAUUUUGAACUUUUUUUAAUUCUCCUUGUGAAUCUUCAGUGUUGUACAUUAUGCAAUUGUGAUAAGCCAGGUUCUUGAUACCCACUCCAUUGGUCCCUUCCAGUUGUAGUUUAUUACAGUUAAUAUAUAAUAUUCUGCAGCACUGAACAAAUUGUAAACCAAGACAAACAAUUCUAUCAUCUCACAUGGCAGUCUCCACUGCUCUAAUUUCUAUAUACUGCCAAGUUACUUUCCUGUACUGCUCUGAAAAGAUUAAAGAUUUUCUUUGCAAUUUUCUAAGAGAAUAGCUUGGAUAGACCAAUUUAAACUCUCCAUUGUGGUCGCAGGGCAUUAUCUUCUAUGUGACCGCCUCUGGGAAACUCGAAGAGUGGCUGGCAAAUGAAACCAUGCAAGAAGGCCUCAGACCAUGCUCUGAUCACUGCUAUGUGGAUGUAGAUCCAACAUUUAACCCAAAUAUCGAUGAAGAUUAUGACCUCCGCCUGGCUGGGAUUUCUCGGGAAAGUUUUUGUGCUAGUUACCUUAACUGGAUCAAAUAUUGCUCCUCUCGGCGGGAAAAGGUGAGAAUAAAAGCCUACUCUAAGCAAAUAUAUAAACAAAUUGCACAUGUGUUAAGAGUAUACUAUGUGCAAUUUGUGUAUAUAUUUGUUUAGUGCAGAAAACUCGUAGUCACAUGUUAGUCGAAUUGCCCUACUUCAAGAUCUCUUGGCUCAUACCUAGAUGGUAUUUUUAAAUAUCACCUGUUCAUCUAGAGCUGUAAUGUACUGAGGUUUCAAGAAAAAGAAAUAUUAAGAGUAAAUCUGUUGCACUUUGAGUGUAUGUCCUUGUUGAACUCAAAACGAAUAGCAAGUAGAUUUCAUCCUAAAAAGUCCUAUUAUAUAUUGGAUAACAUCAUUUGAAAUGCCAUUGUGCUGAUAUGUAUAUCUUAGAUACUUAGUAAGAGUCCAUGGGAUUUUUGUGGCUACCUAUUGUUUUGGCCAGAUUAUCGAUCUCCAGAAGUUGCAUUAUUUUUUCUUAUUCAGAUACAAGAUGGCAAGAUUGUAGGAAUGUCAGUGCAAUAGAGGCUUGACUUGGCAUCAUGGCAAACAUAAUCUGCGGAAAAAAAUAAAAUUUAAUUGCCACAGACUCUUAAUUCUCUGCAAAGUAAUGUAAUUUAUUAAAACAAAGUAAAAAACAAAUGUAAUUGUGUUUUGUUUUUUUGUUUUUUGUUUUUUUUAAGCCUCUGGAUGCUGAGAAGGAUUCCCCUUUGGUGACACUUUGUUAUGGUCUCUGUAUUCUUGGGAGGAGAGCAUUGGGUACAGCUUCUCAUCACAUGUCCAGGUAGGUUACAAUAAAUGGUCUGAUUUAUAUUCUAUCAAGUGGAGAUAAAACACCUGAGCUCACAAAUUGACCAAAAAACGGAAUAUCUCAUUAAUAGGUCUAGCGGGUUACUCUUAAAUAUAUAUAGAGAAUCGACUGGUAUCCAAAACAGAAGUUUGUAAUGAGAUGCACAGUUGGAUUUUGUUUGGAGAGGUGCUUGAUAUGUAAAUUGACCAGUAAAAAGAUUAUUCCAUGCUAAUGUCCUGCGUAAUUCUAUUUUUACUAAAACCCUUUUUACUUCUGAAUAAAGUUGAAAUGCACACACUAUUGCUCUUUAAAUUACAGAGCAUAUUUUGUAAUGAAUAUGUAUCCUCUGGCUAUUGCUAAUUGACAUUGACAAGUAAUUUUUUACUCGUCUUUCUCUGUAUAUUGCCAGUAACCUGGAGUCCUUCCUGUAUGGAUUACAUGCUUUGUUUAAGGGAGAUUUCCGCAUCUCUUCCAUCCGUGAUGAAUGGAUAUUUGCGGACAUGGAGCUGUUGAGAAAAGUGGUUGUUCCUGGCAUACGCAUGUCAUUAAAACUUCAUCAGGUAACUUAUUUCUGCUUCAAACACAGCAGAUGAGUCUGUUGCUACCCUAGCAUUUCCUCCUAUUAUAGGUCAUACAAAGUUAUAUUCCAUAUAGCCAUAUACUUAUUACUUACUGUUCCUAUGGCAUUGCUCUAUGAUGGAGGGUACCCUUCUGUGACUUUAAACACAAUUCCUUGCGCUCAAAGUGUAGUCGAUAAAAAGGUAUAGGGAAAAAUAAAUCUCUAUUGUUAGAUAUAUAACAAAAUUAAUACAAAAUUUGUAGCUGAUGGUAAAGUUUAAUGCCACUAUUACUAGCCCAAGGGGAGAUUACAGGUCUUAAAACACGCCUGCUUUGGCUGAACGCAUUUCACGUCUUAGCGACACUUUCUCAACAGUCCUGUUCACUUGUAUUGUGAACUAAGGUACGAUUUCUAAUCUGUAAUGGUUAGAAAGCUUUUAAAAGUGAUUGGUAUUUUUAGUUUUUUUUAUUUCCUUUCUUCCUUGUGUAUGUGUUUCUAGGACCACUUCACAUCUCCAGAUGAAUAUGACGAUCCUGCUGUCUUGUAUGAAGCAAUCAUGUCACAUGAGCAGAACCUUGUGAUUGCACAUGAAGGUGAUCCAGCAUGGCGGAGCGCCGUUCUUUCCAACUCCCCAUCUCUGCUUGCCCUGCGCCAUGUUAUGGAUGAUGGAACCAAUGAAUACAAGAUUAUCAUGUUAAACAAGCGCUAUCUUAGUUUCCGCGUCAUCAAGGCAAGUGUUGGCCAUCAUUGUUCUUUAUUCUUAAAAGAAUAUAACUGCCUGUAUUUACAAGCAAAAAAUGUAUUCUGUUGCGGGUACAAAUUAGUUUGGGAACCGCUGUUAACUGGUAAUGUACUAUAAAUAUUAAAUUUUUACAACCAUAUUAAUUUAUCCUCCAGGUUUUAAAUAUUAUGAACGGUUGUGUAACAAUUCUGGAUAACCGCUAUUGUAUUAUUGAUAACCAAAGACAAUUGUAGGCUUCACUUCGGGCAGAGCUUGGAAGUAGGUUUCAAACAAGGAAGGCAUUGCAUGCCUUUUAAUUUGAUUUGUUUUUCCAACAAUUUUUAUUUUAAUUUUAAUUUUUGACAGGUAAAUAAAGAGUGCGUACGAGGUUUAUGGGCAGGCCAACAGCAGGAACUGGUUUUUCUUCGCAAUCGGAACCCAGAGAGAGGAAGUAUUCAAAAUGCAAAGCAGGCUCUCAGGAAUAUGAUCAACUCUUCUUGUGACCAGCCGAUUGGGUACCCAAUCUAUGUUUCCCCACUGACAACAUCCUACUCCGACACCCAUGAUCAGCUCAAGGACAUUCUUGGGGGCCCCAUAAGUGUGGCAAAUAUCAGGAACUUCAUUGUGUCUACAUGGCACAGGUAAGCAAAUAUUUAAUGUAUCGAUAGAAUAUUUAAUUAGGAUAAAACUUUCAUGGUUUCAUAAUUUCAUCUUCUCAUUUAAAAACUUUUGUCAGGCUGAGAAAAGGGUGUGGAGCAGGAUGCAACAGUGGUGGGAAUAUUGAGGACUCUGACGCUGGAGGCGGGACCUCCAUAAAUAGUAACAAUCCAUCAAAUCCAAAUGAUGCUCAGAGCAGUGCAUCACAAGGUGGUAUCCCAGGUGGGACCGGACAUGUGCACACAGCACGUCUCCAGCCUCCAGGUGUGCCUCAUCCAUCAACACUAGGUGAGCUUGAAAAUGGGCUGUAACAAAGUUCUGUAUGUGAUACUACUAUGCACUUCAUCCUGUAACACUAUAGGGAUUUACUAUUUAAAUUCCUGAGUUCUUUGUUCAAUAUCUUUCUUGUGAUUAGAGAAGCAAGGAAAGGAAGUAUUAACCAGCAAAUGUAAUAGCACAGGCUGUAGUUUACGUUUACUUUGAAACCAAAAUAAAAAGCUGUAACUUUGAGAAAUGUCUGUAAUUUAUAUUUUUAUAGCACACUAGGGGUAUUCUUGUUUAACAAAUAAUAUAUCUCCGUUAGCAAUCUAUCCAAGAUUUUGGUCUGAUGACAGAUAUAUACGUUAGGAAAAGUAGCUUUUUUUACAUUUACUGUUUUCCUUAAGGUAGAUCAACAUAGAGGUUUAUUUUUAACCUGAUGGUCUGUUCUCUCUUUCCUGCAGCUUCACCAAAAUAUGAAUUUCUUUUCCAGGAACCAGCCACAGUUCCCACUCAAUGCAGUCUAGCCUCGUCCGACAUUCCCCUGCUCGCGGCUCUGUAGCUAGUCAGUCUUCUUACUGCUACAACAGCCGUCACUCAUCACUUCGAACGUCUACAACAGGAUUUGUGCCUUGCAGGCGCUCCUCCACCAGCCAGAUAUCACUUCGCAACCUACCCACAUCUAUUCAGUCCCGAUUGUCCAUGGUGAACCAGACGGACCCUACUGGACAGUCAGUUGUGGUUGGCCUUCCUUCCUCUAGCAGCUCCAGCCAGAGCAUUCCUGCAUGCAAGAGACACACCUUAGUGGGAUUUUUGGGAACAGAAGGAGGAAAUAACCUCAGUGAAACACAGUCCUGUGGCAGUUCUAGUCCAGCAACGCAUUCAAGAGCCAAAAAGGAAGAUGUUGUUUAUAGAGUCCAGGUGCGGCCAAUGCAGCCUUCUUGAUAAUGUGAUGGCUUUUCGUUCUUAAAGAGUGGCAUGCAAUUCUGUAAAUCUGUGCAAAGCCAAGCCUGAAGGGCAAACAAACCACACUAAGAAAAAUUACAUUCCAAUACCGGUGUAAUCUGUUUCAGAUGUUUGUUGUCUGAAAUUUAGACAGGGAUCGUAAAUAUAUUUAAAAUGGUUGUCUAAGAAAAAGGCUUGUGUAGCUCUGGAAAAAAAACAAACAUUGAAACCUAUGAUAGUUCAUGAAUCUGAUUUUUGGCUAAAAAUAAAUAUAUUUAAUUUAUUUUAAAAUGCAGAUUACGCCUCUGGUUGAGUCAGUUUUAACAUCUGAUAACCUCUUUUUCAUAUGUUCUCUCCAGUUUACUGGUAAUGUUACAAAUUGAAGAUCAUUAUAGAAUUGAAGUAACUCCAUCUUACUCCAAGCUCCAUGUCUGCUUCAUAGUUUUGAAGUGCCUAUGGUGCAUGGAACUUUGAGCAGUGUCUCCGUAUCAAACGCACAUGCAGAUAUAUUGAGGCUAUCCGUUGGGAGUGUAAAUCCUCUUCAGGUUGCAUAGUUAGCUGGUCUCAAAUUUAGUUUACUCAUUGCCUGGGGAACUCCGCUAACAAUGUCCGCUAAUAAAUGAACAACUGGGUUGGCAUCUAGCUUUUGCAGUUUUGCAGAUACCAUUCAUCUGGUGUUAGAGGAAGCUCUUUGCCUGCUGGGACCCAAGGAAGAGGCAAACCACUAGAAAAUUAUUUGCCCUUUUACAGGAGAAAUACACCAGGUUACUCCUGGCAUCAUAACCACUAUAUUAAGCUGUAGUGGUUAUGGUCCUUGAUGCAACCCUUUUAAAAACAUUCUGAUGAGCUGAAUUUAAAUAGUUGCCCAAAUGUUAGUUGCAUUCAAUGAUUUUUAGGGGACACACAAAGUUUUGUUGGUAAAAGUGAAAUCCUUCAAAAGGUCACUCGUGCAUUUUCAGUUUUACUUCUUCAGGGUAUAGAACAAAUUAGUGUCUUUGAAGUUUUUAUUGGUUGGGGGAUGGGGUGGGGCGGUUGUCUUAUUUUUAUUCCUUUUUAUUUGAUUUGGCUGUUUUGUUUUGGACUCUUUACAAGUUGUGUUUUUUUUUUGUUUUUUGCUAAAGGGGCGUGCGGUUAGUUUUCAGAUCUCUGUGAAAACACCACAAUUUUAUUUAUUGUGCUCACUCUUAGAUUGUGGAUCCAAGCCAAGUGCUUGAAGGAGUCAAUAUAUCCAAACGGAAAGAGCUGCAGUGGCCAGACGAGCUGGUGCGGCUAAAAGCUGGAAGGAAUAGCUGGAAAGACUGGAGCCCUCAGGAAGGCAUGGAAGGCCAUGUAGGUUUGGCUGAUUACCAUUAAUAUCUCCAAAGGAGGCAACAUUUUUUGUUAGCUGCAAGCAGUAAAAUAUCUGAAUCAAAGAUGGAUCUGGGAGGACAAUUUAAAUUUAACUGUGUUUCUUGGGUUCACCCUCCCCAUAUUUUUGUUUCUCAACGAAGAGUCUGUGUAUAAAUAUUUAUAUACAAAUAUGUAUGUAUGUCAAGUAUAACUUGAGAUCUCAACCGAGACCGAACCAUUGCACUGUUGCUUUAAUAAAACAGGGAUUUCUGCCUUAUCAGAAUCUUCAUUAGUUACUUUUGUGUGUCCUUUCAAUACGAAACAUUGGGUGUAAUUAGUUUAAAGCAAUUUCUUCUGACCCAAGAAUUGAACAAGGAGAGAAAUUAAAACUUAUUUGUAUCACUGUAUGCUUGUGAAAUGUACUGAAGUAUACUAAAACAGCGUGCUCUUUUUCUGUGCACCACAUCCUCGAAUGCGAUGUCUACUUCCCUAGAGUAAAAACAGAUUAAACUUUUAUUAUGAUGAUUGCACUUUUUUUUUCUCUCGAUCUAAAGGAGUCAUAUAUACUUUUUAAUUUUUUUAUUAAUUAGCUCUUAUAUAAUCUCCCCAGCGCUUUAUUAGAACAGGGUUGUACACGUCUAACAUGUGAGGUCUUAAAACUCUUCUAUAGCAUUAGCUGGACUCCCACACUGUAGACCAGGGAUGCCAAAUGUUUUAAAACUACAGCUUCCAUGAUUAUUUGUCAUUCUAAAGACAUGCAAAGCUUCAUGGAAGUUGUAGUUCUAAAACACCUGGGGAUCUACCUUUUGUAGACUAAUUGUUACUUUGUAGACUUCCUUUAUAGAUGUGGCAAAAAUCUGUAAAUGUUGCCACUGAUUUAAAUAGGAAAUACAUUUUCAAAACCAUACAUGUCUUGCUUAGUCUGUAAAAUAACCCCAUAUCACCAGUUGCUUUUAACACAUUCCCUUUUUAAAUGAUAAAAUUAUAUGGCGUAAAGACAUGUUUUAUUUUUAUUUUCUAAAGCUUAUUACAUGUUUUUGUCAUUUGACAAAAAACGCAAAGGUAAUAAGACCAGAACUUGAUAUGAAUAUUUUGUUUUGUAAUUCAGUUCUUCCUCUUUGAUCUUUCCUUUUUUUAUUUUUUUUUUCCCCUCUUCUUUCUUGUAUUGGUUUCUACAGGUAAUUCACCGCUGGGUGCCUUGCAGCAGAGACCCUUACAAUAGGUCCCAUAUUGACAAAACAAUCCUGCUGAUUAAGAUUGAGGACAAAUAUGUUGCUGUAAUUGAAUCUGGUGUGCUUGAACUUGGGGCCGAAGUGUGAGACUGCAUUUGUCAUCUUUUCAAGGAUUAAUACUGAACUGACAACAUUAUAAACCUGUUUUGAGACAGAGUUCAAGAUGCAAGAGGCGUUGAUAAUACCCAAACCUGUAAAAUUUACUCCCCCCGCCCCCCACCUUGUCUUGGUUUUUCUAACCGUUUGAAUGUCAGAGAGAUGUGUAUCACAUUGUAAAACACUUUAUCUUACCUCUCUGGCAGCUAAGUGGUUAAUUUGUGGUUUAAAUAGUUUUUUGUUUUUUUUUAAACCUACACUAUAUUAUGUGUUUAAAUUAUCUGUUGCUAUGCAUUUCAUAUGCUUUAAGUCAAAAACAUUUUACUUUUCAGUUCAGAGUAUGGUCUCUAUUUUUUAUUUUUUUUCUUUAUUUAUUUGCCAAAAAUAAUUGCCAUAUUAUCCAAUACUUUGUACCGUGUUUUUUUUUUUCCCUCUUGUGUACAGAUAUAGUUUGUUUAUCGGACUUCAUACAUGUUUUAUACACAGCAGGUCGCUGCAAGCUUGAUACUUUUAUUUUUCCUUUCUUGUGGCAAAAUCUUUUGAGAAAACUGCACUAAACAGUUUUGUUUUCUACAACAAUGCACUAAAAAAGUCUAUCAGUCAGAGCAUUUAUUUAUAAAUCUAUAUGUGUGUGUGUAUAUAUACAGAAAAUUCCGUAAUUUAAAUAGCUUUUAUUAUGAAAUCCUUUUCUGAACCUGUCCCUAUUGUAUUUGCAAACAAUUUUAUGUAAAUGGCUGGACCGUUGGUUUCCCUGUGUACUGACGAAAUGCAUGCAAUUUACACAAAAUAUUUAAACACUAAGAGCCCCUCCCCCCCCAAAUUUUGUUUUUAUCAAUCACUAGUGGUUGAAACUAUAAGCAGAAAAGGUAAAAAUUCUAAAGCAAAUUAGAUCCAUGUAUAGCUGCAAUGCCCUUUGUUUUUGAAUAAGAUUACUGCUAAAGCAAAUAUAUAUAAAUGGGGCAAAUGGCACUCAACUUUAAAGCCAUGUUAGGUGAAGUGCUUUGAUAUCUGUAUACAGGACAUUUUAAUCUGGUGCAGCUACCGAGCGCGAAGACUUUUUUUUUUUUUCUUUUUCAACACGUGCCUGCUUAAUCAAUAGGGAAGUUGUAUAUAUCUACAUAGCUCGGUGAAUAAUUAAGAACUGCUUCACCCGUUUGUAUUCUAGGGCAGAAAUCCCCGAGCCAGACUGGGUUUAAAAAAAAAAAAAAAGUUAAAAUUCUAUUUAGAUAAUUGUAGCAUCAGGUGUUUAGUAACCAGUCCCCUCAGUUUGUCUAACUGUAGUUUGAAACAUGUCGGAUAAAUUUACAGAUUUCACAACCCAUUUGGUUUAUUGUGUUGGCAAUGCACCCUUCCCCUAUUUUACUUUCCACAAGCUCUUAACACACGUUUAACACCUUAAGGACACAUGACAUGUGUGACAUGUCAUGAUUCCCUUUUAUUCCAGAAGUUUGUUCCUUAAGGGGUUAAAUGCCUUUAAACCUGCAUAAGAUUGCAAAGGCUUAUAUAAACCUUCUGAAUACUUUGGGCCUUGUGGUACGACUGCCAUUUAGUUUCUGAGCGGAGUUUAGUCAUUUUGUGGCUGUAAAUUAAUAAAUCCAUAACCGUUUAAUUUCUUUAAAUAUGGCCAGCUAACAAUCUAAUGACAUAUCAUACCUUUUUACGAGAACCUCUUAAAGCUAAUUUUAUAUAACUUCCCCUGUAUUUUCAUGCAUAUGAAAUGGAUGUUUUAAGUAUUUAUAACUGUGAAAUGGAUUUAUUCAUCUGUGCUGUCAAAAAUGUAGGUCUGUAGAAUUAUUUUUCAUUGUGUGUGUUUUUCAAGAAGUGAGAGUAUCACGACUCCAAACAGCAAUUAUAUAAUGAGAUUUUUAAAUUCUAUAAAUUGAAUUUUCAUUUGGUUUGUUGUCCUCUGGACAUGUGGUCAAUUGCCACAAGGGGCAGCCAUUUAAAUAUGUAGUUUCCAUCAAAAUUGCCUUCACUUGCUAUUUUUAAUCCAGAUGACUUAAUUUAUUUGAAAUAUAACUUUCCUUUUGUUUUCAGUUAGUUAAAGAAGCUCAGGAAAAGUUCUGCUUAAUGGACAUUUUGCAAUAUAUUUCUUGUGCUGUUUUGGGUCAGGCAGCAUGCCUACCUUCUGGAAUGUUAUAAAUUUAUUACAAAACAGGUUUUUCGUGUUUAUUUUCUUUUUAAUUUUCUUUUUUUAUGUGUAUUAAUUUCUACACAAAUAUAGCGUAUCAAAGAACAUUUUCUCUGGUUUCAGGUCUUUCUGGCUAAGUACGUGUUAUACAAAGUUCUUUUUGAUGGAGGUCUUAAGAGUCUGCCCCCCCCCCCCCUGAAAUACGUUGUACUAAAGGAGGCUUGGUGUUAAAUUAGAGAAUAGAAAAAUGAAACCAAUCCCAAAUUGAAGCAAUUAUUUUAUGGAUAAAAUUACUCUGUAUAUGGCAAGACAAACAGGUCCUGUGGUGCUUGCUCCUCUGUUCGUUAUUUUUCAGAAACAGUCUUCAAAGUCUUCAGACUGUGUGUAGCGGACACCUGCAAAUCCAUGUGUAAGCACCAUAAAUGGUGAUUUCGUGAAAAAUGUUUUAUACCUGUCAGAAAAAACCACAAUCGUGUGAAUUACAAAAUACAAGACAUAAACGUCUACACGGCAUGAAAGAACAGGGGAACAAAAUAACCCCCUCCCCCCCACCUCAAAGGCCAGCUGGAUGCAUUUCGUGUUUAGUUACUUUUUUUUUCCUCUAAUAGUCCGACUAUUUGUGUUUUGUAGUUCACAUGUGGCCUUUUUUUCGUUCGAUCUAUAAUUUUUCAAUAAAUUGCCCUCUCUCAUGGAGCUACACGUGGUUUUGUUGUCAGUGGAGUGUGGUCCAAAAACGUCCUUUGUUUUCUAACUGAAAUACAAUGCCAAUUUGAAAACCAUGUAGUAGGCAGGGGUCUAGUUUAGCUAUUUACUUGCCGUUUAUCAAUCAUCACACCCUGAAAAUCCAAUGUCUUCUGGAACUCAAGGGGCGAGCGUAUUGCUUUUAAACAUUCUAUUACUGUUGAGUCAAAUUUCGAAAAGGAACUAUUUCUUCUUUAUGCAAUGUAGCGGAUGUGUCAAACCUUGCUUUUAAAGUGGUAUGCUAAAAGUCCUAAAAAAUUGAUUCAUUGCAACAGUUGUGAUUCUAAACACGCUUUGUUGAAAGUGGCUUAUAACUGAUAACUCAAAAUCAAUACAGCUAUAAGCCUGGCUCUCUCAAGUCAAGAGGGAUAUUUCCUCCUCUGCUGUCCACAAUGCUAAACGUUUGCAUGCAAUUUUAGGUGAAAAGGCUCAGGUUUGUCAAGGACAGUCUUUGAUACAUCUGCUUCUGAUCCAAAAUAAGGUAAAAUACACAAAUUUAAGUAAUUUCCAAUUGUGCCAUGCAACGUGGGAGUGGGGGAACCUUCUUGACUUCAUAAUGACAAUCUGAUCUCUCAGUGAAUCCACAAGCUUUCCAUGCAUAUUCAUAAUUUUGCCCCCUCUCUUCUUAACCAAUCUUAAAAGGAUGUUGGAAGAGAAUCCUAUAGGUACCUAAAACCAAUUCUGAGUCUCCGUAAUAGCAUUUUUACGAAGGCAAACAUCUUAUUGGAAAUACACGUUUAAUAUACACGAAGAGAGCUCAAACAGCCAUGUUCACACUAAUAAUGUCCUGUAGGUAGUAUAAAUUAAUCCUGAUUUUUAUUUUAUCCAUUAAAAUAUGGAAAACAUAUCGCCUCAAAUGUAAUUUCAGGGUAACAUGGACGUUUAUAGCAUUUAUAGUCGGUAGGCAACAAAUCAACAUUCUAUUAAACUUACUGAUUAUGUUCCUAUUGAUGGUGAUGAAUAAACCACAUUUUUUAAAGAAAAAUUUGUUAGGUUAGAUCUCGCAUUUAAACAAACUAAAUCGGAAUCCUAAAUGUGGCCUUCAACAAAGAAGGAAUUAUUGAAUGUGCAUUGCAUGUUAAAGAAGAGGGCUCAAUUGGUACACAAAGUCUAUUGGCUGUUCUAGCAUCUGAGUGGCAAGUAAGUCCCACCUCGGUCAAUUCAGGCUUUCUUACUUUUGAUUUUAAAAUUAAUACCAUUUGAGUUGAUUUAAACAUCUGUACCAGGCAACAUACAUGAACAAAACAUUGCACCCUUACUGGUUAAAAAGAAAAAAAUAUAAUAAUCCAGUAUAACGUAUAUUACUAGCUUUUUUAAGUAUCUUACAAUGAGGCAUUUUUGAUUUAGCACUAAAUCCCAUGGUCCCUUGAGUUUUUAAGGAUUGUUUCUACUAGUUUGUCUGUUUAAAAACAAACGGAAUUGGGGGGGGGGGGGAGAGGUGGGGAAACAAAUGUACGUUAUAUUCUUCAGUUACAUUGUUUUUGUAUGUUGAUUGACCCCAAUUUUUCUACGUUCACAUUUAUAUAGAGAAUUUAUACUGAAUAAGAGGAUGUUCCAAAAGUAACCAUUUUUAGUCUACUCAAAUGAAGGUCUGUUUCCUUAUGAAUCUUCAGUGAAAGGUACUUUCCAAUCACAUUUCUUAUUUUUAGUAUUAGUGGCGUUGCAGUCAGCUUAAUGUAUUCUCUACCGUAAUGACUUAGUCAAAUGAGAGAUUCUUAAACCGGUAUUUGACAUUUGGUGUAUCUGUAUUUGUCUUAUUCAGCAAUCUGCACUAUUCUUUUGGUAUAGACUAUACAAAGACCAUGUUUUCCUCAAUUUAUUAUCGAGAAGGCGCUAUUGGAAUUAAACGUCACCAAUAUUAGAAAUGUAUAUUGGCUUUGUUUUUGUUCCAAAAUAACAUACAAGGUUUUUUAUUACCAGCAAUUUAAAAAGAAAAUGGUUAGAUUUAAGUGUGCUUGGAAACGGGCUGUAAAUACUGUAAUUAUCUACAAUUCAACUUUUUAUUUUUUGUUUUGGGGUGGGGGAGUGUUGCAAUAUACAAAUACAGUAUUGUCAGUGGGUAACACUGAGAAAUAAAACCAUUUUUUUUUCCA
This is a messenger RNA of Pelobates cultripes (western spadefoot toad), 99340 nucleotides long. The record is from the annotation of a GenBank genome assembly. Lineage: Eukaryota; Metazoa; Chordata; Amphibia; Anura; Pelobatidae.